Messenger RNA from Coregonus sp. 'balchen', 93841 nucleotides. The record is from the annotation of a GenBank genome assembly. NCBI's taxonomy places the organism in Eukaryota, Metazoa, Chordata, Actinopteri, Salmoniformes, Salmonidae.
AUGGCUGCCAUCGAGAGCAGCUUCCCAGAGGCUAAUCUUUCAGCUGUCUCCAUGGUGAACCCUGCUAUUGUCGGAGGCAUCAACCUGCUCCAGUACAUAAGGAACUGGCAUGGCAAAGGUACAGUACCUAUGCCAAGAAUAAAGCAAUCAACAAAAUCACAUAUGUUUAUUAGACAAUUUAUUCAAACACAUGUAGCAAAAGACAACAUGCAUAAAUACAAUUAUUGAGGAUGACACAAAACAAUUUUUUUUUACAUUGUGAUCCUCACAUUUUCAUUGUGGCCCUCUUUGAAUCACUUCCAACUUCUUACUUCAUCACAUUUGAUCUCCAUGUCUACUAUGUCUAUUGGUUUCUGAUUUCUAAUUACUACUUUACCUCAAGCAUCAAAUGUUCAUCUGCACUCGUUUACGUGUUUUUGAUUGGUCAAUGUAUUUAUUCAGUUGGGAAGACAUCAAUCUCAUCUAAUGCUCAGAAUCAGAUGCAUUUUACAUUUUCAAAUCGCAUUACUCACACAGACUCCACAUACAGGCCAACAACAAUAAGCCUUUAUCCCAAGGGGAAACCCCCUAACUAAAGCACAAUACUGUUUCACUAUGUUAAGGCGUUAUCAUCUGUGUUGAGACAAGAUGCAAUGGCUUAAAUAACUAUUAAAUAAAGUAUCAGGAAUUUCUGAUUUGUUGCUUUUGGAUAGAAAUAACAAUUUGUACUAGAAUAAAUACUGGGAACUGCAAAACCAGCUCAGUUCCAUUCAGCUAUGUGAGUCAGCCAGGUUAAUUGGAAGAGGACAGAGGGAGUGUUUUUUUCAAAUGUCAUGACUUACAGAAUCAAACAACAUUCUUUUGAUUUAGAAGGGAACACUAUGAAAGAAAUGAGAAUGUGAACGUACAUCCAACAUUUAUACUAGACCAAAAUACAAACCCCUCAGAGGAAUAUUGACUGUCAUGUUUUCAGCCCUCACGUGUCAGUAACCUCUUUAGAUAGGCCACUUUUAUCUGAAAUCUCUCUACAAAUAUGAUUUUACACAGAUGUCUACAUCACCCUUGGUGACGUUAUCAUGGUGCCACCCAAUACCUCAGUAGCAGCAGCCGUCAACACCCUCAUGCAGCAGGUCAGGAUACCACUAGACAAGGUAAGCCUCCCUUCCCUGGCCAAAGGCCCUGUUUGAAUGCUUUAGAAUUGUGAGUUAAGCUUCCCAAGCCUGGUCCAGAUCUGUUUGUGCUGUCUAGCCAACUCCUGUGUUCAUUGUCAUGUCAAAUUGGCAAGACAGCACAAACAUAUCUGGGACCAGGCUAAAGAUUCCAUUCCCUGGCCUAAAUCUGUUUUCAGUACAGCACAGAAUGUGUCAGAAUGCCCUCCAAGAAAUAAAGCUUUUGCCUGUAUGAUGUGCAUACUAAAUAAUAUAAUCUGAUUAGUCUAGGUACCAGAAAGUCACUAGGAAUGCUUCUAUCUGAUAUCAGGAUAGACGUAAAACCUGUUCUUACACAACAGUGAUACUCAUCAGCACUUUUCUAAAAGGGGCAAUAUAGCUCCGUCUAUGAAUCUGAGAGUUCUUCAGCUCCAUCCCUAAGCUAUUUACCCCAAAAAGUGAUGGGGUGAUUGUUUUGUUGUUAUUUGAAUGCCAGAUUGUCCCUUUAAAGGAAUACUUCGGGGUUUUGGCAAUGAGACCAUUUAUCUACUUGCCUAGAGUCAGAUGAACUCGUAGAUACCAUUUUUAUGUCUCUGUGUCCAGUAUGAAGGAAGUUAGAGGUAGUUUCACGAGCCAAUGCUAACUAGCAUUAACGCAAUGACUGGAAGUCUAUGGGUAUCUGCUAGAAUGCUAGUAGCGGCAGGUAGCUUAGUGGUUAAGAGCAUUGUGCCAGUAACCGAAAGGUCGCUGGUUCUAAUCCCCAAGCCGACUAGGUGAAAAACAUGUCGACGUGCCCUUGAGCAAGGCACUUAACCCUAAUUGCUCCUGUAAGUCGCUCUGGUUAAGAGCGUCUGCUAAAUGACUAAAAUAUAUAAAUAAAUAAAUAAUCCCUUCAUACUGGACACAGAGACAUAAAAAUGGACUGGGGAAGUAGAUAAAUGACCUCAUUGCCAAAAUCCCGAAGUAUCCCUUUAAAGGAGAUUUGUACAAUUACUCCUAAAAAAGUUAUGUUAGUUCAAAGUAAUUAUGUGAUUAUCAAGGUAUUAUUAAAGUAUAAAUUACUUUACUGAUGCAUACCCAAACAUGAUCCUCUCCAACCACAACCUUUAGGCUGUGGCGCUAACAAUGGACAAGGCCCUCUUGCAUUCCUACAUAUGUUCAGGAAACCUCAGUGAUGAGCUCCAAGCAGCUUGUACUGGAGGGACAGUGGAUAUGCUGCUGGGGUGGAUCAGUGCCGACAAGGUGGCCCAACAGGUAUGUGUGUGUGGGUGGGUGGCUAUGUGUUAUGGCAUCAGCACAGAGAUGAGCAGAGAACAGAGGAAAACAGACAGUGAAGGUGUGUCUGGGGUGGGGCCGUUGCUGUCUUUCAUAUCCUAUCUGAAUAGCAUUACAAACAUUUUUUCCCCUUAUUCUAUUCUCUGUUGUUCAAAUGUAAAGACAUGAAGACAUUAUAUAAUUCCACAUUCUCUCUCUUUAUCUCUCUUCCUCCUUCUCUCUCUAUUUAUCCCUCCCUUCCUCUAUCUACUCCCUUCUCAAUAUAUACACCCAAUCAGAGACACAGGGGCAAACCAAACACAGGGUUACCUUGGUAACAUCCUAGCUUCAACAACAUAUCAGCAGUGGGGACUGAUGGGGGAACUCACAGGGCCACCUGUGUAACAGGACCCCAGAGAUCCCCAAUUGCACCUUUCUGCCAGGCUGCCACGAGGCUAGGGGUAGAGAUGUUAACGAAUUACCAGUCAGAGGCAGAGGCAGUUAGCUAAGCCGCCCCUCAUUUGUGUGCUCACUCACUGAACUGUCUGGUUCAGAAAUAAUAUAUUCCCUGGAUGAUAGCCUGACUGUUUGUUCACUAAUGGAUUGAUCUUGUGAUCAGUGGUUAUUAUACAGUUGAAGUCGGAAGUUUACAUACACCUUACCCAAAUACAUUUAAACUCAGUUUUUCACAAUUCCUGACAUUUAAUCCUAGUAAAAAUUCCCUGUCUUAGGUCAGUUAGGAUCACCACUUUAUUUUAAGAAUGUGAAAUGUCAGAAUAAUAGCAGAGAGAAAGAUUUAUUUCAGCUUUUAUUUCUUUCAUCACAUUCCCAGUGAGUCCAAAUUUUACAUACACUCAAUUAGUAUUUGGUAGCAUUGCCUUUAAAUAGUUUAACUUGGGUCAAACAUUUCAGGUACCGUUCCACAAGCUUCCCACAAUAAGUUGGGUAAAUUUUGGCCCAUUCCUCCUGACAGAGCUGGUGUAACUGAGUCAGGUUUGUAGGCCUCCUUGCUCACACACGCUUUUUCAGUUCUGCCCACAAAUGUUCUAUAGGAUUGAGGUCAGGGCUUUGUGAUGGCCACUCCAAUACCUUGACUUUGUUGUCCUUAAGCCAUUUUGCCACAACUUUGUAAGUAUGCUUGGUGUCAUUGUCCAUUUGGAAGACCCAUUUGCGACCAAGCUUUAACUUCCUGACUGAUGUCUUGAUAUGUUGCUUCAAUAUAUCCACCCAAAUUUCCUUCCUCAUGAUGCCAUUUAUUUUGUGAAGUGCACCAGUCCCUCCUGCAGCAAAGCUCCCCCACAGCAUGAUGCUGCCACCCCCGUGCUUCACGGUUGGGAUGGUGUUCUUCGGCUUGCAAGCCAUCCCCCUUUUCCUCCAAACAUAAUGAUGGUCAUUAUGGCCAAACAGUUCAAUUCAGACCAGAGGACAUUUCUCCAAAAAGUAUGAGCUUUGUCCCCAUGUGCAGUUGCAAACCGUAGUCUGGCUUUUUAAUGGCGGUUUUGGAGCAGUGGCUUCUUUCUUGCUGAGUGGCCUUUCAGGUUAUGUCGAUAUAGGACUCGUUUUACUGUGGGAUAUAGAUACUUUUGUACCUGUUUCCUCCAGCAUCUUCACAAGGUCCUUUGCUGUUGUUCUGGGAUUGAUUUGCACUUUUCGCGCCAAAGUACGUUCAUCUCUAGGAGACAGAACGCGUCUCCUUCUUGAGCGGUAUGACGGCUGCGUGGUCCCAUGGUGUUUAUACUUGCGUACUAUUGUUUGUACAGAUUAAUGUGGUACCUUCAGUUGUUUGGAAAUUGCUCCCAAGGAUGAACCAGACUUGUGGAGGUCUACAAUUUUUUUUCUGAGGUCUUGGCUGAUUUCUUUUGAUUUUCUCAUGAUGUCAAGCAAAGAGGCACUGAGUUUGAAGGUAGGCCUUAAAAUACAUCCACAGGUACACCUCCAAUUGACUCAAAUGAUGUCAAUUAGCCUUUCAGAAACUUCUAAAGCCAUGACAUAAUUUUCUGGAAUUUCCCAAAAAACCUUCAACUGUACAUACAGUAAGCUAACAUCAAUCUCUUAAAAGCAGAGGGAAACAGGGUGUCAAUGGAGAUUCAUUGAUUUGAGGUGAAUUCAAUGUCAAUGCAGUCAAUUUAGGAAGUAAGCUGAAAUUCCAAUUGAACAUUUCCUCUUUUUUAUAAAAAUUUAUAAAAAUGUCAGCUUGAUUCCUUGAAAUGAAAUUGACGGCAGCCCUGUUUCCUUAUCUCCUUCUUCUAUCCUCUCCAGUAUCUUCCCAUCUUCAGACACUUCAGUUUGACUGUUUGAUCUGUAAUGGGCUGAUCUGAUGAUCAGUGGUAACUGUAUUAAACAUACUGUGCAUACAGUAAUGUCCAUCCCCAAAAAGCAGGGAGAAACAGGGUCGCAAAGGAGAUUGCAGCAUUCAAUGGGGUUUAUUGGUCCUCUGUGUGACUUGCCGUGUUUCCCCUCCUCAGAGCCUCCUGGCCUGGAGUAAAGACGCUGCUCCGGGGGAUGUGACCUUCACCAGAGGCCUCAUCCACAGCCUGAUAGGACUGUUUAUGGCCCCUGAGGUCCACGGCUCCUCCAACAAUAUCAGGUCCCAGCGUAGCAGCGACACGCAGCCUCAGAACACAGAGGAAGAGCUGUGAGUGAAAAUUUUUAGUUUCUCUCAUUGUGUAGUUCUGGUGCUAGAUACAUGACAAAUACUGCACAUUUAAAAUGGGCAGUUAAAUAUUUCAUUUGUCAUUCAACAAGGGUUGGAAAUGGACUUAAAGUAGUCGUCGGUGAGGAUAGAACUUUCACUUGAUUCUGCCUGAAAUACGUGUAACUGAUCUCAACCCUGGAAUCUUCAGAAUAGUCCAUAAACCCCAUAAGAAAGUAUAUUGCCAAGCAAAGAAGCCCAAAGUCUACCAGUAGUGUCCAUUCUCCCAUGGGUGACCUCUAAACUCUGUGUUGGCAGGUUCCUGAGUGUGGGCUCAGUAGCAGUCGAGCUUCUGAAGGGCAUUCCUGGCUGGAACUACGUUCAGAUGGCCCUCACCACCGGCCAUGCCUCCAUGCAGCUGGCUACGACAGGCUUGGACCCUCUACUGAGUAUGUACUGUGUGUAUAGAGCUGCAUAUAACCCAUGAAGAUGAAUUGGAACUGUAUACUUUUUGUUGCCAAUAAAGUAUUUUGAAUUUAAUUAAAUUAAAUUGAACACUCCUCUGAUUUGACCAUGGUCACCUUGUGUUUUCUUCCUGACACAUAGAGAUGAUGGGAAAGGUGUCGACAGACGCCCAUACCUACCAGGAUAUCUUCAUCUCCUUGAUGUCCAACCAGGCUGCCGCUGACAACUUUGCUGGACAGGUCAUGGACUCAAUAGUGAAGUCAAUCAUGAAGGUGAGUGGACUGGCUUUAAUUAGGAAAAGCAGGCAAAACUGGUUGAAAUGUCAUCGUAAGUAGAACUAAAGUACUUAUAACCUGUUUACAACCAGAAGUAUACUGAACAAAAAUAUAAACAAAACAUGUAAGGUGUUGGUCUCAUGUUUCAUGAGCUGAAAUAAAAGAUCCCAGAAAUGUUCCAUACGCACAAAAAGCUGCUUUCUCUCAAACGUGUUUACAUCCCUGUUAGUGAGCAUUUCUCCUUUGCCAAGAUAAUCCAUCCACCUAACAGGUGUGGCAUAUCAAGAAGCUGAUUAAACGGCAUGAUCAUUACACAGAUGCACCUUGUGCUGGGGACAAUAAAAGGACACUCUAAAAUGUGCAGUUUUGUCACAUAACACAAUGCCACAGAUGUCUCAAGUUUUGAGGGAGCGUGCAAUUAGCAUGCUGACUGCAGGAAUGUCCACCAGAGCUGUUGCCAGAGAAUUGAAUAUUAAUUUCUCUACCAUAAGCCGCCUCCAACGUUGUUUUAGAGAAUUUGGCAGUACGUCCAACCGGCCUCACAACCGCAGACCACAUGUAACCAUGCCAGCUGAGGACCUCCACAUCCGGCUUCUUCACCUAUUGGAUCGUCUCAGACCAGUGUUGUGUCGAGUAAACGUUGCUAAUUAUGCUGUGUGACCAAGGAGAACCCGCUGACGCUGUAUUUUCAUCAUAAAGGUUUAUUCAUAACAAAGGGUUACAGCGUCGAUUUACAGAUACCUGCAGAUACCUGGAGAAUAAUCGCCCCAUCUCAAAUCUGAUUAUUCUGACCUCCUUUGUCUCAACCUAGUAUUUAUAAUCUUUACCCUGCUGUGGGUGGUUUCCCAUACAGACUAAUCACCUGUCUCCACACAACAGACUUCCUCUGUUCUAUGGUGUGUCCCUCUAAAACUACUCCCUCUAAGCUGAAUAAACCUCCUCUCAAGUUCCAUUUGAAAACGUUAGCGAAGUCAUAAUUCCUCAGAUACUACACCAGCCACCUGGACAGCUGAUGAAACUGAGGAGUGUUUCUGUCUGUAAUAAGUGGGUGGGCCUAUGGCCUCCCAUUCUCACUCAUGGCUGCGCCCCUACCCAGUCAUGUGAAUUCCAAAUAUUAGGGCCUAAUGAAUUUAUUUAAAUCCAAUGAUUUCCUUAUAUGAACUGUAACUCAGUAAAAUCAUUGAAAUUGUUGCAUGUUGCGUUUAUAUUUUUGUUCAGUAUGGUUGUAAUCGAUUGUAAUGACUUCAUUUCAACCAGCUUUGCCAGUUGGGGGAGUAGUACCAUUGUCUUGGUGGGUUUUUUGUGAUAUGCAUUUACAUUUACAUUGUCAUAUGUUACAAUGUAUGAUAUGACAUUGUGAGUGAUAUGGUGAUAUUGUUUAUGGGCUUAUAUGGGUUAUAUGAGUGAUAUUUUGAGUGAUAUAAUAUAAUAAUAUGCCAUUUAGCAGACGCUUUUAUCCAAAGUGACUUACAGUCAUGCGUGCAUAAAUUUUUUUGUGUAUGGGUGGUCCCGGGGAUCGAACCCACUACCUUGGCGUUACAAGUGCCGUGCUCUACCAGCUGAGCUACAGAGGACCACAUAUAUGAUAUGGUGUUCUUGUUCGGUUCCAAUAGGUCCUAAUGGCUCAGGGACAUUCAUUCAUUCAAUCAUCAAUGAAUGAAUGAAUUAAUACAUUAAUUAAUUAAUUAAUUCAAUCAUUCAUUCAUUCAUUCCUUGUUGGUUUCCAGUAGGUCCUAAUGGCUCAGUGACAUUCAUUCAUUCAUUCAUUAAUUCCUUGUUGGUUUCCAAUAGGUCCUAACGUCUCAGGGACCAGUGAGGUGUGAUGAUCUGCUGGGCCAGUGGUCCUGGCUCUCCUCUCUGAGUUCCAUGGACCCCAGCAUGUGGAACGUCCUAUUCUGCCCAGGGAACAAGUCUCAUUUCCAUGACGCUCUGCUGGCUGAGUGGAUGCCUGUGGUUGCCAAGGUGAGUCAAGUGUACCUACACAGCACUCACAGGUUGUGUCUUAUUGGCCAGGUCUCCCUAGAAAACGAGGUACUGGUAAAAUAACUGAAGAUUAAAAGGUUAUCACAAAAGCAGAAUACAGACAACACAAACCUCCCUCAGAUCCAAUACUGGUUUAGACCAUGUAGGUCAUUUCCAUUGUAAACAUUGAUGAAUGGUCUAGUGGGAAUACUGUUUGUAGUAAACAGAAACUAUGUCAUAUGUGAGCCUAUGGAUUUUCUUUAUAUAUUUUUACUUUAAGUACAUUUUUGGGAUAUUCAUAAAUUUUUUAAUAAGCCAGCAAUUGUUGUUAUGUUAUAUCCUAAAACAUGUAUAUUCAUCAUUCUUUGAUAAUUUUGUCAUUUCCUUCUUUAUCCAAGGCGAUUCAGCUAAUGAACAUAGUACAGGGCAGUAACACCACCAAUGUCACCCUUCCCAUGAUCCUCACUGAGUGGCAUGCGCUGGCUGGCUCCUUUGUCAGCGGUGAAGUGGCCUUGAUGAACUUCAGUAGUCUGUUGGAUGCUACCUACCUGGUGGGCUGGGUCCCUGUGAACAUCACUGCAGUGGACUGGACACAGAUUCUCAUGACAAGGUUAGUGUGUACACACCCUAAUGAAGGCCCUUCGGCCAAAACGUUGGUCAAAUAAAUCGACCAAGUAGAGAUGAGUGUGUACUUUUUUCAUUUGUGAUGGUCAGUGUACCUUUAGUAACCACAUAAUGACCAUACUGUCUUGAGAUAAUGUAUUCAAGGUUUGUGUAUAAAUGAGUAUACAAUAUCCUUGCAUCCACAAGCACAGUUAUCAGUAUGUAGGCGAGCCGACAUUAUGAAAAUAUUGAGUCUAUCAACAUGUGUUAGCAAAUACAAUAUGCAGAAAUGUUACUGAAUACAUAAUUGAUGUAAGGUGAGAUUAGGGCUGUUGCGGUGACCGUACUACCGCUACACCAGCAGUCGUGACCGCAGUAAAAUUCCACUUGACCGUUGAGUCCCGGUAAUCUCCUUUUAUGAGCUCUGGAUAUGCUUAAUUGGGUGGCACAUUACCUUUAGCUAUACAGAAUAUCUCACCACCAAGUGUUUCCAUCUCCUACUCUCUCUCCUUUAUUCCUUUCUCGAGCAUGCAGAGAAGCUGUUGUGAUGGAAAUUUCUGUUAAACCAUUAUUAUGCUUGUGUACUAGAAGCUGUUUUCUUUAAACCUAGUUGCUUAGGCAUUAAUUAUGAGAUUGGUGAUGUAACUAACUGGAUCAUAUGAGAUGGGAUUGUGUGUGCAUGGGUAUGGGCCUGUUUCUAACUGUUCUGUGGAUGUGUAGCAUAGGAACCUAGGUUUAGGGAAGUAUGUACAUGAUGUCUGGGCGCACAGCCAAGAGCUGACAGGCAAGACCUAUGGUUUCCUGCUGGUCAGAAGGGAAAGAACUGGUUCCUCUCAAUCUACUGAAACCAGAGCAAAGUGUUAAAUCCUGCGCACUAAUGAUAAAGCUGUUGUCCUGGCUACGGCCUGUUGCUGGGCAAAAGGGUCAAGCUUCUGUGUGUGUGUAUGUGUGUGGGUGGCGAACCAGCUUGCUUGCCUGGUUCGAGGGACCAUUAAUCUACUUUUGAUGAGCUAUGUCUGGGGAGAUUUCCUGUUGUUUUAACACCUAUUGUCCUCAGAAUGAGACUACCUUUUUCACAGUUAGUCUGCACCCUGUACCUCAGUUCCGUCUCAUUGUCCAGCACAUACACACACCAAGAUCACAAGUUUUGUACAUGCUUGCAUAAAAUGGCUUGCCUAUAUAAGGUUUCUGUACUCCUCGUGUCAUUUGAGCUCUGGCGUACACCUCAGAAGUGUAUGCCUGUCCAGCUUCAUUAUUGCAAUAAUUAAUCGAUAAAUAAAGUUUAAUUGUUUGAAGAAAUAACAGUCUCUCCUUAUUGGGUAGAAUUUCCACGACACUGUCAAUAGUUUAUUGAAAUAUGUUUCGUUGCGACAACAUGUUACUAUUGAUGUUCCCAAACAGAUUUCACUUGGUUUCAUAAAAUUAAGCCCUGGGUAGCUUCAGGAACAUGGUUGGAGAGCCCAUGGCAUACAGAGUGUGGGCAGAAUAUCACCUGUCGUGCAGCAAGAGCAUGCUCCUCAAACAGUGGUUGAUGCAUGGAGUGAAAUAAGUGUUCUUAUAUUUAUUUCUCAGCUGUAGUAGGCUACCAGGCAUCAUUGAAAAACGGAUCGGCGGGAAGUGCGCAGCCCAUUCGCAAUUCGAGUGCAUACGGAUGACAUGUCUUUUUCCCCCCGCCACUGUUCCUGCCCAUUUGAUAAUGGGCCAUUCUAAAUCGAAACUAAUUUGACAUAUUAGUAAAGACAAGAUUACAUUGAGAAUAAUCUGAUGGGUGAAAAUAUGAUCACUUCAUGAGAGAACAGCUGUGCAUCCUGAGGCAAGGAACAGAGCGCAAGCUUUUUUUGUAACUUUCUCAAAUCAUCAAUAGCCUAUAGUCUCAUCAUGCAGCCCAUAUACAGUGCCUUCGGAAAGUAUUCAGACCCCUUGACUUUUUCCAUAUUUUGUUAGGUUACAGCCUUAUUCUAAAAUUGAUUAAAUUGUUUUUUUCUUUCAUCAAUCUACACACAAUACCCAAUAAUUUAUAAAAAAUAGAAAACUGAAAUAUCACAUUUACAUAAGUAUUCAGACCCUUUACUCAAUACUUUGUUGAAGCACCUUUGGCAGCGAUUACAGCCUCAAGUCUUCUUGGGUAUGGCACACCUGUAUUUGGGAAGUUUCUCCCAUUAUUCUCUGCAGAUCUUCUCAAGCUCUGUCAGGUUAGAUGGGGAGCGUUGCUGCACAGCUAUUUUCAGGUCUCCGCAGAGAUGUUACAUCGGGUUCAAGUCCGGGCUCUGGCUGGGCCACUCAAGCACAUUCAGAGACUUGUCCCGAAGCCACUCCUGCGUUGUCUUGGCUGUGUGCUUAGGGUCGUUGUCCUGUUGGAAGGUGAACCUUCGCCCCAGUCUGAGGUCCUGAGCACUCUGGAGCAGGUUUCAAUCUCUAUACUUUGCUCCGUUCAUCUUUGCCUCGAUCCUGACUAGUCUCCCAGUCCCCACCGCUGAAAAACAUCCCAACAGCAUGAUGCUGCCACCACCAUGCUUCACCGUAGGGAUAGUGCCAGGUUUCCUCUAGAAGUGACACUUGGCAUUCAGGCCAAAGAGUUCAAUCUUGGUUUCUUCAGGCCAGAGCAUCUUGUUUCUCAUGGUCUGAGAGUCUUUAGGUGCCUUUUGGCAAACUCCAAGCGGGCUGUCAUGUGCCUUUUACUGAGGAGUGGCUUCCGUCUGGCCACUCUACCAUAAAGGCCUGAUUGGUGGAGUGCUGCAGAGAUGGUUGUCCUUCUGGAAGGUUCUCCCAUCUACACAGAGGAACUCUAGAGCUCUGUUAGACUGACCAUCAAAUGCUUGGUCACCUCCCUGACCAAGGCCCUUCUCCCUCAAUUGCUCAGUUUGGCCGGGCGGCCAGCUCCAGGAAGAGUCUUCGUGGUUCCAAACUUCUUCCAUUUAAGAAUGAUGGAGGCCACUGUGUUCUUGGGGACCUUCAAUGCUGCAGACAUUUCUUGGUACCCUUCCCCAGAUCUGUGCCUCAACACAAUCCUGUCUCAGAGCUCUACGGACAAUUCCCUUGACCUCAUGGCUUGGUUUUUGCUCUGACAUGCACUGUCAACUGUGGGACCUUAUAUAGACAGGUGUGUGCCUUUCCAAAUCAUGUCCAAUCAAUUGAAUUUACCACAGGUGGACUCCAAUCAAGUUGUAGAAACAUUUCAAGAAUGAUCAAUGGAAACAGGAUGUACCUGAGCUCAAUUUUGAGUCUCAGAGCAAAGAGUCUGAAUACUUUUUUUUUUUAUGUUUAAUAAAUUAGCUACAAUUUCUAAAAACCUGUUAUUGCUUUGUCAUUAUGGGGUCUUUUGUGAAGAUUGCUGAGGAUUUUUUAAUUAUUUAAUCCAUUUUAGAAUAAGGUUGUAACAUAAAACAAUGUGGAAAAGGUCAAGGGGUCUGAAUACUUUCAGAAGGCAUUGUAUGUUUUGAUUUCUAAGCCAUUCCAAGGUUUGUAUCAUUCACAACUAAAUUAGCCAAAAAACUCAAAAUCUAGCAUAUAAGACCUGUUUCAAAUGAUCACUUUUACGCUCAACAUAGCCACUUCUGUAAUGAAUACUCGGACAGAGUGGUAAGAUCCAAUCGCAGAAUAGCGAUGCUUUAUUAGAGUACAGACAAGGGAAUAGCUUAAUCGUGGUCGGGCGGGCUGUGGUCAAAACCUGGCCAGGCAGAGACAGGCAGAGGUACCAAGGGAGCGGGCUUAGUCGUAGUCGAGGUCACAGGCACAGGAUCAGAGAACGGUAAUCACUGGGGUAGACAAGUAGAGGAUUAAGCAAUUCGGGGAGUCAAACAACAAGGCACAGGUCGGAUACACGGGUAAUCAAAAACAACAAACUCUCUCUCUCUCUCGGAACAAAACGCUUAGCAAGUCACAAUGGAACAAUACCUCGCACCGACUGAACUUCUGAGCACACCUUAUAUCCUACACUAAUUACUGACAGGUGUGCUCAGAACUCAGGUGAACCAGAUCGAGUCUGAUGACUCCCCCUCUCUGUAGAUCGGGGAAGUGUCAGACUCUGUCUAGACCCAGCCAACCCCCGAUCCCUUACAGUAUCCCCCUCCCCAGGGCCGGCUCCUGACGGCCUUCUACCUCUACCGGGUGGUCUUCCUCUGGGUCGGGGUCCGGGAUGAUCUGGCUGUUCAGCGUGGAAAGUGGCCUUGAGAGCGGGGUCUAGUAUGUCCUUAGCAGGGACCCAGGACCGUUCCUCCGGUCCAUAUCCCUCCCAGUCCACGAGAUAUUCGAUGCCCCCUCGUCUCCGUCUUGACUCCAGUAUCUCGUGGACUGUAUAGGUGGUGUCCUGUUCAUCCUCCAAAGGUGGUGUAGUAGGUUGUUGAGCGAUUGGUGGGUACAUCGGGCUAUAAUGGACAGGUUUCAACAGGGAGACGUGGAACGUAGGGUUUAUCCUGUAGUGUCGAGGGAGUAACAGACGGUAGGUGACAGGGUUAAUACGUCUCUGUACCUUGAAGGGACCAAUGUACCUGGGUUGGAGCUUCUUGCAGCUCCGUCGGAACCGCAGGUCUCGGGUAGACAGCCACACUCGCUGCCCGGGUUGAUAAGUGGGAGUAGGUCUCCGGCGUCGGUCGGCGUAGGUCUUUUGCUGUUGUGAUGCUUGACUGAGAUGUUGAUGGGCCGUCUCCCAGACCUGCGCACUCCGACGGAACCACUCGUCCACCGCCGGUACCAUCCCGGGUGCGGUAUCCCACGGGAACAGGGGUGGUUGAUACCCUAGAACACACUGAAAGGGCGUUAGACGUAGGGAGGUGUGAAUGAGUGAGUUCUGAGCAUACUCUACCCAAGGAAGGAAUCGGCUCCACUCUUGCGGCUGCCGCGAACAUUGUUGCCGUAGAUACUUCCCAAUUUCCUGGUUGAGCCGUUCUGUCUGCCCAUUGGCCUGGGGAUGAUAUCCGGAGGUGAGGCUCACCGAGAUGCCCAAGCGUUCGCAGAAGGCCUUCCAAACCCGGGAUAUGAACUGGGGUCCCCGGUCGGAAACAAUAUCCUCCGGAACACCAAACUGCCGGAACACCUGGUUAAACAUAGUCUCCGCCAUCUGAGUGGCGUUAGGUAAACGGGUCAUGGGUACUAACCGACACAUCUUGGAGAAUCGAUCGAUGACCACGAGAAUUACAGUAUGGCCCUCUGAUUCUGGUAGGUCGGUAACAAAGUCCAUAGCAAUGUGCGACCAGGGUCGUUGAGGAGUUGGCAAUGGCAUCAGCUUACCCUCCGGUAGUGCUCGAGGCGCCUUGGACUGAGCACAUACUGGGCAGGAUAAUACGUAGUCUCUGACGUCAUCUGUGAGGGAAUCCCACCAGUAUUUUCGACUGAUGAGUCGUGUAGUUCGAGUGAUUCCGGGAUGACCAGAUCCUAGCGACGUGUGGCACCAUUCCAUCAGUUGAGGUCGAAGCGGAGCUGGUACAAACACCUUCGACACCGGGGUUUCUGGAGGGGCUGGUUCCGCUUGUAGGCUCUCCUGAAUCGUGUCAUCGAUAGCCCACCUCACAGGACCAGCACGGCAACUCAUGGGGAGGAUAGGUUCUGGUUCAACCGGUCUGUCAGCGCGCUCGAACCGUCGGGAAAGCGCGUCCGCCUUACAAUUCUUGGACCCGGGAAUAUAAGAGACAGUGAAUUGGAAACGGUUGAAGAAUAACGACCACCUUGCCUGUCGGGAGUUCAGUCGUUUAGCACUGUGAAGAUACUCCAGAUUGCGGUGGUCCGUGAGCACUUGGAACGGAUGAGCUGCUCCCUCCAGCCAAUGUCUCCACUCCUCCAGUGCUAACUUCACCGCCAGUAAUUCACGAUUUCCCACGUCGUAGUUCUGCUCGGCCGGAUUCAGCUUCUUAGAAAAAAAAGCACAGGGUCGUGAUUUGGGCGGCUCACCUUGGCGCUGGGAUAGCACGGCUCCAACUCCAACCUCCGAGGCGUCCACCUCCACGAUGAACGGCAAGGUAGGAUCCGGCUGACAUAAAAUGGGAGCGGUGGUAAAUCGUUGUUUCAAUGUCUCAAAAGCCCGCACUGCCCCCUCCGUCCAUUUCAGACCACGACCCUUGUGGCUGGUCAUCGCCGACAGGGGAGCUGCGGUUGUGCUGAAAUUACGCACGAACCGUCUAUAGUAAUUGGCAAACCCUAAGAAUCUCUGGAGCUCUUUCACCGUCUGGGGUUGAGGCCAGUCUCGUACAGCUUGCACCUUGGAUUCAUCCAGUUUUACUCCGUCGGGAGUGAGUAUGGCCCAAGGAAGGAAAUCGUCGUGACAUGGAAUUCACUCUUUUCGGCCUUCACGAACAGAGAGUGUUGUCGGAGUCGGUCCAGAACCUGGCGUACAUGGGACACAUGUUCACUCAGAGAGUUAGAGUAGAUUAGGAUGUCAUCAAUGUACACUAUGACAAAGCGAUCAAUCAAGUCCCUGAAAAUGUCAUUCAUGAACGCCUGGAACACAGAGGGCGCGUUAGUAAGUCCAUAGGGCAUGACACAAUAUUCAUAAUGUCCUCGAUGGGUGAUGAAGGCGGUCUUCCAUUCAUCCCCUUCUCUAAUGCGCACCAGAUUGUACGCACUCCUGAGGUCCAGUUUACUGUAGAUGGAGGCCUGCCCCACCUGCUCGAGGGCUGCUGGAAUCAAAGGAAGGGGGUAACGAUUUUUAAUGGUAAUAUCGUUCAAACCUCGAUAGUCUAUACAAGGACGCAGUCCGCCAUCCUUUUUCUUAACAAAGAAAAAACUGGAUGCGGCGGGAGACGUAGAUGGGCGAAUGGCCCCUUGCUGUAGUGCCUCAUCAAUAGACUUGCUCAUUGAUUCUCGUUCCGGCUGUGACAAAGGGUAGAUUCGUCCGCGAGGAGGUGUAGCCCCGGAUAGCAGAUCAAUUGCACAAUCCCAGGCCCGAUGCGGUGGUAACACGGUAGCCCUCUCCUUGGAGAACACCUGCGCGUAAUCCUGGUACUCUGUAGGAACAACAGUAGACACCGCACCCUUCGCAUCCUCCACAGUAGACGUUUUGCAAGGUAAAAUGAGGCACUCUGCCCUACAUACCUCACUCCAAGCCGUGAUCUCGCCAGAUUUCCAGGAGAUGACCGGAUCAUGGGUAACGAGCCAGGGGUGGCCGAGGACUAGCGGCUCCCGUGGAGCGGAGAUGACGAACAGAAUGAUGUUCUCAUGGUGCAGGGAGCCCACUUGUAACUUGAAUUCCUCGGUACGGUGCGUAAUGAACCCAGUGCCCAUGGGCUCACCGUCUAGCGCGUUGACUCGCAGGGGGGGUUGAAUUGGGAUAAGUUGAACUCCCAACUCCUCAGCAAGACCCAUAUCCAGAAAGCUGGCAGCCGCUCCGGAAUCAACAAGUCCUUCCAACCUGCGCACUUUCUCUCCGACAGAUAAGGUAACUGGCACAUACAUUUGUUUAGAUGUAAUGUUCAAAACUGGAGUCUCACUCACCGGUUUGGCAGUUCCGAGGCGAUAUCCUGGGGUACGGUUUGGUCGUACCGGACAUUGACGAACGAAAUGACCCGACUGACCACAAUACAGGCAUAGUCCGUCUUGCCGACGUUGUUGUCUCACCGACCCUUGUAGAGGUGACCGUCCCAGUUGCAUAGGUUCCUCCUCAGAUUCUCUCCUCCGCUCUGUCGAUUGCUUAGGACCAGUGAUCGAGGGCUCCCGGACUGUGGAUACCUUGUGUUGCACUAUCAGAUUAUCAAUAGAGAUGGCUAUUUUGAUAAACUCAUGUAGCGCAGUGAUAUCUCCUCGACAAGCCAACUCAGUCUGUACGUCUUUGCGCAGCCCUCUUCGGAAAACGGUGAGCAAGGCCGUCUCGCUCCAUCCGCUACCGGCUGCUAUAGUACGGAACUCUAAAGCGUAGUCGGCUACGGUGCGACGGCCCUGCUGAAGUUCGCAUAGUUGGUCUCCCACACUACGCCCAGAUACUGGGUGGUCGAACACCUCCUGGAACAGUCUCUUGAACUGAACUUCCGCAUUCAACUCGGGAACCUCAGCUGCCCAAAGCGCAGUAGCCCAAUCCAGUGCUCUUCCCGUUAGUAGAGAAAUCAUGAAAUCCACCCUGCUACGGUCAUCGGAAAACAUAGUACGAUUAUACGACAUAUACAGGGACGUCUGAAGUAGAAACCCCUGACAUUUGCCAGGUUCCCCGUCGUACCGAGUCGGUAGAGAAAUCGGAGGUGUAGGACGAGGACUGACCGUGCUCGGGGUGGUGCCUUCAGCCGCACCAGCGUUGAGUAGCUGCAGGAGUUCAUCCAUCCGUUUCUCCUGUAUCUCCCAUCGCCUCUGUAAUUCCGCUGGAUCCAUGGUAAAGGCGAGGUAUUCUGUAAUGAAUACUCGGACAGAGUGGUAAGAUCCAAUCGCAGAAUAGCGAUGCUUUAUUAGAGUACAGACAAGGGAAUAGCUUAAUCGUGGUCGGGCGGGCUGUGGUCAAAACCGGGCCAGGCAGAGACAGGCAGAGGUACCAAGGGAGCGGGCUUAGUCGUAGUCGAGGUCACAGGCACAGGAUCAGAGAACGGUAAUCACUGGGGUAGACAAGUAGAGGAUUAAGCAAUUCGGGGAGUCAAACAACAAGGCACAGGUCGGAUACACGGGUAAUCAAAAACAACAAACUCUCUCUCUCUCUCUCGGAACAAAACGCUUAGCAAGUCACAAUGGAACAAUACCUCGCACCGACUGAACUUCUGAGCACACCUUAUAUCCUACACUAAUUACUGACAGGUGUGCUCAGAACUCAGGUGAACCAGAUCGAGUCUGAUGACUCCCCCUCUCUGUAGAUCGGGGAAGUGUCAGACUCUGUCUAGACCCAGCCAACCCCCGAUCCCUUACAACUUCAUAUCAAAUCAAAUCGUAUUUGUCACAUGCGCAACAGGUGUAGACCUUACCGUGAAAUGCUUACUCACGAGCCCUUAACCAACAAUGCAGUUCAAGAAAUAGAGUUAAGAAAAUAUUUACUAAAUAAGCUAAAGUAAAAAAUUAAAUACAAAUAACACAAUAAAACAACAAUAUCGAGGCUAUAUACAGGAAGUACUGGUACCGAGUCAAUGUGCGGGGGUACAGCAGCAGUGUAAAAACAAAACAUAUGUGCACUCGCUCCGGACAGGGAAAAAAUCCUUUCUAUUUUAUUCAGCUAAGUUCAAUUAUGUUCUUCUUACUGUCAAAUCAUAUAAUAUAAAAUAAUGGCACGGGACUUUUACGUAUAUCUUGUCAGCUAAAUGAACAAGCCUACAGCCUAUGGCAUGGCGAAUAGCCAGAUAACAUACAUUAGGCAGACUCAUAUUCUGUUAAUCUGAAAUACAUUUUCUUCAUAUCAUAAUGUUUCUUUAGACCUGACUAAAAUAAAUGAUGGAUGUAUUGUGAUGGUGUAUAUUACAUUGAUUCAUUAGACUUUUUUUAAAUGUAGAUGUUCCAAAGGUGUGCAUCAGCAGCUUUCUAUGCAUGGAGGCCUGGAGAUGCUAAACGUGUUUAUGUUAAUGAAGGGUCAAUUACCAUGAGACCAGCAGUCUUUUGCAUAACAAUAACCGGUUGACAAAAUGUCAUGACCGCCACAACUCUAGGUGAGAAGGUAUUUCUAUCCAAUAUGUUAGUGGGAUACGUAAGUGUGUAUAAGUUACGAGUUGGUUGUCAUUUAUUAACUCAACAUCCAUUUCUUUAUGUCUCUCAGGGGUUUGGGGGCGUUCAUCACUGUUGGCUCUCACCUCCAGAACAGCCCACUGUGGCCGUCUAUGGAGUCAUACUUCCACAUCGCCUACUGGAUAAUGAACUACCAGCCCAACGUCACCGCUCCACCAAAUUGUGAGUCAGACACGCAUACACCAAUACAAUACAUAAAGCACUCACGAACACAUAAGAAUGGCCCAUAGGGUAGGAGCCUAUUACCUGUUUCUGUAAGGUGAGGCAGCUUGAUGUGCAAGUAGACCGCCUGGAGGGUUAGGGUUAGGUUUACAUUUACAUUUACAUUUUAGUCAUUUAGCAGACGCUCUUAACCAGAGCGACUUACAGGAGCAAUUAGGGUUAAGUGCCUUGCUCAAGGGCACAUUAACGUCAUUUAGCAGACGCUCUUAGCCAGAGCGACUCACAAAUUGGUGCGUUCACCCUAUAGCCAGUGGGAUAACCACUUUACAAUUUGGGGGGGGGGGGGGGGGGGGUUAGAAGGAAUACUUUAGCCUAUCCCAGGUAUUCCUUAAAGAGGUUUAGACAGGACAUAUGCUCACAAAUACAUAAAUAGACAGUAUGAAAUGUACUUCUUGUUAUAACUGAUCAGUUAAGUUCCAAUCAUACCAUGGAACAGAAGCUGCUGAGAGCUAGUAAUUGUAUUCCUCAUUAUUGAGGAAUAAACAACCGUUUAUAGUCAGCAAUAUCCAGUAUCCAUAUCCAAUGCUCAAAGCUACAUGCAUUUUAGGCAAUAUGGCCGCCAUUGCACGUGUGUACAUAUCGAUUACGUGACUACUCAUUGCCCUGGUUGUCUUGGUGUGCGACAAAGAUACAUAAUGACAAGAUACUCUGUCUGUCCCAAAUGGCACCCUAUUCGUUAUAGAGUGAACUUCUUUUGACCAGAGCCCCCUGGUCAGACGUAGCGCACUACAUAGGGUGCCAUUUUGGACGCAUGCUCUGUCUGUUCCGCUCAUGAGCUCUAUCUGUUUUAAAACAAUAUACAUGUACUGUCAUAACAGGUACUGUUGAUUCUACCACAUAUGCCCCUAUCUGCAAUACUGGGUUUACCUGGCAGCAGUUUGUCCCAACCACCGCUGCUCUGGUGCAGGAGUUUUCUGCUAAUCCUGCUACAUUACUUAGGUAAGUAAGCUCAUAGAGCAGAGAAGGAUAGAGCCUGUCCAUAGGUGUGGAGUCUAUGAUAUAGGUUGUGUCCCAAAUGGCACCAUAUUCUCUAUAUAGUGCACUAACUUUGACCAGGGCCCAUAGGGCUCUUUUCAAAAGUAGAGCACUAAAUAGGGAAUAGGGUACCAUUUGGGAUGCAUCCCGUGCCUCUAAGUAUAGUGUUAUGUAACUACUGUAACUCCACUUCUGCCACAGACUUAUCUCCCCUGGUGUCUUUCCUCCUCCUGCUCACUGUGUGUAAUUGUUCCUCAUAUUGUAAUGACUCCGAUUCACACCUACUUCUUAGUGAUGCACUCUCAUCGAACAACUGUUUUGUUGUUGUCAAUUGAUCAUAUUUUUUAUGACUAGAUUAUUAUAACAUAUAGACUAGUAGAUUAUUACUAAAACAAAUGAUUUGUUAUUGAUUUUGAUUAGUGGUUUAUAUGUGUUUAUCAAAUGUAAAUGUACCUUUUCUAGUUGCUUAUGUGAGAAGAUAACAAACAUUUUUUUUCUCUUUUCCACAGGCAUGUCCAGGGCUACUUGUCUUUCCUCCAGGCUGUCCUUGGAAACAUUGCCACAGGCACGGUCACCCAGCUCCUCAGCUCUGACCUAGUCCCAGGGGACGGCUCCAUCCGAGCCCUCCUGGAGAACCUGAUCACCAUCCUGAACAAGGACAUCACGCUGGUCUCCAACCUCACGUCCUUGGACCCCGAGCUGCCCCUCUCUCUCCUGGGGGAGAUGUUAGAGGCCCUGGGCCUGAAGCCUCUGGAAGCCCUGUGGACCCAGGGAGGUGGAUCCCAGGCCCCCAACGCCUCAUCUGUGAUGGCCAUUGCCCUGAAGGUAGCCAAAAACAUUAGUGGUGGUUUCUUGGACACAGAUUAAGCCUAAUUCUGGACUAGAAAGCAUUUUCAAUGGAGACUCUUCAUUGAGCAUGAUUUUUAGUCCAGGACUAACCACACCGUAUAGUAUUUUGUAAUUGUAUAAUUUAUUAUUUGUUCAAGAUCAAUGUUUUUAAGAAACUGUAGAUUUGAUUAAGCUUCAGAACAUCAUUAAAACACAAAUAAAUAUUAUAAUAUGUAAUAAUAAUAAAGUAAAUUAAAACUUCUCAGGUGGCCAAGAACACCCAGCAUCUAAUUACCGGGCACCCCGUCGACAACGCCAACAUGACAGACCUGGCCGGGCUGGAGGCUCUGCUGAUGCAGUGGCUCUCAGUAGCUCAGGGAAACCUGACCCUGCCUCUGUCUCUCAGUAUGGGAGACGCUCUGAUCACCUACUCUGGCUCUUUCAAUGCCACCUCCCUGGCCUUCCUCAGACACCUGCUCCAUCCUCUCACCAACCAGAGCUCAGCGGGCAUAGCAGACAACAUCCUGCGGGCCAUGGAGCAGCUGAAGACUGUGCUGGAUGCUCCUAACGGUGAUUCAACGCCUAUUCUCCUGGGGUAUGUGAUCCAACUACAGGAGUUUUUGGUCUCGACUAUACAGCUACACAGAUAUGAGCAGCUCCUGCUGCCGGAUGGGAACCUCACCACAGCUCAGGUGACAGACCUCCAUCUGGCUGUGGUGGACCUCUUCCAGCUCCUGUCCUUCCAACAGCUCAGCCAGGCUGGGGAUCAGCCUGCCCUGCAGGCACUACUACAGAGACUCACUGCCCUGCUACCUCCACAGCUCCAACAGCAGUACCUGGGGAUGGUCAGCCACUUCCAGGCUGUGAUGGAGAGCUUGGUGUCAUGUACAGCGGCAGGUCAGGACUGCACUGCUGCGGUCCCACAGGUUGGUUUUUUCAAAAAAAAUUGCUAUCCAUUAUCCUUUAAAUCCAAUGUAUUAUGAUUAUUAUUAUGAUUAUUAUUUGUAUUAUUAUUACAGGUGUUCCAGAUCCUGACAGGGGCAGUUGAGGCUCUGCUGGCAGCCAGUGGGGACUACGUGUUCAGUGGAGGUCAAGCUAAACCCAGCAUGCCAAGCCAGGAGUCCAUGAAAGUGACGGUCAACCUGCUCACUCUCCUCUUUGCCUGGCAUGAUACCGACAUGUCUAACAAUAUGUCCGCCACGCCAGAGUCUGUCCUCAAGACCGUGGCCCAUACUGACCUCUUCCUCCAGCAGAUCACAUCGACGCCCAACAUCAGCAUAUCCUCUCUCCAGCAAGCUAUGCUACAAUCCAACUUUACCCUGGGGGAGCUGGAGAAGAUGGCUGCCCUGGCCGGAGCAACCAACGCACCAGCUCUACUGGCUAGCAUCAUGGGUGUCAUCAAUAUGCAACAAUGCCUGGAGCCCCAGCCCAAACAAUCCCAUCAGCCUGGCCCAGUGUGCACUGGAGCUGAGUGAGAGAGUCACUGGUUUUAUCCUUGCGCUGCCUAUACCUCCGGGAAGCCAGUCCAACUGCACAGCGCUAAUAUCCCUCCUCCCCAUCCUGGUCAACCACUCUGUGAGUAUCGGUCUUGCCGCCGGCUCUGGCCCAACCCCACUCGUGCCAACAUCUGAGGCUAUCACAGCUACCAUAGCCAGCAUCAGAGAGAAUCUACAGCAUCUCAACCUGGAGUCUGUGGAGCUGAUCAGUAACGAGCUCCAUGUCCUUGAGGGUUUGAUCAAACUGUCCGCCUCUGGACAGUCUUCAGUCCUACUCACUCAAUUCCACUGAUCCACUGAUGAAGGACCCGGUUUAUGCACAGAAGGUGUAUUUGGAGAUAGCACAGUGGUACCUGAGGAAACUAGAGAAUGUGACCAGAACCAGUACCUUCUCAGAACUCCUGGACCCUUUCUUCCAUAUGGCAGAGAUGCAGCUGGCUCUCCAACUCUCUCAGACCGAAUUUACCAUCUUUGUUAGUAAAGAGGUUGAGUAUUUGAUGAGAAGUAUCCAAUACCCCAUCAACGGGACAGACGUGAGUGAAACUGUUCCAAUCGGUCAUCAGGAUAGUCAAGGGUAACCUGGACCUGUUCAAGUUAAACAUUGCUUACCAAGAGGUUUUGCAGAACUCUUUCGGUAACUUAAACUGGCUAAACCACAGCUUGUUAAGCGAGGUCGAAACCCAGAUCAGGGAGUACUUCAACCUGACACAGGAUUGGCUGAGAGAGCCCAGUGUGACCCAGGUCCUGACCAAUAUGCUGCAAUGGAACAUAAGCGGUGGGAUGAUGAACGUGACUUCUCCUGGGAUGGACCUCCAGCAGCUUCUGAGGACCCUCGGCCCUUUCCUCACCCCAGAGCAACAGGCCUACCUCACAGCCAUCCAACACAACAGCCAGGCUCUCAACCAGGUAAUUUCAUUUUACACAGGUAGUCCCAUUGAGGUCAGAAUAAUUAUUUUACAAGGGAGUCCAUGUCUUGUGAUUAUUUUUAAUGUUGACAGUAAUUGUAAAUAUUUUACAAUGGGGUGAAUUGUAACUGUCAAUUGGAGACAAAGUGAAAAAUUUGACUUUUACAUUAGGAUUACAGCCCCUAUGGCUGUAGUAUGACAGACAAACUCAUUUCCACUUGGGGAUUUAUAACACAAAAUCUGGUCUCUUCUCUUUUCUUCUCUUAUCUUCUCCCUUCUUCUCGUCUCUUUUUUUAUUUGAUCCUUUCCUCUCCUCUCCUUUCAGGUUCUGUUGGUGGCCAGUCAGGAGGGAGGUAUGGGUAGUGACCAGUUCAUCCAGUCGAUCAUGGAUGCUGCAAGCUCUGUCCUGAGUGGCUUCACCAUGGGCCUCGCACCACAGAAUGUCACUGCAGAGAUCCAGGGUAUUCUCCAGGGUACCCUCCAGCUGGCAUUCAGACCUAACAUGAGCUACGCCCAGUCACUCAACAUCACCAUGGAGAUCGUCAGGAGGGCAGAGGGCGUGGUUAGAUUGCUGGUCCCCCAGGAAGCUGUUGGGUAUCUGUUGCCAGGGUUCAGGUUCAUUAGCACCUACCUUGAGACCGUCUCCAGACCUGGCGGGCCUGAUAAGUGGAAUGAGAUGUGAGUUGUACUGUGUGUGGACUGUCAAAUGGCAGUAGUACUAUGUGUGGAACCUGGUCAAAAGUAGUUCCUAGAUAAUAGGGUGCCAUUUGGGAUGCAACCUUACUGAUUCUAAAUGCUCACUGUAAAUCAGAAGACUUCAGUGUUUUUUAGGAUGAUGAAAUAUUAUCAUCGGGCUUAUGGUGAUGAUGACUACACAUAUUAUAAUCAGGUUGUUUUGUUACUUCCUCCCCUCAUAGUGGAGAAGAUGACAAUGAUGCUGCUACUUUUGCUGCUGCUGAUGAUGAUGACGAUAAACAAUAACAUAACGAUAACAAUAACAUUUUCUUUCCUCUCAGCAUUGUGAACGAACUGAAGAUGGUGCAGGGCCUCCUGGACCCUAACAGCAGUGCCCAUGUCUAUCUCUCUGUCAUCAUCAACAUCACUCAUUUCAUCCUGGACUCCAGCCAAAGCCAAGGCAAGUUGCCCAUAACAGCUCCUCAAUAUCACUGUAGGACUAGUCCCAAAUGGCACCCUAUUCUCUACAUACAGUAGUGCACUACUUUUGACCAGGGACCAUAGGGUAGUGCACUAUAUAGGGAAUAGGGUGCCAUUUGGGACAGUGCGUCUGCUGUCCUAAUGGCCUGUGAUUUAGUAUCGCUGGCACCAUACACUUCAUUAUUAAAUAACCCUACCAGGAUCUCAGCCAGACACUUUAAGCACUGUAAAUUGACAUGCCAAUGUCAGAGUUUGUGUCCUCUAGGAAAACAAUGUCUGAAUCUGUAUAUUAACUGUAGCCAGAAAUCAACAUGGCAACAUACUGUACAUCUAUCUGUCUCGCUGUCAGAAUCUAUGUCUUCUUGGAAAACAAUGAUGUAUGUUAGCUAACAGAAGCUAUCAAUGUGUUUGAUUGUUGGCUACAUAUGUAAUGUUAAUAACUAACAAUAUGCUGUCAUUUUUCAUUAUUAUCUUCAACAGGGAGCAACAUGGGGCCUUGGAGCAACAUGAGCAUUUGGAGCAACACAAGUCUAUGGAGCAACAUGAGUCUAUGGGCUAACAUUGGGAAUGAUAUGACGGCUGAAAACCUUGCUGGCCAGGUAUGCAUAAUAAAUUACAAUUUUGUGUUUAUUCUCAGUGUAAUCUAAUUCCUUCUACAACAGUGGCAGUUCUGCAAAGUAAUUUUUAUACAUGUGCUGUAGGCUUGUCAGUUGUAUGACAUACACCUCAGACAGUCAACAACAUACCAAACCACAAAAUGCCAUCCGAUGCAGAUAUCAAGAUUGUAUAAUUAGUGGUUUGUCCAGUUUACAGCUUAAAAUAUGUGUCAUUGUUUUUCUUCAAUGGGUUCCUACAAAGAUUGAGCUGUCUCACUGACAUGCAAGAGUCACAGUAGCUCAUAGUGUGGACAAUUCCAAUAGUUCAAUUUAAGUUUGUCAAUCUUUCCUUCUGUCUAAUUUCCAAGGAAUUAUUGAAUACUUUUGUAGAAGACUAACAAAGAAGGCAAUUUCCAAUUACACAUUGUUAUGAUGAGUUUCUCGGGUAUCAAGUAAUUCAUGAUGCAAGAAGAUAUUUAUCAAUUAGCUGGGGAGUUCAUAGAAAUAUUUAAUAGGUACCAUGGUUCGUUAUAACAAACAGACAGUGCUUUGCCUCUUGUCAUUUCGAACUAACUAGACAAAGAGACCCUCUCACUUAUAUACCCUCUGUUACACGUUUCUUCAACCACAUCUGGUAACCAUCAGUGGGCACUCCCUUCUCUGAUGUUAUUCCCCUGUACCCAAGUCAGUAUAUCAUAUCCAUCAAUCAUUCUAAGAUAUACAUCAGUAAUCUUCCUUGACAGAAUUGAAUCCAUGUUAUUCAGACUGUGCUGCACCAAUUCACUUAUCUACUAACUUUAACCUGGUUCACACAACACUAUGAAAUGACAUCAUAACACACAUAUUACAUCUAAUAACCAUGCCUUAAUAAAUUGAUCUAUUGUUAAUAGUAUUCCAAUGGAGAACACUAGUAACAUGAUAUUUUUGUAUCCUUUCAGAUGACUGGUCUCCUAAACUCUGUGCUACCCCUCAUCCUUGGGCAGCAGGGUAUCAUGCCUUUCCCGCUGCCUUCUCCUGAGGUGUUCUCUGACAUCCUCCCUGUGCUGAUACAGAUCCUCACUCAGCAGGCUAACCAAAGCAGCUGGGACAAGUACGUUAAGGGGUCAGGGGUCAUCGGUCCAAGGAAGAAAGUGGUAUCUGGUUAGAUGGGGAGAGGGGAGAGGGGAGAGAAUUACCAUGGUGUUUUAACUAUAGUAUGGUAGUAUAGUAUUAUAUUUUAAUGAGUGGGGAGAAAACAUUAAUGUUUGUUUUAGUAGUAUAGUAUUAUAUUUUAUACUACAGUAUUGAGGGCCACAACAUAAUCACCUGUUAUGUGUAUAUAAUGAUAGUUUUAAGCUAGCUGUAUUGUGGUGGUUGUAAAGUUUCUAAACCAAGUGCUUCCCUGUGGUGUGUUGUAAUGUCAGGUUGGAGGGGAUGCUUGGGGCCCUCCUGUCGACCCUCAGGGACACCCCGGUGUGGGACUCUGUCCCCCCUGCUGUUUCUGUGAUGAGCCAAGUCAUGGGAGCCUUGGUCAACAACAUGCAGGCUGAGACAGGUGAGACUGAGAGGCAGCUUUCCAUACACCUUUAACAGCACUGUUGUUUUCUUUGUACCACAGAUUGCUAGUAAUUCUGGAUUCCAGACAUACAGUAUAUUAGAUACACAAGUUAGGGAACCAACAACGAUUUAGUGAACUGUGGCCUAGCAUUGAAAGUUAUUUAUGCAAAUACCUACAGUUGAAGUCGGAAAUUUACAUACACUUAGGUUGGAGUCAUUAAAACUUGUUUUUCAACCAAUCCACAAAUGUCUUGUUAACAAACUAUAGUUUUUGCAAGUCGGUUAGGACAUCUACUUUGUGCAUGACACAAUACAUUUUUCCAACAAUUGUUUACAGACAGAUUAUUUCACUUAUAAUUCACUGUAUCACAAUUCCAGUCGGUCAGAAGUUUACAUACACUAAGUUGACUGUACCUUUAAACAGCUUGGAAAAUUCCAGAAAAUGAUGUCAUGGCUUUAGAAGCUUCUGAUAGGCUCAUUUACAUCAUUUGAGUCAAUUGGAGGUGUACCUGUGGAUGUAUUUCAAGGCCUACCUUCAAACUCAGUGACUCUUUGCUUGACAUCAUGGGAAAAUCAAAAGAAAUCAGCCAAGACCUCAGACAAAAAAUGGUAGACUUCCACAAGUCUGGUUCAUCCUUGGGAGCAAUUUCCAAAUGCCUGAAGGUACCACGUUCAUCUGUACAAACAAUAGUACGCAAGUAUAAACACCAUGGGACCACGCAGCCGUCAUACCGCUCAGGAAGGAGACACGUUCUGUCUCCUAGAGAUGAACGUACUUUGGUGUGAAAAGUGCAAAUCAAUUCCAGAACAACAGCAAAGGACCUUGGGAAGAUGCUGGAGGAAACAGGUACAAAAGUAUCUAUAUCCACAGUAAAACGAGUCAUAUAUCGAUAUAACCUGAAAGGCUGCUCUGCAAGGAAGAAGCCACUGCUCCAAAACCGCCAUAAAAAAGCCAGACUACGGUUUGCAACUGCACAUAGGGACAAAGAUUGUACUUUUUGGAAAAAUGUCCUCUGGUCUGAUGAAACAAAAAUAGAACUGUUUGGCCAUAAUGACCAUCGUUAUAUUUGGAGGAAAAAGGGGAUCGCUUGCAAGCCGAAGAACACCAUCCCAACCGUGAAGAAUGGGGGUGGCAUCAUCAUGCUGUGGGGGUGCUUUGCUGCAGGAGGGACUGGUGCACUUCACAAAAUAGAUGGCAUCAUGAGGAAGGAAAAUGAUGUGGAUAUAUUGAAGCAACAUCUCAAGACAUCAGUCAGGAAGUUAAAGCUUGGCCGCAAAUGGGUCUUCCAAAUGGACAAUGACCCCAAGCAUACUUCCAACGUUGUGGCAAAUUGGCUUAAGGACAACAAAGUUAAGGUAUUGGAAUGGCCAUCACAAAGCCCUGACCUCAAUCCUAUAGAACAUUUGCGGGCAGAACUGAAAAAGCGUGUGCGAGCAAGGAGGCCUACAAUCCUGACUCAGUUACACUAGCUCUGUCAGGAGGAAUGGGCCAAAAUUCACCCAACUUAUUGUGGGAAGCUUUUUGAAGGCUACCCGAAACAUUUGACCCAAGUUAAACAAUUUAAAGGCAAUCCUACCAAAUACUAAUUGAGUGUAUGUAAACUUCUGACCCACUGGGAAUGUGAUGAAAGAAAUAAAAGCUGAAAUAAAUCAUUCUCUCUACAAUUAUUCUGACAUUUCACAUUCUUAAAAUAAAGGGGUGAUCCUAACUGACCUAAGACAGACUUUUUACUAGGAUUAAAUGUCAGGAAUUGUGAAAAACUGAGUUUAAAUGUAUUUGGGUAAGGUGUAUGUAAACUUCCGACUUCAACUGUAUCUUAGUUGCUCACAUAUGUUCCCAUAAGUGCCCCAUUGUAAAACAAUGGGUGUUUUUUUAUGUUCUCUCUCUCACUGCCCCCCAACUCUCUUUCUCUCUCUUUCACAGCAUUCAUCUUAAGUUUCCAGAAGCCACUGACUGUCCUGAUGUCAGAGAUAGUACAGGCUGUGAAUGGCAGUGAUUUCAACAUGGCUGACGUGUCUGAUGGAAUGCCCUCGGCCAUCGAGCUGACCGUGGAAGCUGCCAUACAGGUUAGGUCAGAGCACUGGCUGCAUUCUUUCGGUUUUCUUCUUUCUGCCUUAGUGAUAGCUGCUGGUUCUCACCGUCUUCGUGACAUUUACAUGGCUACCUGGUUGGUAACACAAUGUCCUCAGUGCUCAAUAGGAAUGUCAUGCUCUUCACAACAGAUAACACAUGGGCCAAUUACAUGAUUUCAUGGUUUUAAAAGAACUUACCGGUCUGAUAGCUUCAGUGGAACUAAUUAACUCAAGCUAUGCUGCUGUUGAAAGACAAUAGGCUCAUCAUGUUUUGAACGUUCCUCCUGACUUGGGUAGGCUAUUGUGUGUCUGUCUAGAUAUCUGUUAAAAGACGUUGUCACUGAGAGAACAGUCUCAGGGAUGGUCCCAAAUAUACUUUUUUAUCUGCUUCAGAGAUGUUCUUAAUGACAGCACAAUGAGCAAAGACACACCUUAGCUCUCUAAACAGUGGCCCAAGAUACUUUUUUUUUAGUAAAAAAAAUAUACAUUUCAGUUGACCGUUGCUAAAACUGAUUGUCCCAGUCUCUCAUACCCCAUCUCGUUGUUAGCCACAUUACCUGUUAAUAUUGGCUACAAAAGUUGGCUGAAAACAGUUUUCACGACCUUAAGCUGUGGGGGAGAGGUAUCACAAUAGGCCUUUUCACAUUACCUAGCCAAACCCAGCCAAGCCAAAACUAACUGUACUGAGCUGGCCUGGUUACACAACCACCAUAGUUGCUGGAACCGUGUUGAAAAGGACAAAUUGAAAUAAAAUAUCAGAGCCAGUUCAGUUCGGGUUGGCACGACAGUGUGAAAAGGGUUAAUGUGGAUCAGGGUAAAGUUUUCCCAUGAGAGUCCAGCCCCAGCCCAAAGUUGGACAAUAAGGGACAAUAGAAGAUGAAUAGAAAGAGAACAAGUCACAGCUGCCUCGCCUCCCUUUCAAGUUGUGGUUGAUCCAACAAUACAAUGAGACAAUGAAAGACUAUAACACUGAGUUUUUGUAGGUUUUAUGAUUCAUUCUCAAUAUAUCACCUUUCAUGUGACCAAACUCUUAGUCAUGCCAUACAUAUUUACACAAGAAAAGGAAGUGUUUCUACAUAAAUAUGGAGGUUGUAGAAGAUUUAUUGACACACUAAACAGUCUUACUUAAUUGUCUGUUCUAUUAGCCUUCAUAUGAUAUACUGUAUUGUUGUGUGUUUACCCUGGAGAGAAUCUGAUGACUCUCCGGAAAAAAGAAUUCAAAUAAGGCAGAUAUUUUAUCCCCCAUUGUGUGUAUGAGACAGUGUGAUGUCUGUAAGAUUAUCACAGAUAACGGUGUGAAUCUUCCGCCCUUCGCUUUACUGGAACUGCUUGUGGAGAAGAAUGAGUCCAUUUCCCCAGUGUCCUCCGACUUUUGUCUUGAUGUCACUUACUUUGUUAUUUUAUUAUUAUUAUUAUUUAGUCCCAUUCUUCUGUUAAGCUGUUUUGUUUUUUAAACAUUUGUAUAGAAAUCAUAAUUCACUGUCCCUCCUUGUUGCUGUUUUUCACCCAUCAUAGGCUGCUAAUAGGAGUACGGCCUUGGAGUGUAGGCAGGUCCUGAAAGCCUGGGAGCCGGUUAGAGAGGCGGCUGGGCUGAGUGAGGCCAGCCUGGGCUUGUGGUGUAACAUCAGCCUGCUACCAGUCAUGGAGGCCUACGCUGCAUCCAACUAUGUCUAUGCCACUCCAAACAUGACUGUGAGUAGUAGUAAUCACACAUCAGUAGGAUUUCAGUUCGUAAAACUUUCCCACUAGAGGGCACUAUGGUAUCACCAAGUAAACUCUGCUGCUACAUUACUGACACAACUCCUUUGCCUGUUGUCUACUGCUGUCUUCUCUUCCCAGGGCAUGGGAAUGGGGCAUGGGACAGGAUCAGUGGACACUACAGCUGCUGUGAUCGUGGCAGCUCUGCGUUCGUUCUACUGGGUCCAGGUUAACCGCACCAUAGUUACUGAGCAGCUUGGUGCUAUGCUGUUCAACACCUUAUACCAUCUACAGGGACUUAAUAUGACCGCCGAGGACCAGGCUCACUGGAACGCACAGUUCCUCCAACUACAACUGAGCCAGAGGUGAGUCCUGUGUGGCUCAGUUGGUAUAGCAUGGCACUUGCAAUGCCAAGGUCUGCAGGUUCAAAUCCCCCUGGGGACACCCAUAUGAAAAAUGUGACUAUGUCACUUUGGAUAAAAGUGUCUGCUAAAUAUUAUUAUAAUAUAUUAAUUAACAACUAAAACACUAAUGCCCUUUUCACAUGACUGAUCUGAGCUAAGCCGAGCUGAGCUCUACUGCAUUGGCCUGGUUACUGUAAUGAAUACUCAGGGAGAAAAAGGUGUAGAUUCACGCGCAGAGCGCGGCAGGUGUUUAUUUCGCCUUCGCAGAAGGCAGGAAUCGUGGGCACAAGCAGGCAAUGGUCAUACACAGGUAGGCAAACAGGCAGGAGAAUCAAAAACUAGGACUGAAGGCUAUAACUGGUUUUCACAAACAGGCUAGGAAAAGGCUUAGUAGAGUCAAAACGAACAAUACCUCACAAGGCACAAACAGAAUGAAUUGAACUAAAUAAGGACCAGUUGAGUAACUAACACAGGUGAAAUCAAUGAACAAAAAUGAAAGACAGGGCUGCGUUCAAGAACACAAAGAAACAGGGCUACGUUCAAGAACACAAGGUUGACUAAGAAAAUAAAUACAGAACCUUACAGUUACGUAUCCACCAUAUGGUAGUGGCUGGAAAGGACAAUGUGAAAUUAAAAUAUCAGUAUAGGACGGUUUGGGUCAGGACAAUAGUGGAAAAAGGGUAUAAUAGUGACAAAUACUUACCUGACCAGACCUUCACACAACGUUGGCAUGACUUUGUUUCUAUGUGCCACUGACGGUUGUUUUGGGUCAACAAAAGGUCAACAUUGACAGUCAGAGGAAGAGUGCUAGUCAGUGCUGCUUUCUGUUUUUGUGUAUUCUGCCUUUCUCAGUAUACCCGACUGACACACCCGGUUUGCUUUAUAAGUUGUUUAUAAGCAGUUUCUCUGACUGUAUUCAAAAAGCGUCCCAGAGUAGGAGUGCUGAUCUAGGAUCAGGUUCGCCCUGUCCAUAUAAUCGUAUUCAUUAUGAUCUGGAAGGCAAAACUGAUCCUGGAACGGCCCUCCUUCUCUGAGACACUUUGUGAAUACGGGCCCUGGGUGUGCUCAAAUACUGGACAUCGAGAAGGAGGAGCAGAAAGCAUGUUUAUCUCAGAGGGUUAGAGAGAGAAUUAAAUAACCAAUAAAUACACAAAUCACAGUUAUUUUAUCACCUACACACACGAACCAGAGGCAAACCAAUUUAGAUUCCUUCCUAAAUUACAUGAGAGAAUUUGGAACAAAUUAAUGUGCAUUAGUUUCGUUUGACUCUUUGCCUGAACACAGGUCCUGUGACUCUGCGUGUGUGUGUGCGCGUGUGUGUGUAGAUAUUGAUGUCUAACUAUUAUUCAGUUAUCUGAGUCUCUGAUUCCUCUUUAAUUGAUUUCCUUUUCUGUAAUAAUGAACUCACUGCUGAUAAGAAUCACAUUAUACAUAUAUCAUGGAAUCAAUCACAUCUGUGUCCCAAAUGGCACCCUAUUCCCUAUAUAAUGCAUUACUUUUGACCAGGGCCCAAUGUGAUAGCGCACUAUGAAGGGAAUAAUGGAAUAGGGUGCCAUUUGGGAAGUUCGACGGCGAGAGUCGUAGAUCACUGACCAAUGUCGUGGAAAUAUCCCAAAGAAAGAAUAAAUAUUAUACCACAGCCUAAAUUAUAUCCCCAAAUUAUGAAUAAGUACCCCAAAAAUAUAUGGUUAUAUUCAAUCCAGAUUGAGAAAUUAUGGCAUUAUUGAGUCAUUAUUAUUUUAUGUAGGGGAAAAGUGUAGCAGUUGCAGUACAUGAAAGCAUGCAGUAAAUAAACUGUUUAAAUUUAACCACAGGCUAUCCAACUUUAGCUAUAUGCUAUUCUAUUCUUUGUUUCUGACACCAACAUAUCUCUUGCUGCUAUUUCACUAAUGGGAGAGUAGUUUCACUGACACAUAAGUAGCAUUUCUGUCCUGCAUGUAUGAAAUUACAAUAUCUGUGAAAGCAUUCAAUUUAUCGAUGUCUUGAACACAUAGGGCCUGUUUCCCAGACACAGAUUCUCCAUUGAGCUUGCUUUUUAGGCCUGGACUAGGCUUAAUUUGUGUCCAGGAAACCGCCCCCUAUUGUCCUCACUCACAGUCAUAACCUUAAACAUACAGACCUGUAUAUUCUUGUUGUAAAUGAUUAUUUGUACAGUCAUUGGUCCUAAUCCAUGUCUCUUGUCCUCCCCAGUACUCAGGGUCUUAGGAUGAGCUUGGAGCAGCUGGAUGCCCUGGCCAUGGACAACCCCUGGAUGAGACCCUACCUCCUGGCUGUAGAGAUGACCCUAAACUACACUCUGGAGAACAGCCAUCUACUUCAGGUAGCCUACAAGCUCCUCUCAAUGUGUGUGUGUGUGUGUGUGUGUGUGUGUGUGUGUGUGUGUGUGUGUGUGUGUGUGUGUGUGUGUGUGUGUGUGUGUGUGUGUGUGUGUGUGUGUGUGUGUGUGUGUGUGUGUGUGUGUGUCUGGGGGUGACGAAUUUCAGUUUUCACCAAAUGGACAAUAAAUUAUUCUAUUCUAUUCUAUUCUAGAAUACCACAUCAGCCCAGCACCUCCUGAUGGAAGCCCUGGAGAUGCUCCUCACUGGGUCUAAUCUCACCCAGGACUCCAUCCAGGCCAUACUCACAGGUAAAACUUUGUAUUGUUAUUUCAUUUAAAAUGGUGACUAAUUAUCACAUAAGCGAUUGGUCACAUGAAUGUGACAAGACAGAAAUUGAAAUUAAUUAAUUCAUCCAUCCAUUCUUUCAUUCAUCCAUUCACAGAGAACAUCUUCUCCAGGCCAGACGGAGGGUCGAUCAACAAGCUGCUGAAAGACAUGGUCAGGGAGCUGGUCCGUGUACAGUUGUUGGGAGACUGGCCUAUGGUCUACGGCGUCAUGGAGCAGUUCCUAUCUACCAACGCCACAAACCUCAUCCUGGAGAAGGCUAUUGAGUUCAGCAGCUGGUGGGGCUCCUCUACCGCCUCCGGGUUUGGACCUGGUAACCCAGGCUCUGCCCAGGAUGUAUGAGGUGGUGAAGGCCUUCUUAUCCACUUUGAGACAGAUGAGCGUCCCCUUCCCUCCCAUCUCUGAGAUGUUUGUGGAGCUAGCGGAGCACGUCAUCACCAUGCUCAGACAGGUAUCCCAGACACACCACACACGCACUGAGGAAGGUGCAAGCUGAAAUGUAUGCGUGUGGUUAAUUAAGACAUGUUGUUAUUAUAAGUUAAACAAAAUAAACACUAAGCUUCAAUUGCAAAUCACAUUCAAAUGUUUGCUGGCCUUUUUUUCUGAAUGUUUAGGUAUCUCAGACCAGUGAUAUCUUCACCCCGCUGGACUACUACCUGAGCCAAUUACAAGGCGAGAUGACCGGGCAGAGCAGGAGUCCCUUCCCCCGCCACCAUGAGGGUGUGUCCAGGAGGGUCCGCCGCGAAUUGAUGAGGGAGGAGCCAAUGAAAGAGCCAAUGGAUGACUUCCUGGAUCUGUUCUACUUGGACUACCCUGUCUUGUUCCAGGCCCUGGCAAUGCCACCCACCAUGCCAGACAUCAUGGAGACCGCCCAUAUGUUCUUCGGCAACCCUGACCUGUCUGUAGUGCUCAAAGGAGUCUCCAGGGACAUGGGCAUGGUACCACCACCACUACCACCCAUGGGGAACGUCUCCAGGUCCAUGUCCAGGGCCAUGGCCGGAGCCAUGACAUGGGGUCCCUCAGUCUCCCCUCCUCUGGAGGACCCCAUCGACGUGGCCCUGGGAAUCCUCUCCUACCUCACCCUCCCCAGACAGUGGCAGGCGUACGGUCAUCUGUUCAUGGAGAUAGCCAAUGAAGACUGGAUCAUGGAGGAUUUGGCCAAGAUACAGAAGUUGUCAGCAGGCCUGGGCAAGAUGGUAGACCUGGCCAUGGUGCUGUCCCAGCAUCCCCCACUACAGGUCGCCCAGAGGGUGGAGCAUAUGGUGAGGCAGCUGAGUGCUGAGGUGGCUAGGAUCAUCUACAGUGGCUCCAACAAUGGAUCCAACAAGGCCGUUCAGUUUCUCACUGCCUUCAACGACAUCCUGGCUGAUAACCUUGAAGAGGUCUCGGAUAUCACAUCUCAGAUCAAUGCCAUCAUCCAGAACAUCCUCAGCUCUCUGUCCAGACCAGAAGCUUACAUGAGUCUGGAUCCGUACGUGAUGGCUCUAGACCAGACCAUUGUUGCGUUAACCUCUUACCUACCCACAGACAGCCUGAUGUACUUCAACACCUCUGGCCAGAUGGUGAAAGACUUCGCACUGCUGGUUGCACACCCACGGGACAUGAAGAAGAUGCUGAAGGCUACAAGCAUGCUCUCUGCCUCUCUGGACCAUCUCCUUGCCUCCGUUAGGGAGACAGCCCUUCCGGGCGGGAAGCCGAUCCAGUCCAUCACCCACCCUCUCCUCCUGAACAGUGCCUUAGCCACACAUACCCUGUUCAACCUCUCCGCUGCCAGUCACAACUUCAGCAGCCCUCAAGAGAAAGAGGCUAUGAUCAACCAGACUUUCCUUGCCCUGGUGGCCUUUCUGCCUGAGGACCAGAGGAUGUGCGUCCUCCCUCUGGAGCCGGUCCUCCUCGCUGCACUCUCUGGGGUCUCCAACACGGCCCAGAUCCCUCCAGCCUUCCUGGGGAUCUCCAAGCAGGUCACCCUGUCUAUCCUUACUAUGCUCAACCUAACCAACACCCCAACAGGGUACCAGGGGGCCAGUGCUGGUGCCAUGGUCCAGGGCCUGUUUGGAGUGUCACAACAGGUAAUGUUUAUGACUGCCUAUGACGGAUGUUAUAAUGUCUUAUGUAGCUGUUAUAAAUGCUUUAUGAAUGCAUACAUAAGGGGGUCAACAGUAAAGUGUUAGCCAUAUUUGUAAACAUCAUCAUCACCAGGUGUCCACCAGCCUGUGGGAAGGUUUAUCAAUGUCCGGAUCAGCCGUCCACGUACCUGCCGUGUUGGCAUCCCUCAACCAGGCUGCCAUGGCUGUGGCGCCCCUGAUGCCCGAUGGCGGUGAACACUACUUCAACGUCUCCCUCCAUAUCUUGCACAUCACCGCCAUGGCUAUCAACUACACCGCCACCACUGGGGACAUUGCCGGCGCUACGGCUGUCAUCUCCAGCUCGGUUCAGAGUCUCCUGGUAUCUCUGUCUUCAUACCACAGCCUGCAGACAACAGGCAGUAUCAUAGGUCAGUGUUUCUCCAUCUUUUUUGUACCAGGGAACUAUGAUACAAAGCUAUGGUUCCUCUUGUGUCAGGGACUGGCAAGCUAUACUUUCUUCCUCCAUGGAUGACCAUUUACAAUUAAAAUCAAACAAAACAUUUACAAAACAUUUCAAAUUAAUUAAUUAAAACAAAAUAAAUUGGUUUCCGUUAACCAUUAACCGACAUAUAAUUGUUCCUCCUUGAAGGACUGCUUACAUUAAAACUAGCACUGUAGAAAUGACUACAUUUGUGUCUGUUAACCAUUUAGGCGACCUGGAACAUGCCAUCCAGAAGAUGUUGCAAGUGUUACAGUCAGGCCGAGGCCCCCUGGCCCAGACUGCUGAUAUCACCCAGCUGCUUCUCCAUAAUGUUCAGGGUCUCCUGGGCCUGGCAAACACUAGCAUGGAGGCCAGCGUGGCUCGUCUGGUACUGGCUGCAGCCAAGAUGAACACUGGACAUUUGCUAAUGAUGAACGAGACCAACUGGACACACAAGUUAGUUUUCUGUUUUUAGCCUGAUUGCAGAUCUGUUUGUUCUGUCUUGCCAACUUCUAUGGUCGUUGGCAUGAAAAUGAUCAUAGAAGUUGGCUAUACAGCACAAACAGGUCUGGGACCAGGCUAAGUUUUGCUGUUGCUUUGGAGAUAAAUGGUUAAUGAAGCUGAAUAAGUGUCACAUUGUCCCAUGAUAAUAGCUUGUGCUCACAGCUGUUGCAUACAGAGAUCUCAGCUUUGAUGACAUUGUUUUUUGCAUUUCUUUGUGGUUUGAUAUCUAACUUAUUAUUUUAUCUCAGAAGCAGUAUUUCCCGCUUACUUGGUAUUUAGUUUAAUAUUAUCAUUUACUAAUAUUAUCAUCUAUUUUCCUGACUCUGUUAGGAUCACGUGCAUAACAACCAUGAUGAAAGAUGUAACUAUUUGUAGUGUACAGUACUACAUGCACAAAUAGGAUGAGCACCUGAUGAUGAUGGUUUUUCUUCUUCUGCCCACUCCCUCAGGUUGUCGAUGGUUCUGACAGACAUAUCUAACAGGGUUCCUGAGGACAUUCCCUGUGCUCCCCUUAUUAAGAACAUCACAAUGGGCCUGGCCACUGAAUCACAAGGUAAGCCUAGUUACUUUACUCUUCAUUUACUCUUCAAUUACUCUUAAUUUACAAAUCUAUCAAUUCUUGACUCCCUCCCCUCCUCUCUAACAUGUUGACCACACCGCACGAGUCGCGUGCACGAGCGUUGCAAAAUAAAUGUACACAUACAUGUUAUUCAAUCAUUGCACCCACACUGCUCGCGCGCGUCAACGAGCGUCUGCGUGGCCAGGCGCUAAAAUAGAAUUCGGUUCUAUUUGUGAUGCUCAACGCGCUGCAAGUCCUGCCUCUCCCAUCUCCUCAUUGGUUUUUAGGAGCAUCUACCCACGUGGAUGAUUGAAAGAUGAACUGAGGUCUAUGCUCCAGUCCAGUUGGUCGUGGUAAUGCACCAUAAAGUUGGUUGCCAACCGUCAUAUAAAGUCCAAAGAAGAAGAAGCCUGAAGGAGGCAAGAUAGCUAGAAAACCAACUUUUACCGUUUUAUCUGUGGAUUAAUUGUCGGAGUAGAGUAACUUGUGCAUUUCAGGUAAAAUAACAACCCAAUGUUUAUAUCCCAGGACAAAUUAGCUAGCAACAGCAAGCUAGCUAAAUUGCCAUAAAUGUUUAAUGCUUUUCAACCUGUCCCGAAAUUAAUAUAAUUGGUUCAGAGUUUGUUUUGAUAUUUCAACCUGCGUGUCCUGAUCGCGUCUGGUGUGGGUGGACAAAACCAACUUGUGCGCGAUGGCGCACGCGCGGUCUGAUAGCAUGUAAGCGGCUCAGUCAGGACUCCCUUGAAAACGAGAUGUUUUGCUCAAUAGGAUUCACCUGGUUUAAAUAAAGGAUAAAUAAAUGAGACAAGAGUCUCACUCACUAUAGACCUGGCCGAUUGGCUCCAGAAAGACAUUACAAAGACAAAUAAAUCACAUUUAGUUUCAGUCGUUAGUUAGAUGGAGGGGAAUCCGCGGAGUGGACAAAUUUACUUUUCUUCAUUCUUCCGUUAUCCAUAAUCCUAGCCUCUAAGCAUAGAUUAUCUCUAACUAAGGUUACAUCCCAAAUGGCACCCUAUUCCCUAUUUAGUGUAGCCUCUGUAGCUCAGUUGGUAGAGCAUGGCGCCUGCAACGCCAGGGUUGUGGGUUCGAUUUCCACGGGGGGCCAGUAUGAAAAAUGUAUGCACUCACUAACUGUAAAUCGCUAUGGAUAAGAGCGUCUGCUAAAUGACUAAAAUGUAAAUAUAGUACUUUUGACCAGGGGCCAUAUGUUCUCCUACUAACUCCAUCUCCCCAGUGUCUUUCCUCCUCCUACUCACAUUGUGUCUAAUUGCGUAACGACUCCUACAGACCUAACCCUUGCAGACAACCACAUGCAGUCUUCACACUGUUAAAUGUUCAUAUGCAUAAUUUGAUUUCUUGGCCCCGCAUGUCAGGUGUCCUCUGGUACAGAAGUCAGAAGAAGUCAGAAGUCAGACCUUCCCUCCGCCUCUCCCUUUGACUUUUAUAUACAGUGAGGGAAAAAAGUAUUUGAUCCCCUGCUGAUUUUGUAUGUUUGCCCACUGACAAAGAAAUGAUCAGUCUAUAAUUUUAAUGGUAGAUUUAUUUGAACAAUGAGAGACAGAAUAACAACAAAAAAAUCCAGAAAAAUGUAUGUCAAAAAUGUUAUAAAUUGAUUUGCAUUUUAAUGUCGGAAAUAAGUAUUUGACCCCCUCUCAAUCAGAAAGAUUUCUGGCUCCCAGGUGUCUUUUAUACAGGUAACGAGCAGAGAUUAGGAGCACACUCUUAAAGGGAGUGCUCCUAAUCUCAGCUUGUUACCUGUAUAAAGGACACCUGUCCACAGAAGCAAUCAAUCAAUCAGAUUCCAAACUGUCCACCAUGGCCAAGACCAAAGAGCUCUCCAAGGAUGUCAGGGACAAGAUCGUAGACCUACACAAGGCUGGAAUGGGCUACAAGACCAUCGCCAAGCAGCUUGGUGAGAAGGUGACAACAGUUGGUGCGAUUAUUUGCAAAUGGAAGAAACACAACAGAACUGUCAAUCUCCCUCGGCCUGGGGCUCCAUGCAAGAUCUCACCUUGUGGAGUUGCAAUGAUCAUGAGAACGGUGAGGAAUCAGCCCAGAACUACACGGGAGGUUCUUGUCAAUGAUCUCAAGGCAGCUGGGACCAUAGUCACCAAGAAAACAAUUGGUAACACACUACGCUGUGAAGGACUGAAAUCCUGCAGCGCCCGCAUGGUCCCCCUGCUCAAGAAAGCACAUAUACAGGCCCAUCUGAAGUUUGCCAAUGAACAUCUGAAUGAUUCAGAGGAGAACUGGGUGAAAGUGUUGUGGUCAGAUGAGACCAAAAUGGAGCUCUUUGGCAUCAACUCAACUCGCCGUGUUUGGAGGAGGAGGAAUACUGCCUAUGACCCCAAGAACCAUCCCCACCGUCAAACAUGGAGGUGGAAACAUUAUGCUUUGGGGGUGUUUUUCUGCUAAGGGGACAGGACAACUUCACCGCAUCAAAGGGAUGAUGGACGGGGCCAUGUACCGUCAAAUCUUGGGUGAGAACCUCCUUCCCUCAGCCAGGGUAUUGAAAAUGGGUCGUGGAUGGGUAUUCCAGCAUGACAAUGACCCAAAACACACGGCCAAGGCAACAAAGGAGUGGCUCAAGAAGAAGCACAUUAAGGUCCUGGAGUGGCCUAGCCAGUCUCCAGACCUUAAUCCCACAGAAAAUCUGUGGAGGGAGCUGAAGGUUCGAGUUGCCAAACGUCAGCCUCGAAACCUUAAUGACUUGGAGAAGAUCUGCAAAGAGGAGUGGAACAAAAUCCCUCCUGAGAUGUGCGCAAACCUGGUGGCCAACUACAAGAAACGUCUGACCUCUGUGAUUGCCAACAAGGGUUUUGCCACCAAGUACUAAGUCAUGUUUUGCAGAGGGGUCAAAUACUUAUUUCCCUCAUUAAAAUGCAAAUCAAUUCAUAACAUUUUUGACAUGCGUUUUUCUGGAUUUUUUUUGUUAUUAUUCUGUCUCUCACUGUUCAAAUAAACCUACCAUUAAAAUUAUAGACUGAUCAUGCAGGGGAUCAAAUACUUUUUUCCCCUCACUGUAUCUCUUACUAGUCCUUCAGGAUCCUGCACAAUCAAUUAUUUAUAUAUACAUUAGAUGACUGACAAGGGUGCUGUUUUGAAGCCACCACGCCUCCAUCUUGGCACUACUCCACCAUUGUAAAAAAUAUUUUGGAAGCUAUAGAAAAGCAUUUAUUAAUGUCUACAUUUGUUUUUGCCACUGUUAUGAUAUUACCGACACCUUAAUGCAUACUUUUAAGUUAUAUUAUAAAACGGGUUGUUUGGUUCCUGGAUAAUGAUUGGAUGAGCAGCUUUCCAAGCCGUGUUCUAUUGGCCGUCACAGACACACCAAUUGAAAUACUGUAGAAUUCCAUUCAUUCCUAUGGAGGACUGCUCUUCUGGGGAGUGCCAAUAUGGCCGACAGGUGGCUUCAAAGCCUCUCAUUGGCCAAUACAUAGCAUCAGCAAUCGAGGGUUUAUAUACUUCAUUGCACACAAUGUGUUUUUAAUGUAGACUUAUUCCAGACACCAUUAUUAUAUAAUGGACAUAUUUCAUAUUGAAACCAUGCAGUGCAAUAGGAUAGGCUUAAUAAUGUGAGCUUUGUUAGAACUCCAGAUAAGCCAGGAGGCAUAUGGCGCAUCUCCAAGAGAAAGACACUCUGCACCUUAUUAAACAUUAUUCAAUCUCAUUAGCCAAGUAAGAAUUCAAUCACUAAAUACACCCCACCACCCACACAUACAUGUGCACGCGUAAGUGCACACACACGCACACACACACACACACACACACACACACACACACACACACACACACACACACACACACACACACACACACACACACACACACACACACACACACACACACACACACUCAAAUAUAAUAGCUUUGUGACCACAUUUUAAUUGGCUACUGUACUUGUUUUAUAAUGCGGUGUAACACGGUUAUAUCCCUGCAUAUGCAGUAUAGUCACUUGAAAAACCGCACUACAGCUACUUUAGCUACAACCCUUUCAUUUCCCAGAGGUAUGCUCCUAGCUUGAGGAUCAUACUCUUUUUAUUAUUUUCUCCUCUGCAGUACCCCUGAGAUCCUAAAUGAUUCAAAGAGUAUGUUAAGUCACUCGCUUUUCUCCUGGGUUUUCAAUGCAGUACACCAAUAUUUACUAUUCACCGUAGUCCGUGUCUCGUUUUAAUUAGAUGUUUCACCUUGACCAGAGACCUAAGUAGUGCACUGUGUGAAGAAUAGGGUGAUAUUUGGGAUGCAUAGUGUUGGUCCCUUUGCCUUGUCAGUAGUGUGUAGGGUCCCAGUUUAACCACAUCAUUUGGUGCUUGCUAUUCAGUGAGGCCACCCUGAAAUAGAGGUGGUAAUGAGGUGGUAAUGAUGCCCUGUGGGACACUGUGUUACCAUGUCACCUUAACACAUCUCUACUGCCCUCCCUUUCCCUCCCUCUAUCUCUCUCCCUUUCUAUCUCUCUCUCCCCCUCCCUCCCUCUCUCCCUCCCUCCACAGAGAGCCUCCACCUCCUGCUGCAGACCAUCCAGUUAGGGUCUGAACUCUUCAACAGCAGCUGGUCAGAUGGAAACUUCAGCAACAUACUGGUCCACCUGACCUCUAAUGUUAGAACACAUUACUUCUCAUGAAACCUUCAUCUGUAGGGCGAGAGGGAUACAGAGGCUGUUUCUCUCUGGAAUAAUGUCUAGACUACCAUAACAUCACCAAGACUAGGGUAGACACAGACAUGUGUUGCAACAGCGAGGAGCUACAUGUGUUCUACAACAAGACACACACACAUACAGUAACAUGUUUUAUUUAGUGUUUUGACUGCUACCAUUGGCCUUCAAUACUGACAGAAAUUCACAAUCCAUAUCACUGAUCUUGCAACUUCUGCUUUGUGAGUGAGUAAGAUUGUCAAUGUAGGCCUAUUCAUUACACAUUGCAAAUAAACUUGAAACUUGUGUUGCAGGUGUGCACGCUGGAGGAUAUGGGCUCUAUCCAGCAGUUGAUGCAGGCUCUGUCUCUUGGCCCAGGGUUCCUGUGUGAGACUGCCAUGCCCAUUCUCCAGGCCUUCCACAUAAUGACCCGGAGUCUGUUCCAGGACAGCUCUGACCUGUAUGAAGCUCUGUUUGAAACCUUCGUAGGAGACCCCAACACCUACAAUGUCAACACAAACUGGUAUGGAGACAUUAUAGGACAUGUAGACUUUAAAAUAAAUGAAGAACUAAAUGGUAUAUAUUUUUUGUGUAAAUAGAUGUCAUCGUUGACAAAUGUGCGUGUGUGUGUCCGUGUGUGUGUAUGAUGUGCCUGUGUAUGUGUGUGUGUGUGAUGUGCCUGUGUAUGUGGAUAAUGUGCCUGUGUAUGUGUGUGAUACAGGACCUCUGUACUCACCCAGGCGCUUGGCCUGAACAUCAGCAGCCUGAAGACACUCAACAUCAACAUGACCUCUCCAGGUAUACAGUGAGGGAAAAAAGUAUUUGAUCCCCUGCUGAUUUUGUACGUUUGCCCACUGACAAAGAAAUUAUCAGUCUCCUUUUAAUGGUAGGUUUAUUUGAACAGUGAGAGACAGAAUAACAACAGAAAAAUCCAGAAAAACGCAUGCCAAAAAUGUUAUAAAUUGAUUUGCAUUUUAAUGGGGGAAAUAAGUAUUUGACCCCCUCUCAAUUAGAAAGAUUUCUGGCUCCCAGGUGUCUUUUAUACAGGUAACGAGCUGAGAUUAGGAGCACACUCUUAAAGGGAGUGCUCCUAAUCUCAGCUUGUUACCUGUAUAAAAGACACCUGUCCACAGAAGUAAUCAAUCAAUCAGAUUCCACUCUCCACCAUGGCCAAGACCAAAGAGCUCUCCAAGGAUGUCAGGGACAAGAUUGUAGACCUACACAAGGCUGGAAUGGGCUACAAGACCAUCGCCAAGCAGCUUGGUGAGAAGGUGACAACAGUUGGUGUGAUUAUUCGCGAAUGGAAGAAACACAAAAUAACUGUCAAUCUCCCUCGGCCUGGGGCUCCAUGCAAGAUCUCACCUCGUGGAGUUACAAUGAUCAUGAGAACGGUGAGGAAUCAGCCCAGAACUACACAAGAGGAUCUUGUCAAUGAUCUCAAGGCAGCUGGGAAGGACUGAAAUCCUGCAGCGCCCGCAAGGUCCCCCUGCUCAAGAAAGCACAUAUACAGGCCCAUCUGAAGUUUGCCAAUGAACAUCUGGGUGAAAGUGUUGUGGUCAGAUGAGACCAAAAUGGAGCUCUUUGGCAUCAACUCAACUCGCCGUGUUUGGAGGAGGAGGAAUGCUGCCGAUGACUCCAAGAACACCAUCCCCACCGUCAAACAUGGAGGUGGAAACAUUAUGCUUUGGGGGUGUUUUUCUGCUAAGGGGACAGGACAACUUCACCGCAUCAAAGGGACGAUGGACGGGGCCAUGUACCGUCAAAUCUUGGGUGAGAACCUCCUUCCCUCAGCCAGGGCAUUGAAAAUGGGUCGUGGAUGGGUAUUCCAGCAUGACAAUGACCCAAAACACACGGCCAAGGCAACAAAGGAGUGGCUCAAGAAGAAGCACAUUAAGGUCCUGGAGUGGCCUAGCCAGUCUCCAGACCUUAAUCCCAUAGAAAAUCUGUGGAGGGAGCUGAAGGUUCGAGUUGCCAAACGUCAGCCUUGAAACCUUAAUGACUUGGAGAAGAUCUGCAAAGAGGAGUGGGACAAAAUCCCUCCUGAGAUGUGUGUAAACCUGGUGGCCAACUACAAGAAACGUCUGACCUCUGUGAUUGCCAACAAGGGUUUUGCCAACAAGUACUAAGUCAUGUUUUGCAGAGGGGUCAAAUACUUAUUUCCCUCAUUAAAAUGCAAAUCAAUUUAUAACAUUUUUGACAUGCGUCUUUCUGGAUUUUUUUGUUGUUAUUCUGUCUCUCACUGUUCAAAUAAACCUACCAUUAAAAUUAUAGACUGAUCAUUUCUUUGUCAGUGGGCAAACGUACAAAAUCAGCAGGGGAUCAAAUACAUUUUUCCCUCACUGUACCAAUUACUUUUUUAUAUUUAUUUCUUAGGAUUUUAUUGUUGUUUUUGGCAGUGACAGGCAUGGAUGAAGGGGAGAUAGAUAGAUUAAUUAAUUAAGGGGAGAUACAGAGGUGAGAAUGAUGGUGAGGCCGGGAUUCGAUCUCAUGCAGGCAGGGGAACCAUAUGUACUGGAGGCAGUGGCCUUAACCACUAGACUAGAUAAACUCCAGGCACUACUUCCCCAUUACUGUAAUUACUGCACUCGAUAAGCUAAGUUAUUAAUUAGCUAAUUGCUUGUUAAUUAAGUGUUAAUUAGCUAAUCACUUAGAUAAUUUGUUAGCUAAUUGCCUAAUUAUACAAUGAAGAGUAAAGCUCAUGUAAUGUAUUUUGCUCUGCUGAACAUGCGGUCCAUACUGCUUUUAGAAUUAAUUAUAAUAUACAACCUUUAAAUAUAAUUAUAACCUGGGUGGUUCGAGCCCUGAAUGCUGAUUGGCUGACAGCCAUGGUAUAUCAGACCAUAUAUCACGGGUAUGACAAAACAUGUAUUUUUAGUGCUCUAAUUACACUGGUGACCAGUUUAUAAUAGCAAUAAGGCAACUCAGGAGUUUGUGGUAUAUAGAAGGAUUACUUUAUCCUAUCCCAGGUAUUCCUUAAAGAGGUGGGGUUUCAAAUGUCUCCGGAAGGUGGUGAGUGACUCCGCUCUCCUGGCGUCGUGAGGGAGCUUGUUCCACCAUUGGGGUGCCAGAGCAGUGAACAGUUUUGACUGGGCUGAGCGGGAACUGUGCUUCCGCAGAGGUAGGAAAGGAACUUAUCAAGGCGUCAAGCUCAUUGAUGAACUCUCCAAGGGAACCUGGAGGGCGAUAAAUGACAAGGAUGUUAAGCUUAAAUGUGCUAGUGACUGUGACAGCAUGGAAUUCAAAUGAGGAGAUAGACAGAUGGGUCAGGGGAAAAAUAGAGAAUGUCCACUUGGGAGAGAUGAGGAUUCCUGUGCCACCGCCGCGCUGACCAGAUGCUCUCGGGGUAUGCGAGAACACAUGGUUAGACGAGGAAAGAGCAGUAGGAGUAGCAGUGUUUUCUGUAGUAAUCCAUGUUUCCGUCAGCGCCAAGAAGUCGAGGGACUGGAGGGUAGCAUAGGCUGAGAUGAACUCUGUCUUGUUGGCCGCAGAACGGCAGUUCCAGAGGCUGCCGGAGACGUGGAACUCCACGUGGGUCGUGCGCGCAGGGACCACCAGAUUAGAGUGGCAACAGCCACGUGGUGUGAAGCGUUUGUAUGGCCUGUGCAGAGAGGAGAGAACAGGGAUAGACAGACACAUAGUCUGACUAUCCCUGGGAAUACAGAUACAAAAUAUUAUUGCAAAAUAAAGUAGUGCCGUGGAUCAGAAAACCAGUCAGAUUCUGAUGUGACCCCCAGGUUAGAGAGGCAGCAGCCACGCGGUGUGAGGCUUUUGUAUAGCCUGUGCGGAGAGGAGAGAACAGGGAUAGACAGAGGUAUAGUUGACAGGCUACAGAAAAUGGCUACAAUAAUGCAAAGGAGAUCGGAAUGAAAUGAACUAAACAUCUGGGAAAGGAGAGAGCGGGGCCUCCCUCACCACAACACCCAAAUAUAACUCUCCCAACUUCCACCUCAGAAACUAUAAUUGUUUUAAACUACAGCGGUUCAAUGUUUUCUAGGAAUAGACUAACUUAGUUUAUAAUCGCAAUAAGGCACCUCGGGGGUUUGUGGUAUAUGGACAAUAUAUCACGGCUAAGGGCUGUAUCCAGGCACUCCGCGUUGCGUCGUGCGUAAGAACAGCCCUUAGCCGUGGUGUAUUGGCCAUAUACCACACCCCCUCAGAUCAUAUUGCUUAAAUAUAUGGUGUGGUCAAGAUCCUGUAUUUUCUCUGCAGUCACCUGUUAAAUCUUUUCUACCGGUGUGGUCAAGGUGUUGAACCUCCUGUAUUUUCUCUGCAGUCACCUGUUGUAUUGUAUUUCAUAGAAGUGGUGAAAAUGUCGGAGCUCUUGAGAAACAAGACAGCGUUCGCUCUGGCGGUCCAGCGUCACACUGACAUCCCACCUGAGAUCCUCCACCUGCUGAUGGAGACCACCAUGCCUAACAGAAACUUCCAGGUGAGCUAACCUCAGCUUAUUCAAGCCUCAGAUCAGCUGUGAUGCCCAUGUGAUGUGUAACAAUAACACCAAAUGCAAUUGUCUCAAAAAGAGAGAGAAAAAAUGUAAUCGUCAUUUUUAGAAGUAGUCAUGAAAGUCAGACCACAAUAUAGCCUACCUUCAAUUUCCACAAUAAACUGUAUUAUCCCCUUUCCUCUUCUCAAUCCUAUGUUGUUUAGCUUACAUCUCAACCCUCUGAGACACACACACACAGAGGGGUUGGAAGCACAGGGUCCGCCUUCUGUAGCUAGUGUUCUGACCCAUCUUCAACCUCUCUAUGUCUACUGUAGAUCCUAGCCUGGCUGGCUAACAUGCACCACUGCAGUGACAUAUUCUCUCUCCCUCUUCUCUCCAUCAUAUGUUCUCACUCUUCUAAUUUGCUACUAGCUAGUACUGUAUCUAGUGAUCUGACCUAUACACAAUCUCUAUCUCCCCUCUAUAGAUGCUAGCGUGGCUGGCUAACAUGCACCACUGCAGGGACCCAACAAGCCUGCAGAUGAAUAGCACAGAGCAGCUCCUCUUCCAGGUCUUCUGCAACCUGCCUACAAACCAGUGGUACAACUUUGUGGUCAUCGUGGCUCGCUACAUCCACAUGGAGAAUGUGAUAUACAAGGUAUGUGUGUGUAACCUGCCACCUCAGCAGUUUUACAGUACAACUUCAUAGUGCUGUUUGCUUGCUACGUCCACAUGGAGAGUGUCGUCUACAGGGUAAAGAAUGGUCAUCUCUCAGUGCCAGGGCAGGUCAUGUAAAGGUUACACAUCAGGAUUCUCUGUGGCUAUAUGUGGGUCUGUGGACCCAAACGGGUGCACAUUUUUGUUUUAUCACUAGCAAUACACACCUGAUUCCACUAAUCAAAGGUUUGAUGAUGAGUUGAUUGCUAGGGCAAAAACAAAAAUGUGCAUCCCUUUGGAUCACCAGGACUGGGAUUAAGAAACACUGAGAUAGGUACACGUGCAAUGUAAUUAAGGACAGUAAGACCGAAGGGCAUUCUGUCCACAGGCUCUCAGACAGAGGGUUCAGCUGUCUACAGCCUAGUCCUAGUGACAGAGGGUUCAGCUGUCUACAGCCUAGUCCUAAUGAGAGAGGGUUCAGCUGUAUACAGCCUAGUCCUAGUGACAGAGGGUUCAGCUGUCUACUGUGUGAUACUAAUGCCCCUCCAUGUGUCUCUCCACAGCUGAUGCUGUCCAGUGAGAUGCAGAGCGUGGUGGGGUUCAUGCUGCAGAUGGUCAAGUUCCUGACGGACAUGAUGAGCAAGCUGCUUCCUGCCGUCGGCCGCCUGCAGGACUAUAUGUUCUCCAUACGAGACCUCAACCUGGUCUCUGACCCAGAGUUCCGCAGCGUGAGUAUUGAGGCGUGAUGCUGAGACAAUCUGAGAGGGUUGUAGCUAGCAGUCUGUCUACCUGUCUGUCUGUCUUCCUGUUUCUUUCUCUCUUUCUGCUCAUACUGAGACAGACACAGAAUUAGAUAGAACAGAAGUAUUGUGUUUCUCUAUGGAGCUCUACCCAUACUGAGAUAGUAGUGAAUGGCUGAGUCUGAGAGGAUUGCUGCUAUCAGUCUGUCUAUCUGGCUCUGGGUCUGUCUGGCUGUGGGUCUGUAUGGCUGUGGGUCUGUCUCUCUCUGUCCCUCCCUCCCUCCUGCUCACCUACAUUCAUCCCUCCUAACUCUUCUCUUCCCUCCCCCAGAUGGUGCAUGGUAAAACCAGAUCAAUGUCCAGCAGAGCGACAUUCACCACUGUGUCCAGAGCCAUGUGUAACCAUGGCAUCAUGUCCCUGUUUGGCAUCUCUAAGCUGCCCAUCAUGACUGAGACAGACCCCUCCACACAGCAGGAGCACAGGGUGGAGGAGCUGGUCAACAAGUUCAAGAUCCCUCGCAAUGCCAGUAUGGAACCCACUUUGCACAUGAUUGAUUGGUUGAUUAGUUGAUUGAUUUGUUGACUGAUUUAAUUUAUUAGAUAAUUAAAAGUAGUAGGCUGCUCCAGCCGGAGACAACAUUACAUACAUUUUACAUACAUAAGCACACAUUGCUUAUUUGAUUUAAGUAUAGACCCGGUGUUCAAAGCUGAUUGAAAUUACGUCAUUACAACAAGAUUCUGAAUAUCUUAAUUAUUCAUUAUGAUUUAAUAUGAGGUUGAAAAUUGUGACAUUUUCCUUUAAGAAUGUAGGACUGACAUAUCUUAUAACCUGCACCUUCUCUUCCCCUGGACAGCUCCUUUCUGUAUGAACUUCUACCUGGACAUGGUGAACACCACUGGAGGAGCCAUAGCCUGGGCCUUCCUCAAGCCGAUGCUGCUGGGACAGGUCCUCUACAGCCCAGACACACCACUCACUAGGGCCAUCAUAAAAAAGGUACAAUCACACACACACACACGUGCACACACGUGCACACAGACAAACAUGUGCACGCACACGUGCAAGCACAAUACACACACACACACUUACUACACUGUAUCACCAUCUGUAUGUAUUGUCUUCCAGUCCAAUGCCACAAUGCAGCAGUUUGCCAACCUGAAGAUGUACUCCCAGGAUUGGCUCCAGUCCUCUUCCUACAUUAUGGACUCAGCCAAGAUACUGAAUCAAACCCUGCCAAUGCUCCAGGUAUGAACCAGCUAUUCUUAAAGCUACACUGGGUUUAUAUAAGCUACAAUCUGCUUUUUCCUGGACUCCAUGGGUGCGUUCCAAAUGGCACCCUAUUCCCUAUAUAGUGCGCUACUUUUGACAAGGGUUCUGGUCAAAAGUAGUGCACUUUCUAGGAAAUAGGGUGCAAAUUCCAUAUAUCUAGGAAAGUAGAGGAAAAUGCUAGAAAGUUUUUUUCAGCAACUGAAAGUUUCAGCAACUGUAUCUUGAUGUUAUUUUAUUCAACUUCUUCCUCCCUCCUAGAAUUCCCUUGGCAAUUCCUUUGUUCAGAAUUUCAUCGAGAUGCAGACAGACAUUGAUGUGAGCAAGAUGAAGGAUACUCUCAAGAACUUCUGUGAGUUUUGUAUUUGAAGGUCUUACUUUUGAAAAUGGCUACAGACAAGACAACCCUUAUCCCUUAUUCUCUAGCUAUCUCCCUGUAAAAUAUCCCAAAAAUCAAGGCUUUCAAUUAAGACACAUUCCAAUAAAAUGUGUCUUAAUAUAUCUUCUGCAUUCAAAUUCCCUUCGGGGCAAUACAUGUUUUCAUUAAUUCAUACAUUCUUUAUAAUGUGGAUCUUUUUUUCUUUAGUGUUUAUAUUAUCUUUGUAUUUAAUAUAUAUCUCCACCCUGACCCCUGACCCCCUCUCACUACUUCUUUGCUAAUCUGUUUUAAGAUAUUUCUCCACUUUAUUAGCUAUAGAUCUUCUUUAUCUUUCUAUUAUUAUUAUAUCUAAUAUAACCUUGGCCUCCCCCUAGCAAGCACGACGACCCUCCUGGAGAAGAACAAGGACAUUGUGACCCAGAUCACCACUCUGUCCAACCUGAUGAUGAACCUAUCCUCCUGUAUUAACUUUGACCGCUUCCACGGCAUCAACUCUACUGACGACCUCAACACCAUGGCUGAACACCUCACCCAGACCAGAGACCUCUACGCCAGUUAGUUGAUCCUUUAUAUUUCAAAAUAAAAGCCUUGUGUUUUGGCAUCAACCUUUUUUGUUUGGCACAGUACAGCCAUCUUGAUUCCCAUAUGAAAUAAUUUCUCUGUAACAAUAAAGUUACUUAAUAUAAUAGUUUUCAGUUAAAAUAGUCAAAAAGAAACAAAAAUAGCAGUUUGGGUUCUGUUUCUGUGUCUCUGCAGGUAUCAUCUUCAAGCUGCCCAAGGAUGAUGAUGACUCACACAGGAAGCGGCGAGACACCUCAGGCUCCUCCUCCUCCGCGCUGCCUCCCAAGGUGGACUACACCAUCCGCAUGUCCAUCGAGAACGCCAUGCGGACCGACCGCUCCCGCAACCCUUUCUGGGUGAAGGACCCCUACAUCUCCUCCUUGAAGACCCAGCGCUACAACCGAGGCUUUGUAUACCUGCAGGAGAGCAUCGACAGGGCCAUCAUAGGUAACGUUAUGUUGUUCAUGAUAUGUUUACAUUUACAUUUUGGUGAUUUAGCAGAUGCUCUUAUCUAGAGUGACUUACAGUACUCUUUUUAAAAAAUUGUGCUAUCUAGAACCUAAAAGGAUACUUUGGCUGUCCCCAUAGGAGAACCAUUUGAAGAACGCUUUUUGGUUCCAGGUAGAACUGUUUUGGUUCCAUGUAGAACCCUUUCCACAGAAGGUUCUACCCAGAACCAAAAAUAGUUCUACCUGGAACUAAAAAGAGUCCUUCUAUGGGGAACAGCCGAAUAACCCUUUUGGAACCCUUUUUUCUAAGGGUUCCAAAGGGUAGGUAAGGUAGGUAAGACACAACCCAUAUCAUAGUCAUUGGAAGUAAAAACAUUCCUAAAAAAAGCAGCUGUCAGCUAAAUCAGUGCUAGUAAGAAAAGAGGAAUACAAAAGUGUUCUGUGUUAUGUUAUGUGAUGUUUUACUGUCUAUCUCAUCAUCUCACAGAGACGCAGACAGGACAGCAGGUCACUGAGCCAGCAGUCCAGCUACAGGCCUUCCCUUACCCCUGCUUCCUCAAGGACGAGUGAGUAGGCCCAACACACACACACACACACACACUUACUAAAAAACAAUAAUAUGCACUACAUAGGCAUGCAUAUGCACACACACACAUUAUCUCCCCUCCUGUCGAUGAGCAGAGCCACAAUAGAAAAACGGCCACAUCUCUCCUCCAGCCUCCGAUCCAACAUCGGUUACACAUAAACUACUAGCUAUGUCCUUUGCAUCAAUACAGUACACGCUUCGCCAUAAAUCAUGGUUGAGCAUAAUGUCUAUGUUUACAUCUUACUGAGAGUGCUUCUGAAGCCAACAUUGAUAUCUCAUCUCACAAACGCAGCGUACCCGUGCUGCUCUCUCUGCCUGGCUGCCUCCCAUUGAUGUGUGAGAUAUAGUGUGCACCCCAAAUGGUACCCUAUUCCCUAUAUAGUGCACUACUUUUGACCCAAUGGGCCUAUGGGCCCUGUUUAAAGGUAGUGCACUAUAAAGGAAGUAGGGUGCCAUUUGGGACGCAUACAUGGUGAUCCCUGCAGCUCUGGUCCAUUGAUUUAUUAGGGAACAACACAUUAUUCCCGAUACGAUCACUUUGAAAUAUUACUUGUUUUAUAAUAAAUAUUGACAAGGUCCAAGUAUCAGGGUAUACCCUCUCUGAUUAUGGAAAAAAGCUUUGAGUGAAUUAUGAGGUUAGGACAUUGUCGUUGUUAUUGUUUUUUCUAGGGCACUGUUUUUGUUUCUGUGUGUGUAUGAGUGAGUGAGUGAGUGAGUUAUAUACAGUACAUGCUCAUCAUAAUGUGUUCAUCUGAGAGUGAUUGUAUGAGUGUGUGCAUGCAUGACUAUGUAAUGCAUAUUUUUUGCAAGUGAGUGAAAAUGUUGUUUUUCUUUCUCAGGGGCUACUGUGGUAGUCCCAGCGCUGGUAGCUAGGCUGUGACAUUGAUUGAUUGAUUGAUUGACAGCUGUCAUGUCUCUUCCUAAGGUACCUGAACAGCAUCGCGUUUGCCUUCCCUCUGGUCUUGAUGAUUGCCUGGGUUCUGUUCAUCGCCAACUUUGUGAAGAAACUGGUUCAUGAGAGAGAGCUCCGACUUCACGAGGUAUAGUAGGCCGCCAACCAUCUCCCCUGGCAAUUAUGUCAUUUCCUGUAGAUGUCUCUUUCAAACAAACACAUAUUUUGCAAAUCACAAGGGUGGCAGGACAUGAAUAUUUAUUAAUUAAUUAUUCCAUUCAUUCAUACUGUAUUUGAGUCAUGAGUUCUGAUUGGUUGAUUUCCUAACCCCUGCCUUUUGACCUCAACAGUACAUGAAGAUGAUGGGGGUCAAUCCCAUCAGUCAUUUCUUCGCCUGGUUCAUAGAGAGUGCAUGCUUCCUUAUCAUCACCAUAAUCAUCCUCACCAUCAUCCUGAAGGCUGGGCGUGUCCUGCCCCACAGUGACAGCUUCCUGCUCUUCCUCUACCUCAGUGACUACGGACUCAGGUAGGCUACCUCAGGGUGGAAGGUUAGCCUGUGGUGUGUGUGUGUGUGUGUGUAUGAAUGGGCAUUGUGAUGGCAAAUAUUUCCAUUCUAUAAAAUCAAUUUCUAUUGAAAAAUGUGACAUAGGAUUCUCCUCUCCUCUCCUCUCUUCUCUUAUAUUCUAUAGCAUCCUGGCCAUCAGUUUCCUGGUGAGCUCAUUCUUUGACAAGACCAAACAUCGCGGGGCUGAGCGGCGCCCUCAUCUACGUCAUCAGCUUCUUCCCAUUCAUCGUAGUGAUGUCAUUGGAGAGCUCACUAUCGUUCUCCGCCAAGAGCGCCCUGGUGAGAGAGAGGGGGAGGGAGGGAGGGAGGGUGGGAGAGGGAGGGACGGUCAACGGAAGGGGGAGGGGCUGAGGGAGGGAGAGGGAGAAAGAGUGAAAUAGAGAGAGAUCGAGAGACAGAGAUGAAAAGGAAGAGUAACAGAGAGAGGGGUUGAUACAGAUUUUUUUUUAUUGAUGUCCCUGUGUUAUGCCUUAUCCGUGCCUCUUGUUUCCCUCAGAGUUUGUUUGCCCCCACCUGUUUCAGCUACGCCAGUCAAUACAUCUCUCGCUAUGAGAGCCAGGGAGAAGGUAUGCUGGGAAGAUGGCCGUCUGUGUGUGUGUGUGUGCAUGCUAGGCGUGUGCAUGUGUGUGUGUGUCUACGUGCGUGCAUGCGUAUGUUCGUAAAUGUGUGGUGUGUGGGAAUGUGUGUGUCACAAAGCCAUCACAGAUGCUUACAAAAACAAACUCAUGAGGAGACUCCCAGAAAACUAAAGCAGCCUCUAUACUAGCCAUGAAGAUAGAGAGAGAUCUAACAAAUGAACUGAAACUUUUUAUUGUUCCUACUUUCUACUUUCUUUAGGCAUCCAGUGGAGCAACCAAUAUAUCUCACCCCUGGCCGGUGACACGUCAUCCUUCGGCUGGCUGUGUUGGCUUCUCCUCAUCGACUCAGUUUGCUACUUCAUCAUUGGAGCCUACAUCCGCAUAGUCUUCCCAGGUAAUCACACAAAACAGCGUCAAGUAAUAAAAACACACAGCAAGCCAGACUAGACUGGAGACAGAGUCAAAUACUGUUCAACAGUUGGGGUCAAUUCCAUUUCCAUUCAGUCAAUUCAGGAAGUAAACUGAAAUUCCAAUUGCCAAUGUAACUCACUGCAAUGAGGAAUUACAUGGCAUGUCAGUUCACUUCCUAAAUUGACUGAAUUGAAAUGGAAUUGACCCCAACCCUAUGGGAAAUUAUGUAUUGCUUUUCCUCUAUUGAUCAUAUACUUUUUGCCCAUCAGGAAAGUAUGGCAUUGCUAAACCCUGGUACUUCCCUGUGAUGCCCUCAUUCUGGGCUGAUCUCUUCUGCUGCUGCAGCAAGGUCCCUGAGAAGGUCAACAGGGGACUGCUCUUCUCCAACAUCAUACGGAAUAACCUCUCUGUCUUUCCCAAUGAGAAGGACAACAAAGGUACAGUACUGCAACACAACAGCCUUCUUCCUAAAGCAGCUUGCAGCAGCUAACAGAUCAAGAGAUGUGACUGUUGUUAUAUGUUUUGAUCUCGCUCUCGUGCUCGCUUGUUCAAUCUCUCUCUUUCUGCCCCCUCUCACUCUCUUUUUCUCUUUCUCUUUCUGCCACUCCCUCCCUCUCUCUGUCCCCCUGCUCUCUGCCUUCCUCUCUCCCUCCCUCCAUCCUCCUCUCUCUCUCAGCUAAGGGGGGCUUCCCCUCUCAUAUGGAAGAGGAGAUCUCAGGUCUUCCUGUGGGUGUGGCUCUCCAUGGACUGACUAAGACCUAUGGGGACAGAGCAGCCAUAGAGAACCUGAAUGUCAAAUUCUAUGAGGGACAAGUCACUGCACUGCUGGGACACAACGGAGCUGGCAAGACCACUACCAUGUGAGUUCUGACAAUGAUCUAUCUGUUCUCUACUUCUCUUUAAUCAGAGAUAAUCUAUUAGGCACACUAAUUUAUACUAGCUUAUACAAUAGCUUAUACUCUAGUACACUAGCCUAUAAUACCCGCUAUUAGGCACAUUGUAAUAUGUCAUUGGUGUUAGGGAUUUAGGCCUGCUGAAUAUGUUUAUUCAUUGCUUUUUCACCAUGUCUUCCCUAUUGAAAAACAGGAGUUUAUGCUAUGUAUUGAUGUCUCUGUUUCCAGGUCUCUGCUCACUGGUUUGUUCGCCCCCUCCUCUGGUACCAUUGAGGUGUAUGGGAAGGACAUGGAGACUAACAUUGAUGACAUUCGCCGGGAGCUGGGUGUGUGCAUGCAGUAUGACGUCCACUUUGACCAUCUGACCACCAAGGAGCACCUGCUACUGUACGGACAGAUCAAGGCACCACACUGGUCACAGAUGGAACUGAAGGAGCAAGUCCGCAAGUGAGUAGUCACUUACCACACGGCUGGUGUGUCUAACAUUACCCAUGAGUUAAGCAAAGCGAGACUAGCAAGUGAACCUACAGUACAUUCUGAACCAAGAUCACAUCCAAAUCCAUACAUCAAAGCAUUUGGAAGAAAACAAAUCUCAAAAUGUAAUCAUAUUAACCCUGUAAGAUGAAUUGACUUAACACAUAGAUUCGUUUUUAGAUUGUAGUGACUAAAUAUGACUGAAAAGCUCUGAGUCAAAGUGAUGUUUCCCACAUACAGCAACACGUCUUUUCCUUCUACUGUCUUUCCCAGAAUCCUGGAGGAGACUGGCAUGUAUGCCCACCGACACAAGAGAGUGGGGACACUGUCUGGAGGAAUGAAGAGGAAGCUGUCCAUCUCCAUCGCCUUCAUCGGGGGCUCUCGUCUGGUGGUCCUGGACGAGCCCACCACCGGGGUCGACCCCUGCUCCCGACGCUCCAUCUGGGACAUCGUCAUCAAGCACAAGAAAGGUGAGUCUCACAGCCCAAAUAACCCCACCCCUUCUCUCUCUCUCUCUACAUUUAAUGAAGCAGAAAUAUAUUUUCUCCAAGUGAACGUAGCAGUGUAGUGUGUUGUGUGUUGUGUGUGUGUUGUGUGUGUGUGUAGCUGUGGAGAAAGGAGAUCCCACAGCAGCUGUAGUGGGGGAGCAGAGGGAUUGGUAUCCGUCGUGGCUGUGGAAUCUGCUAUUUAACACACACACACACACACACACGCCUGCUACUUAAUUGGGUUUGUCUCAGUCGAUGUGACUGAGAGUUGCUGCUCAGGGAGGGAAGGGAAAACUGAAAAGGUUCAGAAUGGGAUUGCUCAUACUUUUUGUCUCUGUGUUUGUCACAUGUCUCUGUGUGUGUGGGGGGGUACCUCUGUCUGUAUGUGGGUGUCUCUUUGUCCUUUUCUUUUCCUGUCUUGUGUGUGUGUGUGGGUGUGCUGCAUACAUCUGUGUAUUUGUGUGUGUGUGUGUGUGUGUGUGUGUGUGUGUGUGUGUGUGUGUGUGUGUGUGUGUGUGUGUGCUUCCUUGCAUCCUUGCCUGUGUGUGUGUCCUUGUGUGUGUGUCUCUCUCUUCACCUGCUCUCAGACCAUACCAUUAUCCUGUCUACCCACCACCUGGACGAGGCAGAGGUGCUGAGCGACCGUAUAGCCUUCCUGGAGAGAGGAGGCCUCAAGUGCUGCGGCUCCCCCUUCUACCUCAAAGAUAAGCUGGCCCAGGGAUACAACCUCACACUCACCAAGAAGGUACUUAUGAGCCUUAUUAUAAGACAUUGAAAAAAAUACUUCUACACGCUUAUAUCAAGUUUUAAAACUAACACAGGGACUACAGAUGAAAACAUUUAUAGAAAUGUUAAUUGAUGUGUAUUGUCCCUGUCAAAUAAAUAACGUAAUAAAAUUAGUUAAUAAAAUGGCCUGACGUAGGCCAUACUGUAUGAGCACUCCUCUUCUUCCUCACCCGGUCUCUUGUUAGGUCCAGGCCCCAGACUCCCAGGCUAGGUUUGACGGAGUUGAGGUCAAGACGUUCAUCCAGUCCUACAUGCCAGACGCUCGUCUGAAGGAGACUGAGUUGGGAGACCUGGUCUACUCCCUUCCCCCAUUCAGCUCCUCCAAUGCUGAGGCCUACCGCUCCCUGCUCUCCAGCCUGGACUCUAACCUGGACCUUCUACAGCUGGGCUGCUACGGCAUCUCUGACACUACCCUGGAGGAGGUUAGAGAUACACAGAUGCUUUUCAAUGUGUUGAGAGAUAGACUUUUCUCCAAUUUACCUUGCACUCAUGGAUAUACAGUGUACUUCAUAUACAGAGAUAGACACACCCACAUAAUGUGCAUGACAUACAAUUACAGUUCACACCCAUUGACACACUUCUGUUUUUUGUGGUCUGUGCAGGUGUUCCUCCAGCUGACCCAAGAUGAGACAGAGCCUGCAGAAGAUAAGCCGUAUUCUGUGUCUGAAUCCAUGCUAGACCUGUCUGCCUCCAGAGACAGCUUACCAGAGGACCUCCAGAGCAACUCCAGCUUCGGAGACAAAGCCAGUGAGUCACAUCCACGCCACUGCUCUUUGACAUCCUAGACUAGACUGACCAGCUGUUAUAGUGGUAUCUUACCCAGGAGGAAGAACUCUGGGUCCUAGAUACAGGCUAGUUAUUCACAUUCAGUUAAUGAAAAACUCAUACAAAAACUCCUGGUCCUAGGAAUAAAACAUACUUACUUAGACCUUAUUGUGCCAAGUGGCAUAGAAGAUCUCCACAAAGUCCCUCAAUCUCUUCCUGUCCUCUGGGCUAUUUUAAACGCCUCUUUCCCGUUGGACCCUAGUCUGGUCUUGUCUGGUAAUAGAAUCACACCAGCCUCUUACUACUGCAAGCCUUGGCGCAGACCCUAAUUAUACUAAUAAUAACAAAACCCUUGUUUUCCUGUAGGUCUGACGGGCUCGUCCACAGUGCACGGCCUGGCCCUGACCUGGCAGCAGGUGACUGCUAUGUUGAUGAAGAGGGUUCACCACUCCAGACGGGACUGGAAGGGUCUCUUCUCCCAGGUGGUUCUACCUGUUUUGUUCAUCAUCCUGGCCAUGGGUCUGGGCUCCAUCAAGAGUGACCUGCAACACUUCCCAGAGAUGGAGCUGUCACCUGCCCUUUACCACCUCGGACCACAGUACUCCUUCUUCAGGUCAGAGACACUGAUAGACACAUAUUACUUACUUACACACAAAAACACACACGCCCUCUACCACCUCGGACCUCCUUCUUCAGGUCAGGGACAGGACACACUGCACUGCUGCAUUAUGGGAUAGGAGAUCAGGGGCCAUAUAUAUCAAGUGUAGGAGUGCUGAUUAAGGUUCAGCUUUGCAUUUUAGAUCAAAAUGAACUUGGGGAACCUGAUCCUAGAUCAGCACUCUUUGAGACAUCUGAUAUACACAGUGCAUUCGGAAAGCAUUCAGACCUUCACUUUUUCCACAUUUUGUUAUGUUACAGCCUUAUUCUAAAAUUGAUUAAAUGUAUUUUUUUCUCAUCAAUCUACACACAAUACCUCAUAAUGACAAAGCGAAAACAGGUUUUCCCCCCCCAAAAAAUACAGAAAUACCUUAUUUACAUAAGGAUUCAGACCCUUUGCUAUGAGACUCGAAAUUGAGCUCCGGUGCAUCCUGUUUCCAUUGAUCAUCCUUGAGAUGUUUCUACAACUUAAUUGGAGUUCACCUGUGGUAAAUUCAAUUGAUUGGACAUGAUUUGGAAAGGCACACACCUGUCUAUAUAAGGUCCCACCAGUUGACAGUGCAUGUCAGAGCUAAAACCAAGUCAAGAGGUCGAAAGGAAUUGUCCGUAGAGCUCAGAGACAGGAUUGUGUUGAGGCACAGAUCUGGGGACGGGUACCAAAACAUUUCUGUAGCAUUGAAGGUCCCCAAGAACACAGUGGCCUCCAUCAUUCUUAAACGGAAGACAUUUGGAACCACCAAGACUCUUUCUAGAGCUGGCCGCCCAGCCAAACUGAGCAAUCGGGGGAGAAGGGCCUUGGUCAGGGAGGUGACCAAUAACCCGAUGGUCAAUCUGACAGAGCUCCAGAGUUCCACAGUGUAGAUGGGAGAACCUUCCAGAAGGACAACCAUCUCUGCAGCACUCCACCAAUCAGGCCUUUACGGUAGAGUGGCCAGAUGGAAGCUACUUCUCAGGAAAAGGCACGACAGCCCGCUUCGAGUUUGCCAAAAGUCACCUAAAGGACUCUCAGACCAUGAGAAACAAGAUUUUCUGGUCUGAUGAAACCAAGAUUGAACUCUUUGGCCUGAAUGCCAAGCGUCACGUCUCGAGGAAACCUGGCACCACCCCUACGGUGAAGCAUGGUGGUGGCAGCAUUAUGCUGUGAGGAUGUUUUUCAGUGGCAGGGACAGGGAGACUAGUCAGGAUCGAGGCAAAGAUGAAUGGAGCAAAGUACAGAGAGAUCCUUGAUGAAAACCUGCUCCAGAGCGCUCAGGACCUCAGACUGGGGUUGAAGGAUUACCCUCCAACAGGACAACGACCCUAAGCACACAACGCAGGAGUGGCUUCGGGACAAGUCUCUGAAUAUCCUUGAGUGGCCCAGCCAGAGCCCGGACUUGGAACCCGAUCUAACAUCUCUGGAGAGACCUGAAAAUAGCUCCCCAUCCAACUUCACAGAGCUUGUGAGGAUCUGCAGAGAAGAAUGGGAGAAACUCCCCAAAUACAGUUGUGCCAAGCUUUUGGUGUCAUACCCAAGAAGAAUCAAGGUUGUAUUCGCUGCCAAAGGUGCUUCAACAAAGUACUAAGUAAAGGGUCUGAAUACUUAUGUAAAUGUAAUAUUUCAGUUUUUUUAAUUUUAUAAAUGUGCAAACAUUUCUAAAAGCCUCUUUUUGCUUUGUCAUUAUGGGGUAUUGUGUGUAGAUUGAUGAGGGAAAAAACAAACAUUUUAAUCAAUUUUAGAAUAAGGCUGUAACGUAACAAAAUGUGGAAAAAGUGAAGGGGUCUGAAUACUUUCCGAAUGCACUGUACAGUCCCAGAUCAGUCCCAUCCAGUCACUGUCUGUUGCUGUGCAAUCUUUCUCAUUUUCAGGUUGUAAGUUAGGUUUUUUGGGGUAAGAUAGUAGAGGUUUCUUGAAGGUUGAUAGAGGGGGGAGGGGGGCAGUGAGAGGUAGAAAGAGAGCGAGUGAGAUUUAGAGAUAGAGGGAGUGAGAUGAUUAUGAUGAUGUGAUCUGAGGUGUGAGAUGAAAGUAUAGAGGAGGAAGGAGAUAGUCGAAGUGAAGAAGUCUUGAUUGUGAAGAGCAGUUCUUUGAUCUGAGGGAAAGGUAGAGAGGAGAGAUAGAGAGAGAUAUAAAGGAGAGGAGAUGCUGUGGUAGGAACACAUCAAACACUGUGUGCCCUCUCACUGUCCUUGGUUGAUGGUUAAAUGAGAUUGAAUUAGCCUUUUUUGAUGUUGGGCUCAUAUUAGUUUCCAAACCACUGUCCUACUUGGAUCAUUUACUAAUACUGUACUGAAGGAUUUGCUCAAAGUCCCUUGAAAGUAUAGCCUGGUCCCAGAUCUUUUUGUGCUGUAUAACCAACUGUCAUGGUCAGUGGCAUGCUAAAUUUGGAAAACAUGGCAUGACAAUGAUCAUAGGACUUGACAAGCUAGACAACACAAACAGAUCUGGGACCAGGCUAACUUGAGAGCAUUAGACAAUACAUAAUGUUGCGUUCUGUAAUAAGUUUGUCCUGAAACAUUUUGUUUUUUUUGUCGUCAACAGCAACCAGAAUCCAAACUCCAGCAAUCUGGUCAACACUAUGAUGUCAUUCCCUGGGAUUGAUAACGGGUGUCUGAACAGCCCUGGUAAACCGUAUGUACCUGACCAACUUCUACAUAAUCACUGUAUUGAAGAUAGAUCUCUUACUUGUCUGGCUACUUCUCCUACUUUGUCUAUAUCUGGCACUUCCGAAUUCUCUUCUUACCCUCUUUUCCUUCAUAUGUCAAUCUUUUCCCUUUUAGUAUCUGUCUUUGUUCCACUUCUCUCACUCCCCACUAUCCUCUCUCCAUACGCUGUACUCUUCAGCUUUACUACAUGGUGCAUGUAUCUAAAAGCCUGGAGCAGCUCUGCUUUGCCUUGUGUGUAUGUGUGCGUGCAUUUGUGCGUGUGUGCAUCAGUGGCGGUCAGUGCCAUUUAAGAUGAGGGAGGACAAUAUUAUUUUUUCAUGAGCAUGGCCUUAUUUCUAUUACAGCAUAUUGGAUGACUGUCAUUCAUAUUCCAUUCACCCAGUUCAAUGUAACAUCGAUAGGUUUAGGCUACUACCUGAUAGUCACAUUUUCCCUUUACCCAUCAUGAGGUUGCUACAACCUAGCCUAUGAAUGAAAGUUUACAACGUAUGUGCACACAGGUUGAGAAUUUGUUUUGAGGUGACAGACAGGGACACAUUCAAUACCGCCUUGCACACUCUUGCCUGCAAUCAUUAGUUCAACAGUUGCAAACGAGAGUUUCAAUUGGACAAAUUCAGGUAUGUUUAUUCCCGUUUGCUUCCGUUUAAGAUACGUUUUUCAACAGAAUCGGUGGAAUGAAUACACCCCUGAUCACAGUUCACUUUCAUAGCAGCCACGUUGUAUUCCUUCUCGCAUCUAUGCGCUCUCCUCCUCUCACCUUUUCCCUUCGCUUCUGGACUUCAAUGCAGAACACAUCAGCUGUAUGUGACCAGGCAAAAAUAUAUUUCCAAGCCAAACCAUAUCAUAACCACUACACACAGCCUACAUCGUUGUCACCAUAUUAGCUAAAGUAAUGUCAUGUCAACAUAGCAAAUAGAACUAACGUGUUAGUAAACCUGCUACAAUCAUGGAGUAACGUUAGUGUACAGUCAGUAAGCAGUUUAGCACUUACACUGGCAGGCCCCGGUGGCAAUAAAUUAGUAAAACCAAAAGCUUACCUUGAAUUGGAAGAGUUCCAGUGUUGUGUUGGAUAGUCAUAGCCAGCUAGCUAACAUAGCAUCCUUCUGUUUGAGCAGGGUGUUUGAGUAGGCUAAACUAGCUAGCUCCAUUUGCUAGCUAAGUAAGUGAAACUGAAAGUGAAGAAGAAAAAGAUAAAAUGUCUCUUGAUUCUCCUUUAAAACUGUUCAACUAUUGUCUUUCUCUCUCUUUGAGCCUACUACUCACUACCUUUUAUGCAUUGCAGUGAUAGCUAGCUGUAGCUUAUGCUUUCAGUACUAGAUUCAUUCUUUGAUCCUUUGAUUGGGUGGACAACAUGUCAGUUCAUGCUAAAAGAGCUCUGAUAGGUUGGAGGACGACCUCCAGAAAUUGUCAUAAUUACUGUGUAAGUCUAUGGAAGGGGGUGAGAACCAUGAGCCUCCUAGGUUUUGUACUGAAGUCAAUGUACCCAGAAGAGGAUGGAAGCUAGGUGUCCUCCAGCUACACCAUGGUGCUACCCUACAGAGUGCUGUUGAGGCUACUGUAGACCUUCAUUACAAAAUAGUGUGUUUUAAUCAAUUAUUUGGUGACAUGAUUAUAUUUAGUAUAGUUUUAUCUAAAAGGAUAACUUUUUUAAUGUUUUCAAAAAAUGUAUGAAAUUCACUGAGGAGGAUGGUCCUCCCCUUCCUCCUCUGGGGAGCCUCCACUGGUGUGUGUGUGUGUGUGUGUGUGUGUGUGUGUGUGUGUGUGAGGAAUCAUUGGUAUUCCAUAAACACUCUGUGUUUAUAGGAUAGAUUUCCCCUUGCAGGCACUCAAAUCAAUGUUGGCACUCAUGAACCAGACCUCAGAGGCACUAUAAAAUUGUCAGCCAAAAGAAAAUACAUUUAGCUAGACGUGCAGCUAGGCAGCAGAGCUUCUCUGUGUGUGUGUGUGUGUGUGUGUGUGAGAGAGCGAUAGAGAUGCCCUGUGGACAAUCACUGAAGAGUGCUGAGUGCCGUGACGCUUCCUGACUACUGAUUAUAUCUCUCCACCACUCUGUGAUGUCAUGCCUGUUUUACCUCGAGAAUAAAUACUUAUUUACGGUCAUCCAUAUGAAUGGAACACUGGUAUUGGUGUGUUACUGUGGUGGUGUUUAUGCAUGUGUGUGAGUGUAUAUACAAGUGUAAGUGGAGUGGGUAAGCUAGUGGCAUUGUGAAUCAGUACAUGUAUGCAUUGUUUUAGUCAUCUUACCAUUUAAAACGGGCCUGUGGUUCACCUUGUGAAUGUAUUUUGUCUUUUUGAAGGCUCUGCACCAGAAGCACCAAGUCUGACAGCUGGGAAACUAAAGGAGACAGUUCAGUGCAAUUUGAGUCCUGCAAAUGCACCAAAUAUCAACAGGUGGGUUAGAGUUAAUUAAAGGACAUAAGUGACAAAUCAGCAGAUGUACUGUGUGUGUGUGUGUGUGUGUCCUACACUCACUCUACUCUCUGCUCCUCCAACCAGGUGUGUCAGAAUAACCAGUACCAGCCUCCCCAUAAGAUGAACCCCUCCUCCCAGAUCGUCUAUAACCUGACUGGCAUCAACGUUGAAAACUAUCUCCUGGCUACAGCCAAUAACUACAUCAGGAACAGGUACACAGGAUCUUUCAAUGCAGUCUGCAUACACUAAUGUGUCUGUUUCUAGAGAUGCUCUAUACUGUAUAUCCCUCUCUCUCUAUCAUAACAACUCUCCACAGGAAAAAACUGUUUUCAAUUACAUGAAAUGCAAAGGAUCACUGGCCUGAUAGUAAAUGAAUGGAACUGGGAAAUCUGAUGUCCUGAACCAUGCAUCUUCAUCCAGCUCAGUUCUGUUCAGUUCAUUUUAUGGUCUUAUUCAGGAAUGAGUCUCACGCCUUGAUCACUGAGUUAAAGAGACAAUAACAUUGGGUAAUUACUUAUUACUAAUGAAUAAUCGAUAUCUAUAUGAACAAUUCAUCAUAGGUAAGGAGGCUAUGGUUUCUCUCUCUCCCAACUUUCCAUACUCCUUUUUUAUCCAGCUUUACUACAUGGUGCAUGUUUCUAAAAGCCUGGUGUAGCUCUGCUCUGCCGUGUGUGUGUGUGUGUGUGUGUGUGUGUGUGUGUGUAAACAUGUACAUUAUGUAAAUAAUAAUCUAUUAUAUAUAUGAACAACUCAUCAUAGGUAUGGAGGCUUUGUUUUCGGGGAGCCACUCCCAACUAGUCUCCAGAUGGACCUCUUGGAGGUGCCUGUAAACCGGACCCUCUCCAAGGUAGCUAUAUAUAUAUAAACACUGAAUAUGUAUGAAUAUAUAUGCUUAUGGGUUACUAUAGUGUAACUGACCUUUUGUACCAAUAUAAGUCUCCUGCUGUUAUGUACAGUUGAAGUCAGAAGUUUACGUACACCUUAGCCAAAUACAGUUUUUCACAAUUCCUGACAUUUAAUCCUUGUAAAAAAUCCCUGUCUUAGGUCAGUUAGGAUCAACACUUUAUUUUAAGAAUGUGAAAUAUCAGAAUAAUAGUAGAGAGAAUGAUUUAUUUCAGCUUUUAUUUAUUUCAUCACAUUCCCAGUGGGUCAGAAGUUUACAUACACUCAUUUAGUAUUUGGUAGCAUUGCCUUUAAAUUGUUUAACUUGCGUCAAACAUUUCGGGUAGCCUUCCACAAGCUUCCCACAAUAAGUUGGGUGAAUUUUGGCCCAUUCCUCCUGACAGAGCUGGUGUAACUGAGUCAGGUUUGUAGCCCUCCUUGCUCGCACACCCUUUUUCAGUUCUGCCCACACAUUUUCUAUAGUAUUGAGGUCAGGGCUUUGUGAUGGCCACUCCAAUACAUUUAUUUUUAUUUUUUUUCAAUACCUUGACUUUCUGUCCUUAAGCCAUUUUGCCACAACUUUUGAAGGAUGCUUGGGGUCAUUGUCCAUUUGGAAGACCCAUUUGCGACCAAGCUUUAACUUCCUGACUGAUGUCUUGAGAUGUUGCUUCAAUAUAUCCACAUAAUUAUCCUUCCUCAUGAUGCCAUCUAUUUUGUGAAGUGCACCCACAGCAUGAUGGUGUUCUUCUGCAACCCCCUUUUUCCUCCAAACAUAACGACGGUCAUUAUGGCCAAACAGUUCUAUUUUUGUUUAAUCAGACCAGAGGAUAUUUCUCCAAAAAGUACGAUCUUUGUCCCCAUGUGCAGUUGCAAACCGUAGUCUGUCUUUUUUAUAGAGAUACUGGGGUGCAAAUGAGAAAAAUAAAUAACAAUAUGGGGAUGAGGUAGUUGGGUGGGCUCAUUACAGAUGGGCUGUGUACAGGUGCAGUGAUCGGUAAGCUGCUCUGACAACUGAUGCUUAAAGUUAGUGAGGGAGAUAAGAGUCUCCAGCUUCAGAGAUUUUUGCAGUUCGUUCCAGUCAUUGGCAGCAGAGAACUGGAAGGAAUGGUGGCCAAAGGAGGUGUUGGCUUUGGGGAUGACCAGUGAGAUAUACCUGCUAGAGCGCAUACUACGGGUGGGUGUUGCUAUGGUGACCAAUGAGCUAAGAUAAGGCAGGGAUUUGCCGAGCAGUGAUUUAUAGAUGACCUGGAGCCUGUGGGUUUGGCGACGAAUAUGUAGUGAGGGCCAGCCAAUGAGAGCGUACAGGUCACAAUGGUGGGUAGUAUAUGGGGCUUUGGUGACAAAACGGAGGGCACUGUGAUAGACUACAUCCAAUUUUCUGAGUAGAGUGUUGGAGGCUAUUUUGUAAAUUACAUCGCCGAAGUCAAGGAUCGGUAGAAUAGUCAGUUUUACGAGGGCAUGUUUGGCAGCAUGAGUGAAGGAGGCUUUGUUGCGAAAUAAGAAGCAGAUUCUAGAUUGAACUUUGGAUUGGAGAUGCUUAAUGUGAGACUGGAAGGAGAGUUUACGGUCUAACCAGACACCUAGGUAUUUGUAGUUGUCCACAUAUUCUAAGUCAGACCCGCCGAGAGUAGUGAUUCUAGUCGGGCGGGCAGGUGCAAGCUGCGUUCGAUUGAAGAGCAUGCAUUUAGUUUUACUAGCGUUUAAGAGCAAUUGGAGGCUACGGAAGGAGUGUUGUAUGGCAUUGAAGCUCGUUUGGAGGUUUGUUAACCAAGUGUCCAAUGAAGGGCCAGAUGUAUACAAAAUGGUGUCGUCUGCGUAGAGGUGGAUCUGAGAGUCACCAGCAGCAAGAGCGACAUCAUUGAUAUACACAGAGAAAAGAGUCGGCCCAAGAAUUGAACCCUGUGGCACCCCCAUAGAGACUGCCAGAGGUCCAGACAACAGGCCCUCCGAUUUGACACAUUGAACUCUAUCUGAGAAGUAGUUGGUGAAACAGGCGAGGCAGUGAUUUGAGAAACCAAGGCUAUUUAGUCUGCCAAUAAGAAUGCGGUGGUUGACAGAGUCGAAAGCCUUGGCCAGGUCGAUGAAGACGGCUGCACAGUACUGUCUUUUAUCGAUCGCGGUUAUAAUAUAGUUUAGGACCUUGAGCGUGAAUGAGGUGCACCCAUGACCAGGUCGGAAACCAGAUUGCAUAGCGGAGAAGGUACGGUGGGAUUCUAAAUGGACGGUGAUCUGUUUGUUAACUUGUCUUUGAAAUAAUUUCGAAGGGCAGGGCAGGAUGGAUAUAGGUCUGUAACAGUUUGGAUCUAGAGUGUAACCCCCUUUGAAGAGGGGGAUGACCACGGCAGCUUUCCGUUUUGUCUCCAAAGCCCCAUACACUACCCACCACUGUGACCUGUACGCUCUUGUUGGCUGGUCCUCACUACAUGUUCGUCGUCAAACCCACUGGCUCCAGGCCAUCUAUAAAUCACUGCUAGGUAAAUCCCCGCCUUAUCUUAGCUCAUUGGUCACCAUAGCAGCAGCCACCCGUAGUCUGCGCUCCAGCAGGUAUAUCUCACUGGUCAUUCCCAAAGCCAACACCUCCUUUGGCCGCCAUUCCUUCCAGUUCUCUGCUGCCAAUGACUGGAACGAAAUUGACCAGUCUGAAAUUAGCCCACCCAACUACCUCAUCCCUAUAUUGUUAUUUAUUUUGCUCUUUUGCACCCCAGUAUCUCUAUUUGCACAUAAUCUCUUGCACAUCUAGCAUUCCAGUGUUAAUACUAUUGUAAUUAUUCUGCACUAUAGCCUAUUUAUUGCCUUACCUCCAUAACUUGCUACAUUUGCACACACUGUAUAUAUAUUUUCUGUUGUAUUUUUGACUUUAUGUUUUUUACCCCAUAUGUAACUCUGUGUUUUUUUUAUUGCACUGCUUUGCUUUAUCUUGGCCAGGUCGCAGUUGUAAAUGAGAACCUGUUCUCAACUGGCUUACCUGGUUAAAUAAAGGUGAAAUAAAAAAAAUAAAAAAAAUCUCUGGGGAUCUCAGACGAUAAGAAAGAGAGGUUGAACAGGCUAGUAUUAGGGGUUGCGACAAUUUCGGCGGCUAAUUUUAGAAAGAAAGUGUCCAGAUUGUCUAGCUCAGCUGAUUUGUAGGGGUUCAGAUUUGCCGCUCUUUCAGAACAUCAGCUAUCUGAAUUUGGGUGAAGGUGAAGCGGGUGGGGCAUGGGCAAGUUGCAGCGGAGGGUGCAGAGCUUGUGGUAGGGGUAGCCAGGUGGAAAGCAUGGCCAGCCAAGGCAAAAUGCUUGUUGAAAUUCUCGAUUAUCGUAGAGUUAUCGGUGGUGACAGUGUUUCCUAGCCUCAGUGCAGUGGGCAGCUGGGAGGAGGUGCUCUUAUUCUCCAUAGACUUUACAGUGUCCCAAAACUUUUUGGAGUUAGUGCUACAGGAUGCAAAUUCUGUUUGAAAAAGCUAGCCUUUGCUUUCCUAACUGAUUGUGUAUAUUGGUUCCUGACUUCCCUGAAAAGUUGCAUAUCGCGGGGGCUGUUCGAUGCUAAUACAAUACGCCACAGGAUGUUUUUGUGCUGGUCAAGGGCAAUCAAGUCUGGGGUGAACCAGGGGCUAUAUCUGUUCUUAGUUUUGCAUUUUUUGAAUGGAGCAUGUUUAUUUAAGAUGGAGAGGAAAGCACUUUUAAAGAACAACCAGGCAUCCUCUACUGACGGAAUGAGGUCAAUAUCCAUCCAGGAUACCCGGGCCAGGUCAAUUAGAAAGGCCUGCUCGCUGAAGUGUUUUAGGGAGCGUUUGACAGUGAUGAGGGGCGGUCGUUUGACCGCGGACCCAUUACGGACGCAGGCAAUGAGGCAGUGAUCGCUGAGAUCCUGGUUGAAGACAGCGGAGGUGUAUUUAGAGGGUAAAUUAGUCAGGAUGAUAUCUAUGAGGGUGCCCAUGUUUACGGAUUUAGGUUUGUACCUGGUAGGUUCCUUGAUAAUUUGUGUGAGAUUUGUACCUGGUAGGUUCCUUGAUAAUUUGUGUGAGAUUGAGGGCAUCUAGUUUAGAAUGUAGGACGGCCGGGGUGUUAAGCAUAUCCCAGUUUAGGUCACCAAGCAGUAUGAACUCUGAGGAUAGAUGGGGGGCAAUCAAUUCACAUAUGGUGUCCAGGGCACAGCUGGGGCCUGAGGGGGGUCUGUAGCAAGCGGCAACAGUGAGAGACAUUUCUGAAAAUGUGGAUUUUUAGAAGUAGAAGCUCAAACUGUUUGGGCACAGACCUGGAUAAUAAGAUCUCUAUAGUAGAUUGCAACUCCGCCCCCUUUGGCAGUUUUAUCUAGACGGAAAAUGUUGUAGUUGGGGAUAGACAUUUCUGAAUUUUUGGUGGCCUUCCUAAGCCAGGAUUCAGACACUGCUAGAACAUCAGGGUUGGCGGAGUGUGCUAACGCAGUGAAUAACUCAAACUUAGGGAGGAGGCUUCUGAUGUUAACGUGCAAGAAACCAAGGCUUUUACGGUUACAGAAGUCAACAAAUGAUAGCGCCUGGGGAGUAGGAGUGAUACUGGGGGCUACAGGGCCUGGGUUAACCUCUACAUCACCAGAGGAGGAAUAUAAUAAGGAUAUGGCUAAAGGCUUUAAGAACUGGUCUUCUAGUGCGUUGGGUACAGAGAAUAAAAGGGGCGUUGUAGAAUACAUUCAGGGCAUUAUGUACAGACAAGGAUAUGGAAGGAUAUGAGUACCGUGGAGGUAAACCUAAGCGUUGGGUAAUGAUGAAAGAGAUAGCAUCACUGGAGGCACCGAUUGAGCCGGUCUCCGCGUGUAUGGGGGGUGGGACAAAGGAGCUAUCUGAGGCAGGUUGAGCGGGACUGGGGGCUCUACAGUAAAAUAGUACAAUAAGAACUAACCGAAACAGCAAUAGGCAAGGCAUAUUGACAUGGGAGAGAGGCAUAAAGCAAUCACAGGUGUUAUUCGAGAGAGCUAAGACAACAGCUGGUAAUGGCGACGAAAGUUUGGGCUGAGGCUAAACCGAUAAACAGGAUGGGGUACUGUAUAAAGGAACAGUCUAGUAGGCAUCAGCUGUGUAGCUGAGUGAUCACAAUGUCUAGUGAACAGCAAUAGGUGAGUCCGGGAGCAGUUCGGUGGCUGCUAGGGCACAGGCGAGCAGGAGGCACGGCUGUUGAUUGCGUGUGCUAGCGGGCCGAGGCUAGCAGAUGGAUCCUUGUGGUCGUCGCAACGGGAAGCCCGUUGAAACCACAUCAGACGAUUACGUCGGCAGACCAGUCGUGAUGGAUCGGCGGGGCUCCGUGUCAACACUAGGAGGUCCCUUCCGGUUGACAGAGAGGUAGAUAGCCGGGAGAUGGGCCUGGCUCGAGGUUAGCUCAAGGCUAAUUGGUGGUGCUUGCUUCGGGACAGUGGUGAUUAGCCAACAACAACAACAACAGACAUUCGGUUGCAGCUAGCUAGUUGCGAUGGUCCGGUGUUAAGGUCCAGUGAUUCAGUGAUUCCGGCAGAAAAUCCAAUAUGCUCUGGUUCGAUAGCCCGCUGUGCAGAUUGUGCAGACUGGCCGAUAAUUGUCCAGGCUAGAGCUGGCUGGUAGGUAGUGCAGGCCACGGACAAUGGUGAAGACCGCUAACGGUGGCUAAUAGCAAGUAGCUAGUUAGCUGGCUAGUUUCAGCCAGAGGUUCUAGAUAAAAAGGUAUGAAGAAAUAAUAGAAUUUAUUCCACAUUGGGUGAGGCGGGUUGCAAGUAUAUUUAGUCAAAGGAUGGAAAGUGAGAUUGAGAAAUAUAUAAAAAACAAAAAACAGGCUAUUUACACGAGGACACUAAGCCAUCUUGUAUGGUGGCUGCGUGGUCCCAUGGUGUUUAUACUUGCGUACUAUUGUUUGUUCAGAUGAACGUGGUACCUUCAGGUGUUUGGAAAUUGCUCCCAAGGAUGAACCAGACUUGUGGAGGUCUACAAUUUUUUUUCUGAGGUCUUGGCUGAUUUCAUUUGAUUUUCCCAUGAUGUCAAGCAAAGAGGCACUGAGUUUGAAGGUAGGCCUUGAAAUACAUCCACAGGUACACCUCCAAUUGACUCAAAUGAUGUCAAUUAGCCUAUCAGAAGCUUCUAAAGCCAUGAUAUCAUAAACUUCUGACCCACUGGAAUUGUGAUACAGUGAAUUAUAAGUGAAAUAAUCUGUCUGUCAACAAUUGUUGGAAAAAUUACUUGUGUCAUGCACAAAGUAGAUGUCCUAACCGACUUGCCAAAACUAUAGGUUGUAACAAGAAAUUUGUUGGAGUGUUUGAAAAAACGAUUUUAUACUCCAACUACAGUGGGGGAAAAAAGAUUUAGUUCAGCCACCAAUUGUGCAAGUUCUCCACUUAAAAAAGAUUGCAGAGGCUGUAAUCUUUCACCAUAGUAAACGUCAACUAUGACAGACAAAUUGAGAGAAAAAAUAUCCAGAAAAUCACAUUGUAGGAUUUUAGAUGAAUUUUAUUUGCAAAUAUGGGGAAAAUAAGUUAUGGUCACAUCAAAACAAGGCAAGAUUUAUGGCUCUCGCAGACCUGUAACGUCUUCUUUAAGAGGCUCCUCUGUCCUCCACUCGGACCUGUAUUAGGCACCUGUUUGAACUUGUAUCAGUCUAAAAGACACCUGUCCACAACCUCAAACAGUCACACUCCAAACUCCACUAUGGCCAAGACCAAAGAGCUGUCAAAGGACACCAGAAACAAAAUUGUAGACCUGCACCAGGCUGGGAAGACUGAAUCUGCAAUAGGUAAGCAGCUUGGUUUGAAGAAAUCAACUGUGGGAGCAAUUAUUAGGAAAUGGAAGACAUACAAGACCACUGAUAAUCUCCCUCGAUCUGGGGCUCGACGCAAGAUCUCACCCCGUGGGGUCAAAAUGAUCACAAGAACGGUGAGCAAAAAUCCCAGAACCACACGGGGGGACCUAGUGAAUGACCUGUAGAGAGCUGGGACCAAAGUAACAAAGCCUACCAUCAGUAACACACUACGCCGCCAGGGACUCAAAUCCUGCAGUGCCAGACGUGUCCCCCUGCUUAAACCAGUACAUGUCCAGGCCCGUCUGAAGUUUGUUAGAGUGCAUUUGGAUAAUCCAGAAGAGGAUUGGGAGAAUGUCAUAUGGUCAGAUGAAACCAAAAUAGAACUUUUUGGUAAAAACUCAACUCGUCGUGUUUGGAGGACAAAGAAUGCUGAGUUGCAUCCAAAGAACACCAUACCUACUGUGAAGCAUGGGGGUGGAAACAUCAUGCUUUGGGGCUGUUUUUCUGAAAAGGGACCAGGACGACUGAUCCGUGUAAAGGAAAGAAUGAAUGGGGCCAUGUAUCGUGAGAUUUUGAGUGAAAACCUCCUUCCAUCAGCAAGGGCAUUGAAGAUGAAACGUGGCUGGGUCUUUCAGCAUGACAAUGAUCCCAAACACACCGCCCGGGCAAUGAAGGAGUGGCUUCGUAAGAAGCAUUUCAAGGUCCUGGAGUGGCCUAGCCAGUCUCCAGAUCUCAACCCCAUAGAAAAUCUUUGGAGGGAGUUGAAAGUCCGUGUUGCCCAGCGACAGCCCCAAAACAUCACUGCUCUAGAGGAGAUCUGCAUGGAGGAAUGGGCCAAAAUACCAGCAACAGUGUGUGAAAACCUUGUGAAGACUUACAGAAAACGUGUCAUUGCCAACAAAGGGUAUAUAACAAAGUAUUGAGAAACUUUUGUUAUUGACCAAAUACUUAUUUUCCACCAUCAUUUACAAAUAAAUUCAUUAAAAAUCCUACAAUGUGAUUUUCUGGAGAAAAAAAAUCUAAUUUUGUCUGUCAUAGUUGACGUGUACCUAUGAUGAAAAUUACAGGCCUCUCUCAUCUUUUUAAGUGGGAAGAACUUGCACAAUUGGUGGCUGACUAAAUACUUUUUUCCCCCACUGUAAGUGUAUGUAAACUUCCGACUUCAACUGUACAUAAUAAAAAACCCUGUCCUUACCCCCACCAAGAUAACUACAGUCUUAACUGCUCUUCUGUCCUAGUAUGUCUCUUGUUGGUAGCCUGGUCCCAGAUCUGUUUGCGCUGUCUUGCUUGGCGUGAUAAUGACUGUAGCAGUUGGCUAUACAGUACAGCACAUACAGAUCUAGGACCAGGCUAUCUUGUUGUGAUGUAUAGUGGUUAAAUUAGCCAUGAUUUCCUAAUUGGAGCCGUUAUGAUACGGAAGCACUAAGCACUGUACCAAGAUGGGACGGAAUUAUUACACCAUCAAUGUCGUCGUUAACAUUGUUAAUCGCAGCUACUCGCAGCAAUUAUGUUUUUGUCUGAAUCUGAAAUGGGGUAAUGAUGCUAGUGAUUUAGACUUAGACACCUCCUCUGGAAAGUUUCAAGAUAAGCUUAUUACUAGAGAUAAGAGAAUUAGAAGUAGAAAUGUCGAGAAGCAUGUGCUGCAAUCCUGAGAUAUUCAUGAAUGUGUGUGUCUUCAAACUUGAAGUUUUACUUGAACUUGAACGUUUGUCUGUGUGUGUGUGUGUGUGUGCGUUUUCUUGUCUUCUAGGUCUGGUACAACCCUGAGGGUCACCAUACCAUGCCUGCAUACCUAAACAGCCUCAACAACUUCAUCCUACGUACCAGCCUUCCAGCCGGCAAGGACCCACAAAAUUACGGUGAGCAGUGUAUUUCUGUGAAAGAAAACAACAGCUUUAUCUCUAAAGACACCAGGAGCUUGUUUCACGCGCCACUAAUUCAUCAAAUCAGAGCUUGGAAAUGCUCCUUGAAGAAUUGUGAUGCACCAGCUCUAGGGAUAGCAUAACAAUUGUAAUUUGAUAAACAGUAUUAAAAACUUGGUGUGCUGAAGCUAGCUUCUCAGGGGGUUCACACCGAUCAGCCACACUACCUGGAAUCACUUUCACUUUCAAAUCCAAUUGUAUGUAUCAGAGCCAAGCUUUAAAACCAAGCUAAUCUGCUGAAAGGUUUUAGGCACACACACACACACACACACACACACGCACACACACACCCUCUCAAAAUAGUUUUCAGAGAGAGGCCCCUGUCACAUUUAGAGAGACCUCUGUCUGUCAUUAUAUAAUCUGAUGGAUAUUUUGGGUAUCACAGGAUAGCUUCGCACCCAUUUGGAUCCUAUAGGCUGAAAGGCUCAAUUUGCCACCCUUUUCCAGAAGUGUGCAUUUGCACACUCCCUGCCAUGGAUUUAAAAGCAGUGGAUUGUGUAAACAUUGGCUGGAGGGUUUCCACCAUUUGUUAAAUCCAUGCGCAAAAGUGUUCAAAGUUGGGUCAUAGUUAGGUCAGUUCCAUUGUUUAAAGCCAGGGGGCAGUAGUGUGUUCUCCUCAGUCUACCAUCACUAUGCAGGCUGAAUACCAAUCAGGGAGUGUUGAGAGGUGUACUCAGGGACUGAGGCAGGCAGACUGGCGUUUCAGCCUUAUUUCAGCACCACCUGAGAUUUACUGUCUGCCCCCGGGCAAGAUUAAUACAACCCCCCCCCCCCCCAGCCCAGUCAAUAAGGGAGCCGAGGGGAGGAAGGAAGGAAUGCAAUCAUUCAAAUGUAACCUGUAGACUCACAUAGGCCGAGGAGGAGGAAGGAGAGGGAGGAGAAAUCUAGAGGAUUGUGUCUAGUGCUACCCUGGCUGACUCUUUAGUUUUAUCGUUGGUUCAGUAUAUCUGUGCAGUGUCAUGGUUUUAUCUUAUGAAUGUGUCUAAAGUGAUUCUGUUUUUGUGUCUAAACAGCCAUCACUGUGUCCAGUCAUCCCUAUCCUGGUGAAGUACAAGAAGAAGAUGCCAUGUAAGAACACAGUACACACUCUCUCUCUUUCUCUCUCUCUACAAAUUAUGUUGCUUGUCGCUAAACGGAGUUACCAUGCCUUUCAAAAAAAAUUUGAAUUCAAACUUUCAUUGGUGCUUGUGAGAUUGCUUCUAUCUUGGUUGGGGAGCCAAAGCCUGAUGAUCCGGUGUCUGCCUGGCAUACCUAAAGAUACUUCAAUGUUUAUUACUGUCAUUAACCUGAGUUGAUAUCUCCAAAAGGAAACCAGUCUAGCGCUAGACUGAGAUAACAAGGAUUAUGUGGAGACUAACUCUGACAUUUAAAUUAAAGUCCUAAUGUAAUCUGACUUGCUGUAUUUACCAAUAUCUGAUUUGAUAAAUGGAUUUUCCUGAGCUGGCAUUAUUGAUCAGGGACAGACAGCAGACAGUAGGCCAAAUAUAAUGUGGAUGUGUGCAAAAUGGCACCCUAUUCUCUAUAUAGUACACUACUUUUGAAAAGGGUCCAUAGUGCUCUGGUCAAAAGUAUUGCACUUUGUAGGGAAUAGGGUGCCAUUUGGGACUUAGCCUAUGUGUGUUUACUACUCAGGGUGGUGCAGAGGUUGAUUGAUUCACAGAGCUUCCCACUUCUCUGACCGUGGCUGUUUUUAACACUGACUGCAGGCUAUUUUAGGGACCUGGGAUUGUUCUUCUCAGUUGUAGGCUAUGCAUCACGGCAGUAUCCCCCCACCCACAACCUGGGUUAGCUUCAGUUUUUUUCAGACUGAGAGGAAUUGACAGAGCAGAGGACAGAACCCUGCGUUGAGAAAGAUGUUCUCCAAUACUUUCAUCAUUAUCAAAGAUCUCUUGAGGUUUUGUGACCUCAACUUUUGCUCUUCCUUCAGAUGAAAAAUCACAAUCAAUAGCUCAUAUUUGUUGUGUCUACUGUUACUAGUUGACCUAAUUGACUAGGCUAUGCAGUGUGGCAGCCCCCCCGACUACACACACACACUGGUCUAACGUUAGCCCAAAGCCUGUUAUUUUGUUCUGAGGGAGCAGGUCACUGCUUUGAUCAAGGGGUUCUAUUAUCAAAGAUCUGUUGAGUCUCAACUGCUGUAGUUAUUUUAACUUCAAUCUUAACUUUUCCUUCAGAUGAGAAAUGAAAAAUCACUAGCUAAUAUUUGUUGUGUCUAAUAUCAUUUUUGGCCUAACUAGAGUUAAAGAUGACCCCAAAUGAUGUCUCAUCCUUACUAUGGUGUUCAUGUAUCUGCCUUAGUGGGGUUCAGUAUGGCCUGUUGGUCAUAUUGAUAAUAAGACUGUCUGUGCUUCUGGCUACAGGACAUACUACAGCCUGUCUCUCUGUUCCUCUGCCAGUGAUUCUCUUUCAUUUUUCAGCUAUCCUCGUCCAACAUAUUAUCUUUGUCCAUGGUCCUCUGUCCGUGGUUCUCCUGCAGCCUAGACAAAAUGAAAUGAAGAGGGAGGCAGAACACCAAUCAUGUAGGGUAGCUAGCUCAAAAACAAAAUAAGUGAAGGGGAGGCAUGAAUCUAGCUGAGUGAACUUGAAUGGGGAGGCAUCAAAGACAAAGACUCAGUAGGUGAUAUCUUAAAGAGCUCCAGCCAGUUCCUAUGAAUCUGACAACCCCAUGACGCUUCUCAUCAAUGCCUCUUAAAAUAUCUUUAUCACAUAGACGUCUCAAUAGCAGGAAGCAGCUGGUUCGAUUAAUAAAUUGUAGGAGAGCUCUGGCAGGUGGUGUUGGUAAAACAGUAAUUUCUUCUUCGUGGCUAUUAUCUUGUCACUGCUGGAGUUGGAACAUCUCUCUUAGCGAGAUACUAUUUAUUAUUAAUGAAAUCCUGUUUGUUGUGAGUUUCUCCAAUGAACCCUUCAAAUGAAUUACUGGCUCAGCUGGCCUGGAAACCUACUAACAAUGUCUUCAGGCCUGUCAAAUAAGGACAGGACUUUUCAUAGGAGGACUAAUAAACAUGGGACACUUGGCUCUGUGAUCGAUCAAUCAAUCAAAUGUAUUUAUAAAGCCCAUUUUACAUCAGCAGUUCUCCUUCCUCUUCUGCCUAUAAGAGGACACUUGGCUGUGUGGUCCACUAGCUUAGUGACCUCUCUCUCUCUUUUUCUCUUCUCUUUCUCUCUCUCUCUCGCUCCCUCCCUCUCUCUCUCUCUCUCUCUCUCUCUCUCUCUCUCUCUCUCUCUCUCUCUCUCUCUCUCUCUCUCUAUCUCUCUCUCUCUCUCUCUCUCUCUCUCUCUCCAGGGUGCAAGGUCUGGUCCAUAUCCUGGUGGCUAUGUGUGCCCUGACUGGCUACUCCAUUAUGACGGCUAGCUUCGUGAUCUACGAGGUCCAGGAGCACCACAGCGGCUCCAAGAGACUGCAGCACAUCUCUGGGAUAGGAGAACCCUUCUACUGGGUUAUCAACUUCUUCUACGACAUGGUAGGACUACGUCAACACAUCAUGCUAGGCUAACUGAUACAGUGGCUUGCGAAAGUAUUCACCCCCCCCCCCCCCCCGGCAUUUUUCCUAUUUUGUUGCCUUACAACCUGGAAUUAAAAUGGAUUUUUGGGGGGUUUGUAUCAUUUAAUUUACACAACAUGCCUACCACUUUGAAGAUGCAAAAUAUUUUUUGUUGUGAAACAAACAAGAAAUAAGAGAAAAAACAGAACUUGAGUGUGCAUAACUAUUCACCCCCCCAAAGUCAAUACUUUGUAGAGCCACCUUUUGCAGCAAUUACAGCUGCAAGUCUCUUGGGGUAUGUCUCUAUACGUUUGGCACAUCUAGCCACUGGGAUUUCUUCCCAUUCUUCAAGGCAAAACUGCUCCAGCUCCUUCAAGUUGGAUGGGUUCCGCUGGUGUAUCUUUAAGUCAUACCACAGAUUCUCAAUUGGAUUGAGGUCUGGGCUUUGACUAGGCCAUUCCAAGACAUUUAAAUGUUUCCCCUUAAACCACUCGAGUGUUGCUUUAGCAGUAUGCUUAGGGUCAUUGUCUUGCUGGAAGGUGAACCUCCGUCCAAGUCUCAAAUCUCUGGAAGACUGAAACAGUUUUCCCUCAAGAAUUCCUUCAAUUCUGACCAGUUUCCCAGUCCCUGCCGAUGGAAAAACAUCCCCACAGCAUGAUGCUGCCACCACCAUGCUUCACUGUGGGGAUGGUGUUCUCAGGGUAAUGAGAGGUGUUGGGUUUGCGACAGACAUAGCGUUUUCCUUGAUGUCCACAAAGCUCAAUUUUAGUCUCAUCUGACCAGAGUACCUUCUUCUAUAUGUUUGGGGUGUCUCCCACAUGCCUUUUGGCAAACACCAAACGUGUUUGCUUAUCUUUUUCUUUAAGCAAUGGCUUUUUUUCUGGCCACUCUUCCAUAAAGCCCAGCUCUGUGGAGUGUACGGCUUAAAGUGGUCCUAUGGACAGAUACCCCAAUCUCCGCUGUGGAGCUUUGCAGCUCCUUCAGGGUUAUCUUUGGUCUCUUUGUUGCCUCUCUGAUUAAUGCCCUCCUUGCCUGGUCCAUGAGUUUUGGUGGGCGGCCCUUUCUUGGCAGGUUUGUUGUGGUGCCAUAUUCUUUCCAUUUUGUAAUAAUGGAUUUAAUGGUGCUCCGUGGGAUGUUCAAAGUUCCUGAUAUUUUUUUAUAACCCAACCUUGAUCUGUACUUCACCACAACUUUGUCCCUGACCUGUUUGGAGAGCUCCUUGGUCUUCAUGGUGCCGCUUGCUUGGUGGUGCCCCUUGCUUAGUGGUGUUGCAGACUCUGGGGCCUUUCAGAACAGGUGUAUAUAUACUGAGAUCAUGUGACAGAUCAUGUGACACUUAGAUUGCACACAGGUGGACUUUAUUUAACUAAUUAUGUGACUUCUGAAGGUAAUUGGUUGCACCAUAUCUUAUUCAGGGGCUUCAUAGCAAAGGGGGUGAAUACAUAUGCACGCACCACUUUCCCGUUAUUUAUUUUUUAUAAUUUUUUGAAACAAGUGAUUUUUCAUUUCACUUCACCAAUUUGGACUAUUUUGUGUAUGUCCAUUAUAUGAAAUCCAAACAAAAAUCCAUUUAAAUUACAGGUUGUAAUGCAACAAAAUAGGAAAAUUGCCAAGGGGGAUGAAUACUUUUGCAAGGCACUGUACAAUACAUUUCCACUAGCAUUGCUGCAUUGUCCAAAAAUGCUAGCCAGGAGAUUCUUGAUGUUGCUCAUCCUGUACUUCCUUCAUACAGUCAAUGACAGCACUACGGACCACACCUUUUCUUUAUUUGUUUUGGGAUUGUAGAGACAAGAAUAUGAUGUUCAGCUGUUAAAUGAAUAGGACUUGAUUGAUUUCCACUAUUGAAAAAGGCAGUUGCAGUGAUUCUACAGUUUGACGUAUGUGAUGUAUUUAAGCGACCAGUGUACUACGGUGUGUUAAGCAUUAUGUGUUGCUGUUUCUCCAGGCCUUAUACAUGCUCCCAGUCGCUCUUUCAAUUGCCGCGAUAGCAGCCUUCCAGCUCCCAGCCUUCAAUGACAGGCAGAACCUUGCUGCUGUCAGUCUGCUGCUGGUCAUGUUUGGGUAAGUACACACGCACGCACACACACACAGAUGGACGGAUAUACACAUACACAUGCACACACACACACACACACUUUGGGUGAGUGGCUGCCUCAGCAGUUUCUAUUACCAUAGUGACUGCACACACACACAAUACAGGUUCCCUUAUCCAUGUCAGAGGUGAAGGAUCUCAGUUGUUCGAGGAUCACACCUACCUUUCCUUGAGUACCAUAUAUACAGUAGCUCCCCAGCUCAAGCAGGUGGGAGGUUUUAUCAAAGGAUGAAACCAUUUCUUGUCAAUAAGUGAUGGGUGGCUGCUUGCUACUGUACGUGUUUUCUUAAGACCACAGUCUAUUUCACGCAAGGUAGAAUGUGAAGCAGAAUUCCAUCAAUGCAGAGCCUACUUCAGUGUGAUUCCCCUUUCACAGCAGCCUGUCUGCCUGCCUGCCUGCCUGCCUGCCUGCCUGCCUGCCUGCCUGCCUGCCUGCCUGCCUGUCUGUCUGUCUGUCUGUCUGUCUGUCUGUCUGUCUGUCUGUCUGUCUGUACAUACUCUGGACUGGUUUCUCUGCUUCUGUGUGGCAUCAUGGCUUGGAGCAGAUAGUCUCUCUCUCCUAUUUAACCAGUCUGACUGCCCUACAGCCCCCACCACCCUCUCAUCUCUCCCCCUCUCUCACUCGCUUCUCCCCCCCCCCCUCUCUAUUUCUUUCUCCCCCUCUCCUCUCUCCCACUCACUUCUCUCUGCACAUACUCUCCCUUGACCCAGGCACCCCAAUCAAAAGAAAAAGGCAGAUCAUUUAGAGUAAGAGGUGAGAGGAGAGGGGGACUCACCAUGGGGGAAUUUAUAAAGGAACUAAUUUAGCUUCUUCUCUUUUUGUGGUGUAAGUGUUUACCCUCCUUGAAAAUUGAGUUAAAGUUUAUUUUAUUAUUUUAUUUUUUAUAUAUUUUUCAAAGUUCUCUGGCUUGGUCUCUUGUUUCAUAUAGUCAUUCCACUGAGUCAAUUAUAACGAGAUUAAGCAAAUCAUGCAUUCGUCAUCUGUUGCAAGUUAAUCUCAGAAGCCAGAAAAUUAAAUCUUACGUGCACUAGCUCUAUUCCAUCUAGUUGUGGGGGCAAUAGUGUCGAAGUCUGAGCUAGUGGAAACAUCAGAUUCAGCUGCUCCCCACUACAGAACCACCCACAUGUUCUGGUAAAAAUCCCUGCCUUCACAUCAAGCACCACAUCCACGGAGUCUUUCACAAGAGAUUAGUUGCAAGUUAAAGGCUGAUAGUUGUAAUGAGUAACCAUCUCAUAAUAUCAGAACCCAGAACCAAAUAUCACGUAUGCUAGCUAGCUAUGUUUAACAGUCUGUCAUUAGACUAAACGUCUCAUGCAUUAAACAACAUGUCUGACAAGUGACAAGUGUCAUGUUGUCAUCUGGUUUUCAGGUUUGCCACAUUCCCGUGGAUGUACCUGCUGUCAGGGGUCUUUAAGGAUGCAGAGAUGGCCUUCAUCAGCUACGUGUGCAUCAACCUCUUCAUCAGCACCAACACCAUCAUCUCCACCUCCGUCGUCUUCUUCCUGGGACAACUCAAUGAGAACGAUGAGGUGAGCAGUACAAUGUAGAGAUGACUGAAGGAGCCAUUUUAUGACUGGAGCCAUGUUGAAAAGAUAUUUCCCUGAAAAACUUUUGUUCUGAUUGCCUUUUUAUAUUGAAGAGUCCAUUACUCUUUAGGUUUGAUAAAGCAUUGUUCUUCUUAGGUGAACAAAUAAGGGUUUUGAAUGGCAUCUUCCUUUCAAUAUUGUUCAAUAGUGGAACUCAGUCUUUGUUUACCUAGUUGACAUUCCAAGGACUGAGCACCCCUUCUGCGGGUUAUUAGAUAUUCCAGCUCCUGCAUGAAGUGCUUACACCUCUAUCUCUCUCUCCCUCUUUAUUUUUCCUUCUCUCUCUCUCUCUCUCUCUCUCUCUCUCUCUCUCCACAGAGGAUACACGAGGUGUACCGCAUCCUGUCCAAUGUGUUCCUGAUCUUCCCCCAGUUUAGUUUUGGGAACGGCCUGAUGGAGCUGGCCAGGGUUGAGAUGCAGGUUCAGAUCCUCAGUGUGUAUGGAGUGGACGCCUAUAAGAACCCCUUCGCCAUGGACAUGCUGGGCUGGAUGUUCGUCUCCCUCUUCCUCCAAGGCUUCAUUGGCUUCACCCUGCGUCUGCUGCUCAACAAGUGGCUCAUACGUAAAGUCAGGUGAGCCUGCUGUGGUGAUAGAGAACUAUAGCAGAUUGGAAUGGGCAAUGAUGAUAUAUGGAUGUGGGAGGCAUGGUGGGCAUGUAGGGCACAAUUAAACUGGUCCCAGAUCUGUUUUUGCUGUCUUACCAACUCCUAUGGCAUGGCAACGACCAUAUGAGUUUGCAAGAUGGCACACACCAGGCUAGAGGGUCAAUGGUGGAAUAGCGUACAUUUCUGGUCCCCAUAUGUUGCUGAGUUGUUCUGUUGCUGUUAUCCUCAUACGCAUCUUCUCUCACUUUCUUUCUCCACAUCUACCUCUACCCCUUCCUAUGAUCCCUUCCUUCCUUCUUCGAGCAAGCCACUUAACCCUAAUUUGCUCCAGGGGCGCGGUACUACUAUGGCUGACCCUGUAAAACAUUUCAUUGCAUCUAUCCGUUGUGACAAUACAACUUUUUUUUUGUAUCCCUUCCUCAUCCCUCCAUCCCUCUCCUCCAUAGGAUCCUAAUCUUCCCCAAGAAGGCAGUGCCCCAGUCUGAUACCCAGGACGAGGAUGAGGACGUGGUGGCAGAGUGCCAACGUGUGACCAGCGGAGCGGCCGUUACUGACCUGCUACAGGUCAACCAGCUGACCAAGGUCUACCAACACCUGGCCAAGAAGGUCCAGGCCGUCAAGAGGCUGUCUGUGGGCAUUCCUGCUGGGGAGGUAAACUCCGGCUCCGUCUGAUUCUGCAACAUUCACACCCUUCACAAAGGUUUAUGAAGUCACUAUCAGAUUUGCCAAUAGGUCACUUUAGGCAAGUCUAAGGCAAGUCCAAGUCUUAAGUUAUAAGUGGGGAUGAGUCCAAGUUAAGUGUCGUUCUGAGUCUGUUCUAGCUAUUUAUUGGAGUUUGGUACAGCGGCUGCUUUGGUCCUUGACAUGAGUGUGGUUGUGCUGUGCAGUGCUUUGGUCUAUUGGGGGUGAACGGAGCAGGAAAGACCACCACCUUUAAGAUGCUGAUUGGAGACAUCAGCCCUACUGAAGGGACAGCACAGAUCAAGGACUGGGAUGGGUAAGGCUAUGGUGUAAUAUGUGUUACAUUACCUUAUACACUGCAUUCGUAAAGUAUUCAGACGGCUUCCCUUUUUCCACAUUUUGUUACGUUACAGCCUUUUUCUAAAAUUGAUUAAAUUAUUUUUUUACUCACCAAUCUACACACAAUACCCCAUAAUGACAAAGCGAAAACAGGUUUUUAGAAAUGUUAGCAAAUGUAUUAAAAAUAGAAAACAGAAAUACUGUCUACAUAAGUAUUCAGACCCUUUGCUAUGAGACUCGAAAUUGAGCUCAGGUGCAUCCUGUUUCCAUUGAUCAUCCUUGAGAUGUUUCUACAAAUUGAUUGGCGCACCUGUGGUAAAUUCAAUUGAUUGGACAUAUUUGGAAAGGCAUCCACCUGUCUAUCUAAGGUCCCACAGUUGACAGUGCAUGUCAGAGCAAAAACCAAGCCAUGAGGUUGAAGGAAUUGUCCGUAGAGCUCCGAGACAGGAUUGUGUCGAGGCACAGAUCUGGGGAAGGGUACCUAAACAUUUCUGCAGCAUUGAAGGGCCCCAAGAACACAGUGGCCUCCAUCACUCUUAAAUGGAAGAAAUUUGGAACCACCAAGACACUUCCUUGAGCUGGCCGCCCGGCAAAACUGAGCAAUCGGGGGAGAAGGGCCUUGGUCAGGGAGGUGACCAAGAACCCGAUGGUCACUCUGACAGAGCUCCAGAGUUCCUCUGUGGAGAUGGGAGAACCUUCCAGAAGGACAACCAUCUCUGUAGCCAUCCACCAAUCAGGCCUUUAUGGUAGAGUGGCCAGAUGGAAGCCACUCCUCAGUAAAAGGCACAUGACAGCCCGCUUGAAGUUUGCCAAAAGGCACCUAAAGGACUCUCAGACCAUGAGAAACGAGAUUCUCUGGUCUGAUGAAAUCAAGAUUGAACUCUUUGGCCUGAAUGCCAUGACCUCAGAUUGAGGCAAAGGUUCACCUUCCAACAAGACAACAACCCUAAUUACACAGCCAAGACAAUGCAGGAGUGGCUUCGGGACAAGUCUCUGAAUGUCCUUGAGUGGCCCAGCCUGAGCCCAGACUUAAACCCGAUCGAACAUCUCUGGAGAGACCUGAAAAUAGCUGUGCAGCGAUGCUCCCCAUCUAACCUGACAGAGCUUUAGAGGAUCUGCAGAGAAUAAUGGGAGAAACUCCCCUGAUACAGGUGUGCCAAGCUUGUAACAUCAUACCCAAGAAGACACAAGGCUGUAAUCGCUGCCAAAGGUGCUUCAACAAAGUACUGAGUAAAGGGUCUGAAUACUAUGUAAAUGUGAUAUUUUAUUUAUUUAGCAAAAAUUGAUUAAAAAAAAACCUGUUUUUGCUUCGUCAUUAUGGGGUAUUGUGUGUAAUUGAUGAGAAAAAAACAACAAUUUAAUCAAUUUUAGAAUAAGGCUGUAAUGUAACAAAAUGUUAAAAGUCAAGGGGUCUGAAUACUUUCCGAAUGCAAUGUAUUUUACCAUUCAUUAAUGGAUUUGAGCAUAUUAUCUAUUGGAUAAUCCCCUGCAAUUAUGCUCUUGUGAGAUAAAAAAAUAUAUUUAAGUAUACUUUUCUCAUGUCGCCUGCCUGUAUUAUUCAGAACCGUAUCCUGAGAGACCUCUUACACUCUUUUAAAUCACUCUCUGCGUGCGUGCUUUCAGGAGGAUGGUUGACAUCAUUGACUGCCGUAACGAGGGCAUCAACAUCGGCUACUGUCCCCAAGUGGACGCUCUGGAUGACCUGCUGACAGGGGAGGAACACCUGUACUUCUACGCCCGCAUCCGAGGCAUCUCCAAGAGGGAGACAGACCGGGUAAGACACCCCAUAACCACAGGGGACUUUUGUUAUCUUUGUGACCGUGUAGAGGGUGGCUUGUGUCAUCUAGGAUCUGGGUAACUGUGUUUCCCAUCUGUUUGCGAUAUGGCCCUCCCUUACACCCACAACAAGACACUUAGCUUUCAUCAAAACACAGAGAACAACAUCACCAUUGCAGAACAACGUUAAAAUCUGAAAAGAAAAGACCCAUAUCUAGCUAGGUACUGUACUCCUUUGCUUUCCAUCAAAGCACGGAGAGCAACAUCUACAGAACAAUUUCAGAAUCUGAAAAUAAAAGAUUGACAUCUAGCUAUGUACUGAGGUACUCCUUCUUUCUUUGCUCUCAUCAAAGCAUGGAGAACAUCAACAUAACAGAAUAACAAAAUAAAAAAAGUAAAGAUUGACAUCUAUCUUGAUACUGUACUCCUUUUAUCCUUUGCGGUCCAUCAAAACACACAGAACAACAUCAACAGAUCCACUUUAGAAUCAGAUCAGAAAGGAUAAAAGAUUCAUCACUAGCUAUUGUAGUACUAAAUGCUGGAACACUCACUAUGAGUAAGACUGAGAAACCUAGUGAAGAACCCUUAAAGAUACAGUACACCGGGCUGGUAUAAAGUUGAGUGUAGUUUAGACAGAGCUGUGCUUGGUUACCUCUGUUUUCCAAUUAAGACAGACUGUAGUGGAUGUAUCAAUGGAUCCAGAUUGAUUUUUCUUCCUAGCAGAGAGAUCAUGCUAUGAUGAGAGGAUCAUGUUUGACAGUUCACCGCAGGCACUGCUCCACCUAAUUCAUCACUCAGAAAGCUAAUCAAUCUGUGCAUUCAUUCUCCCAUGAUUAUUAUGGAGAGUGAGUGUUUCUGAUGUUUCCUCUCUCGCUGUAUUACUGAUGAAGUCUGCAUGGAGAACAGUCAAAGAUGAUGAGAUUUUAGUUUUUUUUCUAUCUGACAUGUCACAAGAGAGGUCACAAGUCACAUGUGAGCUCAUUCAAAGCAUUUUCAAAGAAAUUGAAUUAUAUUUGUAGAGAAUAACACAUACAUGAUGACCCAGAUCUGCUUACAAAGGGGGAAAAGCUAGCAUCCUUUGACUGUGUGGGUUUUUGAGGAUGACUAGCAUCUCUCAAGGGCUCCCUCUCCCACCCUCUCUCUCGCUCAACCUCCCUCUCCCCUCCUCCCUCUCCCUCUCCAUCCUUUCAAUUUGGACACCUCAGCCCCAUUACACUGAUAGGCUCUGACAACCUCAAUGAUGUCACCAAUAGAUACAAACAGCCAAUCAGACACAGAAAUGAUGCUGAUGACUCGCCAUAAUAUCCAUUAUACCAGAGCCUUACAAGGGCUCUGGCCAUUACUGCUGUCGUUACCAUUCUCUGUUCCGUUCAGGGUGAUGACAACAAUGGCUUUAAUGUCCACAACAACAGUGGCUGCUAGUCUUAGGUAAUUCACACAGAUAUGGAGAGGGAGAGGUAGAGAGAGAGAACGAACAAUGGCUUUAAUGACCAUAACAACAGUGGUUAUAGUCUUAAGCUAAUUCACAGGGAUAGGUGGAGGAUGGGAGAGAAAGAGAGCGAGAGAGGUGGAGGAGGAGAGAAAGGGGAUGACAACAAUUUCCAUAACAACAGAACAGUGGUUAUAGUCUUAAUUAAUUCACAGGGAUAGGUUGGUUUAUAUAUAGCCUCCCUCCUCUGUAAUGCUCUUCAUCAGACAGUCAUAACUUGAGGUAAUUAGACAAGGGCCUAAUGCCUUAAUGGGGUUGUUUCAUAUUUACAUGGUUUAGCCACUAUUAAUGAGGGGAGACAUUAUAGGUCAGUGGUAAAGGCCACCUGAAGAGAGAAUAAAAUAGCACUUUUAAACUAACUGUUAGUACACCUACUGUUAGCACAAUCUAGGAGACCGAACAUACUUUUGAACUAACUGUUAGAUAUUUUCUUAUCAAUGUUUUAGCUAGAUAAUCAUUCAAAAUUCACAGUUGUUUGAUGUUGUGUCUUUAUCCAUGGAACACAUAUGUUAUAAUAAUAUAUAAUAAUAAUAAAAUAUAAUAUAAUAUGCCAUUUAGCAGACGCUUUUAUCCAAAGUGACUUACAGUCAUGUGUGCAUACAUUUUUACGUAUGGGUGGUCCCGGGGAUCAAACCCACUACCCUGGAGUACAAGCGCCAUGCACUACCAAUUGAGCUACAGAGGACCACAAAAAGCUGUUUAUAUACACAGUUUAUAGAUACACAGUUUAUAGAGGUAUACCUGGGCCGGACCAGAGAGAUUUUUCAGGAAUUAAAGGGUGUGGACUUUGAAAGGCAUUCUAUAUCUCUGCUCAGGACUAUUAACCAGGAAUACAAAAGACAAUCAUGUGUAAAUGUUGUCGACCUAUGGGAAAAUAGCUCAUGCUUAAGAUUGCUUUAAAGGAGCCUUAGUGUAGAAUGAAUAUAAAACAGUUGCAUUUAGAGCACCUCCACUGUCUAGGGUUUUUGUUGCAUUUAAAAUAUGGAUUAUUUUAAAUGCAACAAAAAGUCUAGCAUACUGUAGUUAAUUUCUUUGAUGCACACAUAAUACAAAGUGUUGUUGCUCUCAGUCAAUUUCAAUUGCUUAUUAGUCAACUCAAGCUUAUAGCUUUUUUGGUUUAAAUUGAUAAAUUGCAAGCAGACUAUGUUCUCCCUCAGACUGGUUUAAGCUUGCAGAAUGUACAUAGGUAUAGAAGACAGAGGAGGUAAUACAGCACACAAACAAACCCACCCUUGAUGGCCAAACUUCAUUAAAAAUGCAUGGUGGAAAAGUCUAACUAGAUAUUCAUCUUGGUAACAGGUAUUUAACUGCUGGACCCCGGUGCUUUUUAACCCAAAAUGUUCUCUUUAACUAGGCAGAAGACACAUUUAAAUUUCUCACAAAACAAUACAGUAUCCUAUUCUUCUUUUCUUAACAUUUCUCCAUUAUAGGUAUACAGUAUACCUGUAAAACUUCAAGUAACAGCCUGGGCGUUUAUUUGCUUCAAUCACUGAACACAACCGGUGCUUAUUAGAAACAGGCUUGUAUUUGAGCCAGGCGUCUAUUUCCUCAAUGCACACAGGUUUUGCUCAAUAAAAUGUUGAAAAGAAUACCACAGUUUAUUGUGACCAGUAUGACCAGUAUAAAUAUUAUGAUAACAAAUCAAUUGCAGAUCAGACUUGCAAAGACUAGGCUGCCUAUCAUACACCCCUGAUUCUCUCACUCGUUGAGCCUUGUAUACCACGUAGAUGAGCCGACCAUGUCGAACCACACUGCUGUAUCAUCCAUGGCAAUGAUGUUGCUCUCCUUUAUCUUCUUUUGCGCAAUAUUUACGGUACUGACUGAAGUUCAUUACUAAACGGUUUAUUUGAAACAUUUAUUUGCUGAAAUGUGUGCCGAUGCUCGGCUUGAAAAAAAGGGACAGGCGGCUAUUUGAGACUGCAUUUGAAGUUUUACAGUACAUAACUUGGUCUCUGUUUUUAACCCAAAAUGGUCUUUAGACAAAUUUCAGUUUCUCACAAAAUGGAGAAUAAAGUAUGUAUUCUCCAUAAUAGGUAUAUACGUAACUGGAUUUUUUGUUGUUGACCCAAACUGGUUUCUCUUGUCCUUUCUCCCUCCCAGGUGGUCAAUUACCUGCUGAAGAAGCUGGAGCUGGGGUACCAUAGACAUACCAUCAGUGACAGUUACAGCUGUGGAACCCGUAGGAAGCUCUCCACUGCCCUGGCACUCAUAGGACACCCACAUAUACUGCUGCUGGUGAGGAGGACAUGCGCGCGCGCACACACACACACACACACACACACAUACACACACACACACGGCUGCUGGUGAGCAGUCUGAGGACCCAUCUGAGAGCAACACCCAUUCAUCAAUCUGUCAUAUUAACAGUGUGACAUCAUCAUACCUACUGCUAACACAAUGCUGCAGAUACUCAUUUCAUCCCUGUAUGGUGUCCAUUUUAGGACAUCAUCAGAAAUCAGCCUCAUACAUAGCCAUGGGAAGUAGUUUGGGUGUGCUGCAGAUGGCUAUAUCAGUCUGCUAAUACAGGACUAUUAAAGGCCCAGUGUACUACUUUUGUGAUUUUAUUUUUUAUUAAUAUUUUUUUUAUUCUGAUAUUUCAGGGGGUGCUGCAGCACCCUCAGCACCCCUAUUUCCCGCGGCUAUGGCCUCAUACUGAAGCAAACAUAUUGCUGCUGCUCCUCCAGUGCAAGCCUUAGAUUAGAACAACACAAAGAGCAAUCCUUAUCUCAUUCCCAUGUAUGGUGUCCAUAUUACGACAUCUUCAGACAGACAGUCUCUUACCUCACCUUUACAUAAGUCAAGUGAGACCGCUACAUGGGUCAAGCAUCAGGCAUUCACUCCUCUCUAUUCCAUCUCCCUUGAACUCACCUCUCCUCUUCCUCUCUUCCCUCUGUCCCUCUCUCCUCAGGACGAGCCUAGCUCAGGUAUGGACCCUCGCACCAAACGUCACCUGUGGAAGAUCAUCUCAGAGGAAGUCAAGGGGAAGUGUGCUGUAGUUCUCACCUCUCACAGGUAAACCUCCCUACAUCUCCAACGUCUCAACAAUCCCAUUACUUUCAAAAAAAGGUAUCUAUAAUAAAGAUAUUGAGUGAUCAUAAAAUUAGGGAAGGUACUGGGUUUCAGUGAAGCUACACAGUAUACUGUAGGAGUGUUUUAGUACUAUAUCUCUUGACACAAUGAUGAAAAUAAUCAUGGCCUCUAAACCUUCAAGCUGCAUACUGGAUCCUAUUCCUACUAAACUGCUGAAGGAGCUGCUUCCUGUGCUUGGCCCUCCUAUGUUGAACAUAAUAAACAGCUCUCUAUCCACCGGAUGUGUACCAAACUCACUAAAAGUGGCAGUGAUAAAGCCUCUCUUGAAAAAGCCAAACCUUGACCCGGAAAAUAUAAAAAACUAUCGGCCUAUAUCGAAUCUUCCAUUCCUCUCAAAAUUUUUUGAAAAAGCUGUUGCGCAGCAACUCACUGACUUUCUGAAGACAAACAAUGUAUACGAAAUGCUUCAGUCUGGUUUUAGACCCCAUCAUAGCACUGAGACUGCACUUGUGAAGGUGGUAAAUGACCUUUUAAUGGCGUCAGACCGAGGCUCUGCAUCUGUCCUCGUGCUACUAGACCUUAGUGCUGCCUUUGACACCAUCGAUCACCACAUUCUUUUGGAGAGACUGGAAACCCAAAUUGGUCUACACGGACAAGUUCUGGCCUGGUUUAGAUCCUACCUGUCGGAAAGAUAUCAGUUUGUCUCUGUGAAUGGUCUGUCCUCCGACAAAUCAACUGUACAUUUCGGUGUUCCUCAAGGUUCCGUUUUAGGACCACUAUUGUUUUCACUAUAUAUUUUACCUCUUGGGGAUGUUAUUCGAAAACAUAAUGUUAACUUUCACUGCUAUGCGGAUGACACACAGCUGUACAUUUCAAUGAAGCAUGGUGAAGCCCCAAAAUUGCCCUCGCUAGAAGCCUGUGUUUCAGACAUAAGGAAGUGGAUGGCUGAAAACUUUUUACUUUUAAACUCGGACAAAACAGAGAUGCUUGUUCUAGGUCCCAAGAAACAAAGAGAUCUUCUGUUAAAUCUGACAAUUAAUCUUGAUGGUUGUAAAGUCGUCUCAAAUAAAACUGUGAAGGACCUAGGCGUUACUCUUGACCCUGAUCUCUCUUUUGACGAACAUAUCAAGACUGUUUCAAGGACAGCUUUUUUCCAUCUACGUAACAUUGCAAAAAUCAGAAAUUUUCUGUCCAAAAAUGAUGCAGAAAAAUUAAUCCAUGCAUUUGUUACUUCUAGGUUAGACUACUGCAAUGCUCUAUUUUCCGGCUACCCGGAUAAAGCACUAAAUAAACUUCAGUUAGUGCUAAAUACGGCUGCUAGAAUCCUGACUAGAACCAAGAAAUUUGAUCAUAUUACUCCAGUGCUAGCUUCCCUACACUGGCUUCCUGUUAAGGCAAGGGCUGAUUUCAAGGUUUUACUGUUAACCUAUAAAGCGUUACAUGGGCUUGCUCCUACCUAUCUUUCCGAGUUGGUCCUGCCGUACAUACCAAUACGUACGCUACGGUCACAAGACGCAGGCCUCCUAAUUGUCCCUAGAAUUUCUAAGCAAACAGCGGGAGGCAGGGCUUUCUCCUAUAGAUCUCCAUUUUUAUGGAACAGUCUGCCUACCCAUGUGAGAGACGCAGACUCGGUCUCAACCUUUAAGUCUUUACUGAAGACUUAUCUCUUCAGUAGGUCAUAUGAUUGAGUGUAGUCUGGCCCAGGAGUGUGAAGGUGAACGGAAAGGCUGGAGCAACGAACAGCCCUUGCUGUCUCUGCCAGGCCGGUUCCCCUCUCCACUGGGGUUCUCUGCCUCUAACCCUGUUGCAGGGGCUGAGUCACUGGCUUGCUGGUGCUCUUUCAUGCCGUCCCUGGGAGGGGUGCGUCACUUGAGUGGGUUGAGUUACUGACGUGAUCUUCCUGUCUGGGUUGGCGCCCCCCCCUUGGUUUGUGCUGUGGUGGAGACCUCUGUGGGCUAUACUCGGCCUUGUCUCAGGAUUGUAAGUUGGUGGUUGGGGAUAUCCCUCUAGUGGUGCGGGGGCUGUGCUUUGGCGGAGUGGGUGGGGUUAUAUCCUUCCUGUUUGGCCCUGUCCGGGGGUUUCUUCGGAUGGGGCCACAGUGUCUCCGGACCGCUCCUGUCUCAGCCUCCAGUAUUUAUGCUGCAGUAGUUUAUGUGUCGGGGGGCUGGGGUUAGUUGGUUAUACCUGGAGUACUUCUCCUGUCUUAUCCAGUGUCCUGUGUGAAUUUAAGUAUGCUCUCUCUAAUUCUCUCGUUCUCUCUUUCUCUCUGAGAACCUGAGCCCUAGGACCAUACGUCAGGACUACCGGGCAUGAUGACACCUUGCUGUCCCCAGUCCGCCUGGCCUUGCUGCUAUUCCAGUUUCAACUGUUCUGCCUGCGGCUACGAAACCCCUACCUGUCCCAGACCUGCUGUUUUCAACUCUUAAUGAUCGGCUAUGAAAAGCCAACUGAGAGACCUGAGCCCUAGGACCAUACGUCGGGACUACCGGCCGUGGUGACUCCUUGCUGUCCCCAGUCCGCCUGGCCUUGCUGCUAUUCCAGUUUCAACUGUUCUGCCUGCGGUUAUGGAACCCCUACCUGUCCCAGACCUGCUGUUUUCAACUCUUAAUGAUCGGCUAUGAAAAGCCAACUGAGAUUUAUUCCUGAUUAUUAUUUGACCAUGCUUGUCACUUAUGAACAUUUUUGAACAUCUUGGCAUGGUUCUGUUAUAAUCUCCACCCGGCACAGCCAGAAGAGGACUGGCCACCCCUCAUAGCCUGGUUCCUCUCUAGGUUUCUUCCUAGGUUUUGCCUUUCUAGGGAGUUUUUCCUAGCCACCGUGCUUCUACACCUGCAUUACUAGCUGUUUGGGGUUUUAGGCUGGGUUUCUGUACAGCACUUCGAGAUAUUAGCUGAUGUAAGAAGGGCUAUAUAAAAUAAAAUUGAUUGAUUGAUUGAUUAUAUAAUUAAGCAAUAAGGCCUGAGGGGGUCUGGUAUAUGGCCAAUAUACCACAGCAAAGGGCUGUUCUUAAGCACGACACAAUGCGGAGUUCCUGGAUACAGCCCUUAGCCGUGGUAUAUUGACCAUAUACCACAAACCCCCGAGGUGACAUAUUGCUAUUAUAAACUGGUUACCAACGUAAUUAGAAGAGUAAAAAUACAUGUUUUGUCAUACCCGUGGUAUACGGUCUGAUAUACCAUGGCUUUCAGCCAAUCAGCAUUCAGGGCUCGAACCACCCAGUUUAUAAUUAAGCAAUAUGGCCCGAGGGGGUGUGGUAUAUGGCCAUUAUACCAUGGCUAAGGGCUGGUCUUAUGCACAACGCAACACGGAGUGCCUGGAUACAGCCCUUAGCCAUGGUAUAUUGUCCAUAUACCACAAACCCCCAAGGUGCCUUAUUGCUAUUAUAAACUAGUUACCAACGUAAUUAGAGCAGUAAAAAUAAAUGUUAUGUCAUACCCGUGGUAUACCACGGCUUCCAGCCAAUCAGCAUUCAGGGCUCGAACCACCCAGUUUAUAAUAAUAAGUAAUCUCCCAUCAUAAGGACAACAAUGGAAAUACGUCUCUGACUUCAUUGUCUCAUCCUCAGUGAUUUUAUUUAUGCAUGUGUUUUUUAUGUGUUUUUAAAAUGGUCAACUAAACUAAAAUGUGUUUGUGUGUGUUGCUGUAUAUUCUGAUAGAUAAUGGUUAAUUUUCCCUCUAUAACCUCUACUGUAUGUGUGUUGCAGUAUGGAGGAGUGCGAGGCGCUUUGCACCCGUCUGGCCAUCAUGGUGAAGGGUCAGUUCAGGUGUCUGGGCUCCCUGCAGCACAUCAAGAACAAGUCAGUGGCCUCUCGUCCUCCCCUCUCGUCCCUCUCUCAUCCCCUCUCAGCUAGUCAUUAGUCACCUCUGGUCCUCUGCUGCUCUCCUCCUAUUGUUGUCUCACUGAUCUGUUGUUCCCUGUACCCGAGCCUAUGCUGGGCUGGUUGCAGGUUUUUUUGUGCUGCCUUGCAAACUCCUUUAACGGUAAUUGUUUGGCAUUACAACAGCCAAAGGAGAUUUGGGACCAGCCUAUUCCUAUUGUUCUCUGACUCACCUUUUGUUCCCUGUACCAUAUGCCUAGCCUGGUCCCAGAUCUGUUUGUGCUGCCUUGCCAACUCAUAUGGUCAUUGUUUGGCAUAAAAACGGCCAUAGGAGUUGGCAAGACAGUACAAACAGAUCUAGGACCAGGCUAUUCCUAUUGUUCUCUGACUGAUCUGACGUUUGUUUCCUGUACUCUAGGCUAGCUUGAUCUGUUUGUGUUGUAUAGCCAACUACAGCACAAUGAUAACUAAACACAGAUCUGGGACCAGGCUAACUGUAUGCUAGGCUGUAGACCCAUGGGGCGGCGCACAAUUGCAAUGCCAGGGUUGUGGGUUUGAUCCCCACGGGGGGCCAGUAUGAAAAAUACAAAAAAUAAUGUAUGCACUCACUAACUGUAAGUCGCUCUGGAUAAGAGCGUCUGCUAAAUGACUAAAAUGUAAAUGUAGUUUGUAGCCUAAUAUCAGUGGUGAACCAUGACUAUUGGACCUAGGCCUUCGGUGGGGGUAAAAAAUCUUCCAACACAUUGUACCAAACUCAAAAAUCAAAAAGAAUAACAGAAACAUAGCAUCACUUAAUGCGCCCAACUGAAUCAAACAGGUCUGAGGCUGAGCCACGCUUCGGGCUGCCACUCACACAGAGACAGCACCCGCAUGGAUAAUGCUACCAGCAACAACAACCAGACUGCUUACACAACCUGUGGUAGCCUAACGCCAUCACUAUCACACUAUCACCAAAAGCGACAACAGUGACACAUCAAAGGAUGUGAGUGUGACAGGCUUGUGAUGCUUUUUGUAAAAGACAUAGCUAGGCUUAUAGAAAGACAGCAGUCACACACAGCAUGAUGUUAAAGAAUAAGCAGUACAUUCACUCUGAUAUAAUAAGCCAGUAGGUCCCAAUCAUAAGAAUACAAAAACCCAACCAUUAGGCUAAGCAUUUCCCAAUCGAAAUGUACAACUCUUAUUUCCCAUUGCAAACAUAUUUUUCACGUUCAGCACACAAAGUAACCAGUUAUCUUAAAGAAUCAUCAAGGACACCACACACCCCAGCCACGAGCUGUUCACUCUCUUACCGUCGGGCAGACGGUAUCGGAGCAUGGCUCAUACCAACAGGCUCAGACAGUUUUUUGACAUCAGAUUCUCAUCAGACUAACUCCUUGAAUACUCUACUCCUUGAAGUUUGCAGUUGUGUAAAAAAAACACUUUUGUUCAAAACGAAACAAAAAUACCCUUUAGUGUAUGUACUUUACUGUAUUUAUAAUUGGGAAAUAGAUUUUCAACAGUAAAAGUUAAAACAUCGCUGGAGGACGUCUAACUUCUUGUUGAAAGUUAAUCUUGAAAAGGGCGAAGCUAACAAAUUAGCAACAACAUCCUCUUCGAUAACACCUGCUGCAGCCGCUGCACACUAGCCUACAACAAAAGCUUGCUAGCUAGACUGUGGGAAAACUACUGCUCGCUAUUGUUGGCCUUCGAGAAGGCGGAAGUUUCCAUACGUUUCAGUAUGUGAUUAGUUGAUUCCACUCACUACAAAAUUCUGCCCUAAUACAGUUGUAUGGCAGGCUUCUGAGGGCCUAGCCAAUGGCUGACUUAGCUAGAUAGAUUUAUGUCUGGAGAGACCACCAAAUAAAUAUUCUGAUUGGAUAUCUUUUUCUCUUCAGUGUUAACCCUUUCCUUUCCAACACAAACUGAAGAGAUCAAAUCAGAAUAUCAUUGAAAAUAAGAAUAUAAUUAGAAUAUUAUAGAAAAUAUUAAAUUAAAAGUAAAUGUAUAUUUUAAAACUACAACAAUUAUUGUAUGAAUCCUUAGGCCUUCUCUGAAGGCAUAGAAGGCCCUCACAGACAUUAACUCUGAUUGGUAAUAAAAAAGUAACAUUCCUUCGUGAUGAUGUGUGUUUCUCUCAGGUUUGGCAGCGGCUUCACGGUGAAGAUGUACCUGGCUGUGUCUUCCUGUGACGUGGAGGUCAUCACCAACUUCAUGCAGCACCACUUCCCCAGCACGUACCUCAAGGUAAGAUACCUGGGACAGUCUGGUGUGGGGGACUGAAUGAAUGAAUAAACUGUAUUGAUCCCCAGAGGGGAAAUUGGAUUUGUACCAGUAUAAAAUACAUUCCUAUAAAAUUCCCACAAAGCACAUUCACACACACUGCACUAUAACGGUUAAAAACAGUUUUGGUCAAAAAAUAAUUUGGUCAAAAAUCUUUCAUCUGUUGUAACGGCCAGGUAUAUUACCUGAUUAAAUGUGGUAUUUAGUUUCCUGACACAAGAACAAGCCAGUUGAUCAGAAAUGGCUGUCUGUCUAGAUAGAAAAAUACUUUGAAGUCAGAUUUAGAAGUAAAAAAUAAACGUAGUUCAUGCGUUUUGCCUUUGUACUGUAGAACAGCGCAGUUUGACAUGUGGCACCUGAUUGAUUGAGAUGUGCCCUCAUGUCUCCUCCUCCCAGGACCAGCACUCUUCCAUGGUGGAGUAUCAUGUGCCUGUGGCACCUGGAGGUGUGGCGGACAUCUUUGACCAACUGGAGUCUAACAAGGCCGCUCUGCAGAUCAAGCACUUCUCUGUCAGCCAGACUACCCUGGAUGAGGUGAGAGCGAGAGGGGAUGAUGUGAAAGAGGGAGGGGGUGGAGGGCGAGAGAUGGAGGGAAGGAUGGUGAAGGGUGGAAGGGAGAGAGAGGAACACGGAGAGAAAGGCAGAUGGAGAGAGUGAGCGAUGGGAUGUGAGAAUAAGAGAGAAAGAAAGAGAGACGGGGGGAGUCUGUCGGAGGGAGAGAGAGACCUAACAGACUUAAAGGGCAAUUACAGUAUGUCUUCACACUUCAGAAAUCAAGUUGCAAAAAUAGGUUUUGAAUCCUAUUCAGAGUAACUGACAGAGGGUAUGAACCUACUACCUACACUCUUAGAAAAAAAGGGUUCCAAAAGGGUUCUUUGGUUGUCCCCAUAAGAUAACCCUUUUUGGUUCCAAGUAAAACUUUUUUUGGAUCCAGGUAGAACCAUUUUGGGAUCCAUGUAGAACCCUCUGUGAAAAGUAUGUAAAGCAAUCUGAACAACCAACCCAGUCACUGAUCCUGUAGAAUUAUUCAUUCCCCUCCAGGUCUUCAUCAACUUUGCCAUGGGGAAGAUUGGCAUCGAGACCAUCCCAAUCCACAGCGAAGAAGAUUCCGAAGCAGACAGCAUCAGCCUCGAAUCCAUCGCGGCCUCAGAAACGUAGCUUUGGCGGCCAUCUUGUUCACAAUGUGUCUGUCUACAUGUCUGUCUGUCUGAAGACACACACUGUGAAGGAAGAAGAUAAAUAUUCACGCUAGAUAGAAAUUAAUAAAUUGAUCUAUGUUUUAAUAAUAAUGGAAACAUUUAAUAUAUGAAUCAACCUGUAAUCACUUUACUUUAUUUUAAUUGUAUAAUUUCUCUUUGGUACUGUUCUCAGUUUAUCAAAUCACUUUUAUACCUUAUGAAGGAUAACUUAUGAAGUGACUUUGUUGCGACUUUGGACUGUUAAAUUGAACAGGGUUUGUCUCUUGUUAUUUCAUCAGGUAAUGAGAAUCAAAGAGAUGUGAACAUGCUUCUAUCAUGUAUCUUCACUAAUAUGUGUCGAAAUCCAAAAAAUGUAAUGGCCUUCCUUCCUCAAUUAUCUGUUUACUUGUCAUGAACAAAAUAUAUAUUAAUGGAAAUCAUGCAUAAGAUCAAAUAAAUGGUAUUGUCAUGUUAUUAUCAUUACAAAUCUAAGUACUGUGGUGGAGGCACUGAUCUUUAGCAACAGUUGUAACCUUAGAGAGAUGCGCAUUCCAUUGGUGAAACUCGUAUCUUUUGUUGAUUAAAUUCUAUUGAUUUGGCCCAUUGGUUAGAAUUAUAUAUAUAUAUAAUAAGCUACAUCAGUGGUU